CUACCGCCGAUCGCUCGUAGACGCUCGGCGACAACGGUCCCGCGCGAAAAAGGACAUUUUUUUCAGGUUUUAAUUUUUUUUUAUUUCACUCAAAUUAAUCCAUUCAAUUAUCGUGGUCCGGUGUCCUCGUCUCAUCCACGGACCGAAUAAUCACCGAAAUGGACUCAAAUAUACCGGAUCCGGGUAAGCUUUAAUGGUUUUUUUUUUUUUUAAAUAACAGUCUAAUCAUUGAAGUUAUAAUAUGUUUGUUUUUUAUCCUAUGUUACAAAUAUUUGAGAGAUAAUAGAAUCUAUAAAUAAUAUAAAUUUAUAAAAAACAAAAAAAAAUUUAAAUGUAAAUUAGGUAUGGCUUAUUAGUAUCUCAAAAAAAAAAAAAAAAUGUUUUACCUACGAAUAUAAUACCGCUAAUGAUAUUAUACGUAUUAAAAAACUAAAAAUAAAAAAGCCUGUCGACAAACUAAACAAUUAAUUAAUACAAUUUGUUUACAAUGUACCUAAACAGCAGGUAAUAUAAAUAUUUUUUUUUUUUUAAAAAUAUAAACGCUCCACAAUUGAUUGCGUAGAGAAAAUCAGAUUAGAUGAAAAUUAUUUUAAAAAUACGAUUCAUGCAUUGUAUAUAUAAUAAAUACAUUUAAAACAAGUAUAGAUACUGUUGAUGGGCCAUUGUUGUAGGUGGGAAGUUAGGAAGGUAGACGGGAAAUUGAAUGUACAUCCUUACGCAAUGAUUCACCAUUGCUAAUGAAAAACAUUAGGUUAUUUAAUUUAUAACUGUAAGUAACAAUAAACCACUGCCAGUAAAAAAACAAUUCUGAAUGGAGUUUUGUUAUACAUAUUUUAAAAGUCUGUAACAAAAACGAUUUUCGUCAAAAUUUGGUAUUAAAAAUCUUACUAAAAGAUUUCGUUUCAGACAAAUGCUGUAUUUGAUAAAUCGAAACAAGAUUCUCGUAGAAAUGUGUACACAUUCUAAAAAUAAAAUUAACAUUAUUUUAAAACCAAUACAUUCCUUGCACCGCGCAAAAUUUAAACUAGAAAAUGUAAAAUAUACAUAAAAAAAAACAAAAAUCGCCAUAAUGUAUUGAACAUUUUACCACGUCCUAAAAAGUCCCUAAAGUUUCUAUGAAUAUUUUUAACUUAAUUACAACAAAAGAACAAAAUUUAAAAUCACGAAAUUAUUGUUUCUUAAACAUCAUAAGUUUUUCUAUGUUUUUUCCGGUUGUGCUCAAUCAUCACUACGCGGAAAAUGAAAAUUCUACAAAAAUGGUCUUUAGUUUUCUAUUUUAUCAAUAUUUCAGGCAACAAAAGUAAAUCGCAAACAUUUAAUAUAAUGCAUUGCAUUUGUAGUCCAUUUUAACUUUACGUCUUUUUUCAAAUGUUUUCAAAACUUAACUGGAAAAUCAAAAAAUUACUUUCUUUCUUAUUAACUAGAUCCAAAAUGCAAAAAAAUAGUUUCUUGUGAUUUUUUGAUCUAAUUAAUAUUUCUGUCAGAGUACAUGGUAUGUUUAAAUAAAUAUCGGUAACGCUAUCACUGUGAUUCGUAAACAUUAGUCUAUACUUUUUAUUCUAGUUUUACCCAAUUAUUUUUAAAACUCCUAAAAAAACAAUAAAUGAUCUCUUCGAUCCGUUAAUAUCUAUCGAUCUCAAAUGCUAUAAACAAGAUCUCCGGUCAAUUUUCGGUUGGAGCAAGAUUUUUGGUAAUAAUUGCUUACAGACACAAUUAAAACAAAAUAAUAAUAGUAACACUCAACAUAGUAAAACCAAAAGAUUUCUUGCUGCGUUCCGAAUCUAAAACUAAUGAUUGUGCUGAAAAACAGAAAAAUUAGAAAGUAAAAACAAAAUAUCAAAUACUUAAAUUUUAGGACUUAAUUUUUCCAAAUUUGUGUAGGUACUGAAUAGGCACUAAUAAUUUAAGAUACAUUAUUUUUUGAUUUACCCAUUAUAGCUACAUUCGUCGAUAGUGCAUAAAGAAAUAUUACAAAUCGAUCUGUGUUUACAUAAACAAUAUAAUAUAUUUCAUUUUUUUUUCUAGUUUUAAAUAUUCGUAUUUUUAGUUCUCUUUACGGUUAUAUUUUUUAAUAUUAAACAGAAAAAAAAAGCCAUUAUAAGAAGACGUCACAGUUCGUAACAUUUAUUAUCUCUGUUUCCAUCCAAAAAUGCAUCUUAAAAGUCUCAACGAGUACUUACUUUGGUUUUGAAAAUAGACUUCAAACAAAUUAAAUAAAUUCUCCAAAUUAAAUAAAGACGAUAGCAUUUACUACAAGUUUUCGUCGAAGGAUUAUUUCAUAUACGAUUCUCAGACAUAACCUACCAAUAUUCUUACAAGAAAAAUAUAAAACAAGUUUAUUUAUUUUUUUUUUAGUUUUCAUAAAAUACUUAAUAAUGUAAAAAAAAAAAUCUCAGUUUUUAAUUUAGUGAAAAAUGUAUUGUUUUAUUGUGGAUUGGAACCGGAGUACAUUAUUUGAAUUCCAUAUACACAAGUUGCAAGUUAAAAAUAUGACAUAGACGGUGAUUGUAAUUGUGAAGUAGUCCUUUUAAGAUUUUUAAGUUCGCUAUAUUCAUCAUUGGUGAACUUAUUGUAAAUAGUAUUAAUAAUUAAUAUUGAGCAGUAUCACGGAUGUAUGUGUUUCAAGAAUAUAAUCUACCGAAAUCAUACACAUUUGCUAGUGUAUGAAUUCAGAUUUUUUUAAUUUUAUUACUUCUGCAGUGAAUAGAUUUUUUAUAAUCUGUAGAAUUCUUUAAAUGUAAUUAUGUUAUGAUUUAAGUGAUUUGUUUGUCUAUCCAUUAGUUUUGGAAUUUUUGCAAACCAUGUUUUCUAACAAAAAUAUUGCUCCUAUAGAAAAAAAAAGAACCAUUUUUGUUGUAUUUUUAAUCUUGUUAGCGAGUAUUAGUUUCGUUUUUUGAUAUUCUCUAUGGUUUUUUUAAUAAUUGAGCGAAGCCGAAAAAAAAAUCAUUGAAAGAAACAGGUAAUCUACGUAAAUCAUACUUUUAUUACUAAAUAAUUAUUAAAUAAUUGAAAUUUUGUACUUUUGGUUUUUUUGUUAUAAUUCAGUUAAAAAUAUUCGAAAAAUUUAAACUUUGAAAACUAUUAAAAAAAACGGUUAUUUUCGAGCUAUUUAAUACUUUUUUGUGUUUGCAAAUUUAUUAAAAAAUUUUCAUUUUUUUGGGUGCUUUAUAAAACUGUUAGGCUAUUCAGAAAUAUUUGAAUAUUUAACGGUAUAUAUGUUCAUUAUACAACGUACUACUUGGUGUGAUGAUAAUAAAUAAAUAAAUAAAUAUAUAAUAAUAAUAAUAAAAACAAAAAUAGAGUGUAAUGUAGUAUUUAUUUUUUUAUAAGAGUUUUAAUAUCAAAUUUUGGCGAAAAUUGUAAAUAUUACAGUCUUUCAAAACAUGUAUAACUGAACUUCGCUCCGAAUCAUUUUUCAUUAGUUGAAAAAUAGUACAUCGUUGUUUACAGAUAUAUAUUAAAUAACUUAAUAUGUACUAUGUUCGCAAAUUCCCACUUACUAAAAUGGCACACGAGUAAAAAAAAACUAAUACUGGUUCUUUUUUAAAAUGAAAUUAUAAUAUUUUAUGUGCAUUAGGUACGGAAAAGUUAGUGGCUCUUUCUUCCAAAUAUAAUGGGCGCCCAUAUUUUGUUAUACAUGUUCGUUUAUUAAAAUAAAUCUUUUGAGUUGUAACAAAUAUUCAAUAAAGUGUUGUGAAAUCAUGAUUGUGACAUAAUUGAAGUUAUCUGUUAUCUUUUACAUAUCUUUGAUACAUUAUUAUUUACUAUAGAUACUGUUUUUACUGCGUAUCUUCUAUAAUUUAUAUCUUUUAUUAAGAGCUGUAAAAUUAAUUAAUUAAUUUUGAUAUUUUUUUUUUUUUACAUCUUGCUCAACCUUGUUCAUAAUUUAGUAGUAUAAAAUUUAAAAAUCAUGGUGAUUUUUAAAUUGGUAUCCUAAUAUAAUUAGUCUAUUAUAUCGAUGUUGCUAGAUAAGAAUUCUCUCAACAUUACGAUACAUCUAUAAAUACGAUUUAUAAUAAAAUUUUAAAUUUAAAGUUUUAGAAUCAGUGGCCUAACAGCAAUAUUACUUCUUUUCCGUACUCCUACAGCUAGAUACAGAAUUUAAUGACGACAAAAAAUGCAAAAUAAUUUAUAUUUUAUUCAUAUCUGUGUGUUUGAGCUGAAAUUACUCUAAUGAUUUAAAUACACUUUUUUCAUAAUAUAUACAUAUAUUAUACAUGUAGGAUUUUAGGUACGUAAUAAAUAUAAGUGUUUUAUAUAUUUACAUAAUGUUAAUAAAAAUUGGUUGUUUUCCACGUUUUGGGUUUUGAAAUAAUUAUACUUUAUAAGUAGGUAUUAUUUUCAAAUGUCGUAAAUUACGACACUCGACUCAUGGCAGUUAACUCUAGAGAAAAUUUUUUUUUUCAAUACGUGAAACUACAUUUUAAGUGUACACUGUACACUAAUAUAUGAUGGCCAAUAAAUCAUUAUCGAGAGAUGGACUGACGGGCAUGUGUAUUCAACACACUGUGUUCUCAUGUUUCCCUUUGCUUUAGGUUAGCAAAUUUAAAAUUAUAAUUUUUGCACAUUACAUACAAAUUAAGAUGACAGACUCGAUAACUUUUGAUUUUCAUUAGUAAGAAAAUGUUUAACCUUUAUAGACAAACUAACAUUUUUUAAAACGCUUUUUAAUAAUAAUAGUUGUUUAUUGUAACCAAAAAUAAUAUGAGCUUAUUACAACAUAACAAUAAAGCAUAUAAUCAUGGUUACACAUCACCUAUAAGCAUUGCUUGAGAUGGUGAUGUUGAUUUAAUAUACAUUAUAAUAUAAUAAAUAUAAUAAUAAUAAAAAAAAAAGAAACAAGAAAUAAAAAAUUUCAGGCAAAUCAGUAAACAUAUGGUAAAUGCAUACUAGUAUAAAAAUUAAAUUAAAGAAAUUACAAGUACAAAAUGAUAAGUAUAUUAUAAUUUUAAAACUUAAGAUAUUAACAUUUAGUUGAAAACAACUUGUAUAAAAUGUAGAUUGUUAAUUAGUAAAAUCAAACUGAUUGAGAAAAAAUAAAUAGUUUUUUUUUCAAAAAAACCAACUAUUCUACCUUUAAGAUAUUUUUCCAAAAGCUUAGAAAGUGAUAAAAGUAAAGAAAUAAAACGAUAACUAUUAUAGUCAAUUUUUUCUUCAUUUUUAAAAAAAAUUGAAUAACUAUACAAAUUUUAAAUAAUUGAGGAUAUUCGCUAGCUGUUAAUGAUAAAUAUAAAAUUAACAUUAAUGGAAAGGAAAUAGUAUUUGAGAUUUUUUUAAAAUACAAUUUUACAGUAAAUUUUCAAAAUAUGAAGUGUGCAAUUCAGAUAAUAUUGUUGAGAAUUUAUAAAUACUUAGAUGGAAUUAUGUUUAACUUUUAUCUUUAUAUGGGUUAUAUAUCACUUAUAUGAGGUUCUAAUCGUGUUCUAAAUCUAACUCUAUCAAUUUUUUAUUAAAGAUAAUUGUUUACUCUUUGAUAGAACGCCAUGUUGCCGAUCGAAUUUCACAAUUAUACAAUAUAAAUAGAUCACAACAUAAUUAGAACAUAUUCUAGUUUAUACAGUUUAUUUGUAUUUUUCUCCUUCAAAAAUUUCGUUAAAAUAACUUCUAUGCAACUUAAUGAUAGAAAUGUAUUACAAAAAUUCAGUAUCAAUCUGAUUCUAUUAUUUGACGGUAGAUUCAGUACCUAUAUAGAUUUAAUAUGUAGGUAUUUUUCAUAAAAUACUACACCGAUAAUUUGUGUUCCAUUGAGUUCCACUCGCCGAUAUCGAAAUGGGGUCAAUUUUUUGAUUUUUCUGGUUCGAUUUGCGUUCGGUUAUGUUCAGCUCAUUUAUAUUAUUGCUUCCGCAAUCGGCUAAAAAGGGUCGGUUAUUAUUUUAAUAGUGUUAGUGUUUUACUAGUGUUAAAAUGUGAAACACCACAGCUCAUUUUGUGUAUCUUGAAUAAUUCAACUAUCCAAACAUUACAUACGUAUAUCAUAAGGUCCCUUACAUUUUGCGUAUAUAUAUAUAUAUAUAUAUAUAUAUAUAUACAUACUAGCACUUGAAAUAGGACAAAUGAGUUUUGCGGUUUUGUUGCCGCAGCCGACAUAACGACAACCAGAAAUAUAAACUAAACGACAUUUUGGCUUAAACGGUUUGCCCAGAAGAACAAAAUAGAAUUAUAUAGGGUGUUAGAGUAACAUUUACUGCGCUGACCGUUGACCUAAAUCCGGUCCUGUCUGUAUAUCUCUUUUUAUGUAUUUUGUUUUUGUUUUUUGUAUAUAUACUCAUUUUUACAAUAUUUUUUGAAUACACACAGCAUAACAUAUAAUUAGAUUCUGAACAAAACGACAAGGUUUUACAAAAAAAAAUUUUUAAAAAAAAAUACUGAAAAUAAAUUGUAUGGUACAUCAGUGUAACCACGAUAGUUUACCCCCGUGUCGAUUUCCUUUACGGGGUAAUUUUUUACGAGAAAAAUUUGAACACGGAUUGACCAUCAGCUGAUAAAAUUUCACAAGUGAUAAUAAUCCCUUAUCAUUACGUGUACAAAGGUUUAAAAACUAAGAUUGAAUAAAUAAUAAAAGUAUGGAACUCAAAAUUUGAAUAUAUUUUCACUAAUACCUACAUUUCUUAUAUUUUCUCGUUUUUUUUUCGGUUAUUAAAAUUUUAUGAGAAAACUCCUAAGAAAUCGAAAAAUAACCUCUUUAGUGAAAUUUCCUUUUAAAAACAUUGCUAUCAUUAAAAGUUGGAGCAAAAUUGCUAGUAAAAAAGUUGUUUACAGAUUAAAAAAAAAUAAACAUAUUUGUAAAACCCACAAGUUUUUUCGAUCCACUCUGAAUUUAAAAAAAGAUAAAAUAGUUUAAUUCUGCGAUUUUUGCCAUCUUUCCAUGUCAAAACUGGAUUUAAUUGGGACCGGAUGAAAUUAGGAAAUAACUACUCUGCCCUCGGUAUGAAAUUUGGAUUUUUAUUCUGGCCCCGUACAUAAGUAGUAUGGAACGGAAUUCAUGUGAAGCCCAAUUUCUAUACUCCAGAAGACUUUCUUUUCAGGUUUGUUAGCCAAUUUCUGACUUUUGUAUGGUUUCUUUGGAAGAAAAACCUACUUUAAUUAUCAUUUGUCUAAACCAAUUAAAUAGACCAUCUUCAUACAGUGCCAAUAAUAAUAGUGGGAUUUUGCACUUUUAAUAAAGAAGGUGUUUAAUUAUCUAUACAAAUGAACAUAUUGUAUAAAAUACAUAACUUACGCUGGCACAUGCCCAAAAACGGCACCAGACUUCCGUAUAUAGUUUUAUUCAUUAUAUCGAUUCUCUCUGUAAAAGACUCCCCUCCUCAUCCCUUCCGCCCCCGAUAAUUGAUUGCAGGGAUCAUUCAUUCAGAGUCUUCCGGCAAUUUCUUUUUACGAUCUCAUUUUGAAAAACGUCAAGACCUCUGUAGCUCGUUCGCGCCAAAUCUUGCUCCGCUUGACGUAUCCGUUUGAUUUUCCACCUAUAGGUACUUAACUAUAUUAUAUUAUUUAUAUGAAACACUAACGGUCAGAUAAUUAUUCAGCAUAGUAUUAGUAUUAUUGUUAUUACAUUGAUACGGCUAAUUUGAGCGAUAAGGUUAGAAUUUUUCACACUGCACUUGUCGUAUUAUUUGAAUAAUCGAUGAUUUAAUAAUUAAUUUAUAGAUCGUAAUCAAUAAAAUAUUAUAACCGAAAGAUUACGAACGAAUAAAUGAUUAAAAUAUGUGUUUUUUUUUUGGUGGGUGGAGUGUGCCUUUAUACCCGUUUCCUCAAACAAAUUCGUGUCCGACCAUUGACUAUUUUUGGCUGCUUUUCUUCGUUUGUUUCUUGAAUCUACCGAAUUAACAUCCCUUUUUAUAUUCCUGCAGUAUUUACAUAUUAGACGAGGCAUUUCUAGAAGUUUUUCCUCUAUUAAGCCUACUUCAAUACUAACAUUAUUACCGCUCUUAUCAUAAAACUAUUACAUGUUUCCAUAAAACAUUAUUACGCGAAUAAUUAAAAAAAAAAAGGAAAUUUAUAUAAUUCUAAUUGAAUUUUAAUGACGAUUUCCGAACAUGCAUUUGUAUAAUUAUGUUUAAUUCCGUGUUGUUUACCGGUGUUGAAGGCUAAUAUUAAAAAAAAAAAAAAAAAAUGAGGAGUUUAUUAACAUUUUUAAACUAAUUAACUAAAUAUAUUUAUAUAAUACAUAUUUACCGGAGAGUUUAAUAGUGCUUUUAUUUUAUAAAAUUACUGCAUCGGUCCUUUAAUAGUUGAAGAUUACUAUUUUCGGACAAUGUAAAUCGUAUUUUAAAAUUAUUUUUAACGGUAAAUAAAAAUAUGUAUACAUUUCGUUCAAAAAUCAAACUAAAUAUUUAUUUAAUUCAAGACGAUCUCGGCUGGAUAUUUAUUUAACUUUAUUUAGGUUAAUGUAAUAAGGUAGGUAAUGAAAUAUAAUAAUCAAUUUUAAAUAAUUAUAAAAUGUAUUUUAAGACAAUUUUUUGUAAUUUAAAUUAGAUUAAUUUUUAUACUUUAUUUAAUACUACUUAAGUAAUGAAGUUAGAAUUAAUUUUUCCAAUCUUUAAUGAUUCGCGUUUUAUAUUUUGACUGUGAUAUACCUGAUGAAUUUUUAAUUCGAAACCGAUCGUAUAAUACAAUUAUCAUAAUACUCCAGACGACGCAUUGAUUCAUUUAUUUAUUUUAUUUUUAUACAUACAUUUUUUAUUUAUAUAUUUAUUUGCUAUAUUUUUUUACUUUAAUCUUUAAUAGUUUAUAAAUCUAAAGUACAUUUAAGAUAAUCAUUUUGUUUAGUAAGUACCUAGGUUCUAGGUAUACAAGUUUCGUUAUACAACGUAUUAUAGUAACUAAAAGUAUUUUUUAAGAAAAUAGAUAUAAAAUGUCUGAUGUAAAAUAAUGUGUACAGUUUUUUUUCACAUUUAUUUUGAUGUAUGAAUGGAGAAGAUAAUAGUUUUAUCAUUAAAUGUGUGUGUGUGUGUGUGUGUGUGUGUAUGUACGUAUUUUUUCUCUUGGAAAACAUUUAUUGUGGUAGUAAAAAUUGUUCAAUUUCUUCGCAUAGAAGAAAAUAUCUUGAUUCGUAAACGUUGUUUUAUGCAAUUUAAAUAAUUUAUAGCAAAUACCCAUGCAUAGGUUUUACUUUUGUUGAUUUCUAGGCUAUCUAACCUAACCUUACAAGGGAAAAAAAACACUGCUAAAACUACUCCGGUCAGAAUCCUACUUUGAUUUUAAUAAUUUAUCGUUGCUUUCAGUACCUAUAAAACUUGAAUUGCCGAUAACCUAUGUAUUUUAAACUUUCCACCUACUACAGUGGCCUACUCAUCAUACGUACGGUUUCUUUUUUUACUUCGUUUUUAUAGUCUUCCGCGUCUAUUAAUAAAAAUAUAUACAAAAAUUCUAUAUGCAUACUUACAUUAUAUUAGCUUUAGUAUUAGUAGUGUAAAUAGUCUAACCGUUAUUUGGCCGAGUUUUAGAUUUUUCCAUUUUGGCGUUUCACAAAAAAAAAAAAAAAAAAACUAAUAAUAAUAAAUUAGCUAUUUGAUUUUAGCAGGUUAGUUCCAAAACACAUUUACCAUGAGAUGCAUUUCUCUCUACAUAUUUUAAAAAUAAUAUCACUAAAACGUCAUCUAAUAUUAGCUCACAUUAAUAAAAACGAUUUUUGUUCGUUUAAAUGAUCUUACAGAAAAAUAAUUUGUAUUGUAAUUGGCUAAUCUUUAUGUACACACAAUUCGUCUAUGUUAAUCUGGCUAUACUUGCAAUUUUAUUUUACUCACUAUAUUUGUGUUAAACCUCUAUAUAUAUUAACUUAAUUUUAAUUUUAAAUUUCGUAAAUGAGCAAAACUAUUUAUUCAAUUUUUAAAUUUAUUAAAAACUAAUUUUUCUCGAAUUGAAAAAAUUGACUUGGAUAGCUCAGCACCUGAACCAGGGUUCUUUACAUAUAUUCUUUAUUUGUUAUUUAAUAUUCCAUUUCAUCUAUAUUUAAAAUCAUAGUUAAUCGAGAAGAUUACAUUUUUUUAUUCUAUUUAUUAAUAUUUGUCUACGCUAUCGUCAUGAUGAAUGCCGUCUUUUUGAGACGUGCCAAAAUGUAUACAGUCCAAUUCAUUUUUUACUAUAAUAAAAUUAUACUGUAUCACGUAUUUUUGAAAUAUAUUUUAAUAAAGUUAACGCUAUACGCAUUUUUAUAGCAAUUGUAAAGUGGAAAAAAUUAUUUUAUUGUUAUUUUGUAAAAAACUAUAAAAUAUAGUAGUAUACGUAUAAUAUAGAACUGAUCUGGUCGAAAUAAUUCGUGGUUGUUGCUUAUGUACCAAUUAUGAUAACGGCAAAACAUUUUUUAAACAGUAAAUUGUUGACUACGGUAACUCUAAAUUCGAGCUCGCCUCUCUUGCCGUUUAUUAUAAUACCUACUUUACAGAACGGAAAUUUGUAUUUUUUUAUUUCGUUAUAUUAGAAAUUAUUCAGAACGUUGAAUUCCAAGUAUAAUCCGUUUUCUUUUUUAAAUUUAUUCUAGGAAUAUAGAUAUUUUGCUAUUUUUUUCACUUUCGUUUCGUUUAUCAGGUGUCCUAUAAUAUUGUUGCGGCAAAUUUUCGGCUAUUUUAUGUCCAUCUUUUUGUUUGUCAGAGGCUUUUUCUAAUUUCUAAACGAAAUAUGAGAUAUCGGUUUGAAAUGCUUAUAUAAUAUUAGUUAAUCAUAUACACUAUAAACAGAAAAUCCAAAAAAAUUGUACAAUACAUAUUAUUAUAUUGCAGAUUUAUAUUAUAUUAUUAUUAUUACUAUCGAUUAAUAUAUAUCUAUAUUUAUAUAAUAAAUUUAAAAAAAAACAAAUCGUAAAUGUCAUUAUAUACGCAAAUGCAUAUUAUUAAUUUGUAAGGUCGAUAACCCUGGGUAUUUGAAAUGAUUUCUGAUUAUGAUUAAAAUGUCUUAUUUUAUGUAUAUAAUUCGUAAAGUUGUCCAUAACACGAACUUCUGUGUGUAUGUGUGUUAAAUUGGCACUUGAGUAUUUUUAGAAUUAAGUUUUAUAUCAUUUAAAUCAAAUGCUGGGCAGUAACUAUGUAGUUCAAAAGUUAAAAAUUAAGCUGUAACUUAUUUUAUAACUUUUAAAUUAAUUAGUUUAAAAAAAUUAAAAUGUUAGAAAUCAAUUUAGUAAUUUCUUUUUAUAAGCUAUUUAACUGAAUUUAAUUAUUUUGGUAAAAUUUAAUUAAUUUCUAAAGCAUUAUUUAGGUAUGAGUUUUUUUUUUUUAUGAUUACUGUAUGUUUAAGUUCUUUGUACUUUUAUUUCUAUGAAAAUGAAUAUCAUUUAUUACAUAACAAGACAGGCAUACAUUCUAUAGGAUACUCACAUAAGUCUUGUACAGUAUAUAUACACAUACACAAGUAUAACCUUAAUACAUAAUACGUCUAUAAGUGUAAUUAAAAGUAAUAAAUCGUAAAAAAAUAAUUUAGAAAUUAUCUUAAGUUACUAUUUUUCCGACAAUUUGUAACAUAACUUAGUUACUCAAAUUCGUUUAUAUUUUAACGCUUCACUGGGUGCAUUGUCACUGGUGCAUCAUAUAGUUUAAUAUAGUUUGGUUAUAACCGAUUGAGUACAAUUGGCCAUAUUUAUGCUUCACCGAAAUCUAUAACUAGAAACUAAAAUUGAUUUUUUUUUUAAACUUUAAUGAAAUUUUCGUGUACAUUUACAUAUUAUUAAAUAAAAAAAAAAAAAAAAUUCAUGCAAUUAAGUAAAAUUUAACAAGCGUUUUUAUAAUUAUUAUUUUUCUUUUAAGAUAACUUAUACUAGUUAAAAAAAAAUCAGUUAACGCGUCCACUUAUCGUUUUAUCUGUGCUUAAUAAAAUAUAUAAAUACCUAUUCAAAUAUUCCAAAUUUAUGUUAUAGACGCGUUAUUUAAAUAACCGCAUAAACCGUUUCCUGUAGUGUAUCGGGCAAUCAAGAAUCGAUUUUGUUUACAUCCCAUGUUAGAACCUCUGACUAAUUAACACAGAGUUGAGUUUCAGAAACCAUAUAUCGAUGUUUUGUUUAUUUACGAUCGACCAUUGGCUAGAGCCACGUGUUUUGGCGCCAUCGAGUCGAAUACAAAGUUAUACCAUUUUCACUAGGUAUACUAGUUCGUAUAAUAUGUGUUCCUAAAAUAAAACUAUUCAUCUUCUGAGCGCUCUUGGUGUGCAUUUUGGUAUGUUAUGAGUACGUUAUCAUUAUUUAUUUUUGGAUUGUACGUUCUACAUAUGAGAAUAAUAUUUUUGUUUUACGUUAAUGUUUUGGCUACUUUUAAAUACUCGGAAACUUACUAUACAAAGAUAAUCAAGAGUAUAGUUUGUUAUUAUUAGUUAAAAACUUAACAAAAUAAAGUUGGUCAUGAUGUCACAAUUCGCUUAUAUUGAAGUUUAAAUUUUGGACGAAACUCGUAUAAAAAUCACGCAAAAUUAUAAAUUAUAAUUUUAAAAUGUAAUAAUUAUUAUUAUUUAUAAGUUUAAUGCAAUUUUAUUUGAUCGAAGAAACUUUUAAUCAGGCUCUACUCUGUAGAAUCGUAUUUUUUCAAUUUUCAAUGAUUUUUCGAAGGUUUAAACUAAAUUGCCUUCAGAUUUUUUUUUUUUUUAAUAAUAAUUUCUGGCUCUUUUGUUUACGGAAUGAAAAAAAAAAUUGCUAGGGAUGAUUGCUUUCAUCUUCUUCAUUAUCUUUAUACUUGUUUUGUUUUUUUCUAAUUUUUUUAGAAAACAAAUUUUCACUGUAUCAUGUUCGAUCUUAUAAAAAUUGAUUAUUUGUAUAUUUAUAAUUGAAUCUUUUUUCAAUAAUCAAUUAUUUUGAACAAUUCUAUGCUUCUAGCGGCUCUCUCUGGUUAAAUGAGGCAGUGAAAAGUGAAAUGAUUUAAGAGGUAAAUUUCAAUCCGAUUUUUAGCAUGUUUCGGGAAAGGGGAAUAUAUUUUUUUUAGCUUCGAAUAUCCUUAAAGAACUUUUAAAUUAAACUAGAUGAUGAAUGAAAUUUUGAAUAGAAAUUGAGUUGGUUCCCCCCCUCCAGGAUAUGCCUUUUGUUAGUUUCGACUUUUAAUCUUUUUUCUCUCCAUUUGCAUUACUAAUUUUACAAUUAGUUGUGGAAAUAUUGUGAUUUUUUUCUACUUUUAUUAAAACUUAAAGAAAACUCAUAAAAAAUUGUCAGAAAAACUGGAAUAAUAACUAUUAAAAUUUUCCAGUUUGUAAUGAUCUAUCGUUGCGUUCUGAAUUUAAAUUAAAUUACCGUCACCUCUUUUUUUUAAAACAAAUUUAUUUUUGGUUUCCUCUGUCAUUGUGUAAUAUGAAUUUGUUAGAGAUGAUCGUUACUUUAUAAACUCCUUCUUGUACUUGUUUUUAUCGCGUUGCAAUACUCAUUUCUAAUAUCGAUUAUCACGUUACUCCGCGUUUAAGUUUUAAAUUUAUAAUUAUUUUGAGGACGUGUCUAUACUACAAUCUGCGAGUUGUUGAUUGGCCGGCGGUCGUUAUUAGGCUAAUGUUAUACGAAUUUCAAAAAUAGGUCAUUUGCUGGAUCGAGCAAAUUAUAACGACAGUUUGUAUAGUGUUUUAUUGUUGAGAACCGAUCGAACAUUCGCGGUGUAUAAUACCUACGAUUAAACGAUUUUGUUUGUCACCGUGUUUCCAUAAACGACACUCAAUAACAUUCAUAACAACAAUACCAAUAAUUAUAAUUAUUACACGAGUUAAGUUUAAACUCACGAACAAUAAUAAUUAUUCAUAGUGCUGCAGGGUAAACGGCCGGCGAAUGAAACGUUAAAUUCGAGUGGACACGUCCGCCAAAAACCAUUAUAAUAGGUACCUAUCUGUCAGACUAUAUAACUUUGUCGAUUUCGCACGCAACCUAGUACCUGCGCAUUACGAAUUUUUCGGCACAGGUAAAACAACACAAUAAUUCUUGGUACUAUGGUGUUUCCAGAAUUUUUGAGUGCAUCUCAGUUUUUCUAUUGGUUUACUAUCGUGACAAUGACGACGACGCGACGGUGGUAUUACGAUGAUAAUCUAUACUACAUUUUUUAAGAUUCUGAACGUAGUAAGGAAUUUAUUGGUUUUACUAUGAUGUGUUUUUUUUCAUGUCUGUAAAUAACUUUUCUACUAAAAAUCUUACUCCGAUUUUCGAGUACAUCAAUUUAUCUGGAAGAAAAUUGUUUCUAAUUAGUGAAUUAAAGAUGUAAUUUUUCGGUUUUUCUUUGUUUUGUUUUGUUUUUUUUGAAAAAAUUGAAAAAACCUAUCAAAAAUGAGAAAGUUUACAGCAAUACAAUUUGCAUUACUUUCGAUUUAGUUUUAGAAGUAUUUCAACUAUAAAUUUUUCUCCAAGUUUCAAGUAUAGCAUUUUUUCAGAAGAUAAUUUCGUCUAGAUAACUAAAAGAACGUUUGUUCUUUGUUGUUUUCUAAAUAACUGGAAAAAACAGGACAUUUUACGAAAGUAAUGAAUUUAUUAACUACAAAAUUAUUAUUAUUUUUGUUGUAAUUCGGUUAAAAAUUAUCAUAAAGAUCUGAAAUUCAUACAUAAUACUUCUUUCAGUCUUUUAUACAUUUUCGAAUGUGGGUACUUAACAUAUUCAUCUUAUUUAGUUUUUAUUUUAUUUUAUGUGGAUUAAAUUGUUUUUUUUUUUUUUUGGCCGAGUAUAAAUACUUGACAAUUUCACACGAGAUUCAUUAUAAAUUGUAUUUUGAGGUCGAAAUAAAAACAUUUUUUUAUAAGUAUGUUAUUUUGAUAUAUUGAUGAAAAUCUUAAAAAUUAUGGCAUUUCAAAAUACCUAGUCUAACAGAACUUCGCUCAAAACUGUAUUUUUUACUAGCAUUGAUAUUUAGGUGUGUUUAUUUAGAAACAAAAUUACUUUAUUUAUUCUACUCUUCUAACUUCUCAUUUAAAAUAAUGACACGUUCAUCAUUAGUAUUAGCUCUCGUGUUUUGUUUUUCAAAGAUUUAACACAAAAUAAAAAAUAACACUUUAAUAACAAACUAUAUUAUACUAGGGUGGUCCGUAUUUUAAUGUAAAAUGCAUUUGUUUUAUUUACUAAGAAUAUAACUUACUCCAAAUAAAUAAUAACUCGAUUUGCGUAACCAACGUUAAAAUUGAACAUUUUUCUUUUUUCUUUUUUUUUCGAUAUUCUGUCGUUAUCGCAUUAUUGUAUACUAAUAUUUGGAACCAAUUAUAAGUAGAUAGGUGAUUCUUACUACCUUUUGAUAAAACUAUCAGUUGACAGUUGUUCACAAAACAGGAAUUCGGUAGAUCGAUUCCGACAUGGCUUUAAGGGAUUUACCUCGGUGAUAUACUCAAAUGGAUGUGGAACUCUAGAGAGUAAAUGGAAUAUUGACAUUGGUCGGGUUAUCGCGGGAUUUAGUGAACGAAACUCUUUGUCGUUCGGAACGCGUCUAUAUAUUUAAUAUAUAGACACAAUUUUAACUCGAUUUACAUUCGUUUUUCCGUCCUUCGUCCAUACCAAAACAGGCCUCAUACCAAUUACUACAGUAGUGAAAUUAAUGUUUAAGACUGUAUUAGUCACAGUUUAAUAAGAUCAGAAUAACGUAAGACAAAUUCGGAAGAUAUGGAAGAUUAAUAUUUAGAUAUUUAAAAGUUUAAAAAACAAACUAGAGCUCUAAAUUGUUAAAUUUAAGUUAUUUUUUUGUUACUCUUAUUUUGUGAUUUUUUUUAUAAAGCAUUAAUAGAACUCUAAAAGUAUUGCUAUAAGUAAACAAAAAAAAAUUUAACGAUAAAAUGUAAUUUAUAAUUACUAUAAAAUGUAUUAUACAUUAGAAUUGCGUUUAAAACAUUGCGGUUAGCAGAAAAUACGAUUUUUAGAAUUGAAAAUAAAAUCAAUUCUAUAGGUAAAUAUAGAUUUAUACGAUUUACAAGCGUGUUAUAUUUGUUUGUGUUUGUUUGUUACUGCCGUUUUUAAUUGUUUACUAUAGGUGUCUAUGUAUUUAUCAGUAUGUAAUAGCUCGGCUAUUAAAUUUUCAAGUUUUUAAAAAGUUUCAUUGAAACUUUUAUGGAGAAAACUGAAAAAUUGCUGAAAAUAAUUACGGUAAUACUUUUCUACCUACAAAUUAAUAGAAACAUUUUAAUUCCAAAUAUAGUUAUUUGGCUGUUUUUCAUUGUUUUAAAUUUUAAUCCACGGCCGAAAACCUUAGUCCUAUAAUUAUAAUUAUUUUUUCUUUUUUUUUACUUAAUACAAUUAUUAUAAUCUGGUCACUGUCGCUGGUUGUAUAUAACUUUGAUACCCGAUGAUCAUAAAACAUAUAUUAACCAAUAGCGUUUACAAUCACACAGAAAUCGAAAAAAAUAUUCCAGUUUAAUACAACAGAAAAAUAAAUUGUUAAACUUGCUUUUAAUAUCGUACGUUUCAAUAUUUUCCGUAAAUAUAUAUGUCUUAUUAGUUCAGACUUGAGCAGUAUUCCGAAAAAUAUUAUUCUGAAUACUGAAAUUAAAAUACUAUUUAAAUAUUUUAAAUAUUUGUAACAUUCUUUUUUCGAUAGCAUUUAUUACUGUAUUCCAAAUAACUUAAAAAAAUAUUUUAUUCUUUAAACAAUUUCCUUUCUAAUUUUAAAAAUGGUCUUUUCUCAUUUUUAGAUAAUGAAUAUUUUACUAUAAGAUGUGUGUAUUUUUUCUUUAGAAAACUCUUUUUUAGUCAGUACAAAUCUUCGAAUAUUUCCACUCAUUACUUUGAACGAUACGAAAUUUCUACUCAACGGUACUUUUUUGAAAUCUUUUUAGAAAUUCAUAAUAGUUUGCAAAUAAUUUGGAUUGUUUUAAAAUGUAUUAAAAUCUGUUUAUUACGCUGUAGGAGUCAACCAUGAAUACAAAAUGUGUUAUAAAAUCCUAUAUCUGUCCUUAAUUUAUAAAAUAAUAUUUGUUUUAAAGUUUCGUUGAUGUAUUCCUAUAAAAUAAUAGCCGAUAUAACUUUCAAAAUUAAUUAACAUAACAAUGACGAUAUACUACCCCCGACUUAAUCUGCAACAUUGACACGGUGACAUUUUUCGGGAUGUAACCUACUAGGUAUAUAUUUUAGUUUAAAUUAACUUUCACAAGUUGAUAAUAUUUUUUGAAUAUAAAUAAAUUUACAUUUUUCGGUAAGAAUAUAUUUUAAUACUGUAGUAUGCUGACGACAUAGGGAAACAAAAUCAAUAUAAAAUAUUAUACGCUUAAUACAUAUAUUGAACUGCAUCGUGUAUUUGCCGCAUCUCAUACAUCUAUCGUCCAUUUUAAAUUAUGUGAACAUAUGGUUACUUUUUUUUUACUGGUUUUAUGGAGUACAUCGAAAUAUAAGUUCUGUUAAACUGCAGACCACACGCGCUCUAUUGUUUUGUAUAUAUAUAUGUAUACAAUAUAAUGUAAUAAAAUUUCAAGAAUACGUUACACAACUUAAAUUUAAAGUUUCGAUAAAGCGUAACAAGGGCACUGUGGAAAUAUCGCUUUAUUAUAUUUUUACGGUUCAUAAGCAUUUAUGUUGUAUUUAAAUAUACGCAUAUGAUAUCAACAUGUUUGCUUUUGAUUACUGUAUACAUAUUAUAUACAUGUGUUUUGUAAAUAUAUAAUUUGAAAAAAUCAUUGCGUGUAAAACUAUUACUAUUCGUGUUCAAUAUGUACUUAUAGAUGUAUAAUAAAUACACAUGUAUAUAAAGUUACUGUACUGAACUGGUCAAAAAAAUGUUAUAACCGAAAAAAAAAAGUCGUUGUAUGACUACAAUAUUCUUGAGUUUCUCGAAUUUCUUCGCUCUCUUCAGUUCUAAAAAAAAGUAAAAUAGAUUGAUGACUAACGAAUAUAUACGGACAUAGGUACACGGGUUUGAAAAACCGAGUCUGAUGGCCCGUGUGUAAGUUCCGCCGUAAGUGACAGCGACAUGAAAAUAGGUUAACUUUAGUUUCGAAACGUGAUCGGCAACAACGAAGAUAACAGAAUUGUGGUUACUGCACACUAGUGGUGCAAAAGUGGUGUACCUAUAUUUAGUCUCGGCGUCGACUCGAAAAGGCUGUUAAAAAAAAAAAGUGUAACCGUUCAAGCAAUAAUAAAUAAUUUAUUAGAGUUGGCACUAUACAAAUAUUAAACGCCAUUGGUUUCAUAUUGUAGAUAAAUAAUAUAAGAUUAUAAAUUCUGUAUCCAUGGUUUGGAAAAAAAAUUAGGUUUUUGUGUAUCGUUAAUAAUGAUAUGUUCAAGUUCCGUAUGGUUAUAUUAUAAUAUGGAAUAACAGUUAAAUUACGAAAAUAUCGUAAAUUGAUUAUUGUGUUAUGUAUUCUUCGGAAAAAAAAAAUUUUAAAAAUUAAAUACGAAUUCACUCAAAAUCAUAAUGUAAUAUAAAUAAGUGAAAUAGAGCUUCUUACCACGACUUUAUAAAAUGUUUAUAACCACAAUUAGGGGGCACAUAGGUAGUUUCAGAAAAAUUGUUCGAUGAAGACAUCAGGGUAUAAAAAUAAAAUUGAUUGAAAUAAUUAUACUGCACGAGUAAUACAUUUAAUAAUUCAGUGAAAACGUUUAGUAAGGAAUGUCAAAUUUAAUUCAAAACUGGCUGGAAAAAAAAAGUCUAGGUAUAAAUGUUUUUAAAAAAUGGACUUAAUAAGUAACAACUUAGUAACAAAUAUAAAUAUUUAUUAUAAAAUAAGUAUAAAAAUAUUAUGUUUCUAAUUUAUAUUUCCAAAAAUGAAAUAUCUGAAAUUUUCUUCAGAAAUUCAGGUCCAUCUUUUUAUAAGUAUAGCACAGGCGUAUAUAAAUUAUAUAUUUAUAUAUUUUAUAAAAUUAUGAUAAAGUUCAAAAAUUGUUAUCAAUAUAAAUGAUACAAAUGGCCCCCAAUUUUCAGCUUCACUUAUAUACGUGAAUAGUAUAAGAAACUUUGCAGAUCUAUUUUAUUGUAUAUGACUUAUAUGUCUAUGACUCAAAAUAAUGGAAGCCGAUGAUAAAAAUGUCAAUCGUUCUGCCAGAAAAUAGGUUGUUCUUUGUUGGUAUUAAAAGUUUAACAUCUCAAUCUCUGAAUAUUUGACCCCCGGGCACGAAAUAUAAAAUUUUAAAUUUAUAUUUGCAUGUUAAAUGUCUUCAAUUUUGAUCUCCUCUUAUUUCAUUUUCUUGACGACCAUGGCCAAAAUAUAUUAUCAUAGUUUUUCUUAUUUUUAUCAUAACCGGAUUAUUUUCAUCACAAUUAAUUCGAAACUUACGACUAAGAUUACUGUAUUUUAUACGAAUAUACUAGACGUGGUAAUAUUUAUCACGUCGUUAAUAUUCAGAAAAGUAUAAUUACCCGAAAGUAUUUGAGCGGCGCUGACUAACAAAAGUCAACGCACUUUGACCAAUUUGUGAAAUCCUAAUCCCGGUAUACGCAUCGAUAUGUAUUGUGAGCACUUAGCGUAGGCAUUUAUAUAUUAUUAGGACUCGGAUGUUAUAGGAGUUGCAUAUUUUUCUGUAUGCACUGAAUUUAUUGCAGACUAUGCUAGAAACAUUUUCUAUACGAUGGAGAGUUUAAAAAUUGAACAUUUAAAUGCAUAUUUUGCAUAUUUCGUUAAUUUUAGAGAAAAAGUGCAUAUUUCGUCAAUUUUCAAAAAUAUUUUUAUUCAUAUUUAAUAUUUUCUAAAAAAAAUUUUUUCUCUCUUAACGAAUUUAUUUUACAUACAAUAAUAUGUUAUACUACAAUACUGUAAUAUCAAAUUUAAAAUUCAAUAUUAACUCAAUAACGUAGUUAUUUAUUAAUAUUUCUUACCGUCUUUGUCUAUUAAUAAAGACAACGGUGCGUUUCGUAUUUAAUUUUUAUCUUAGUUUUGCAUAUUAAUAAUAAAAUUAUAUGUUUUUGAAUAAUAAACUGAAUAAUUUGUUGCAUAUUUAUUACAUUUUUCAUAUAUUUAACAUUUUUUCUUACAUAUGUUAGAAUUUUUUUGUGCAUAUUUUCAUACAUAUUUUGCCUUUUUUAACUCCUAUAACUUCCAAUCCCUAUAUACUAUGUAUAAUAUGUAGGAAUAUAAUUUUUGAAACGCUGUAGUACCUACUCGACUUCCCUUUGGUAUCACGGAUUUCCGGCGCAAUGCAAUAACAUUGCGAAAUACGUUAUUAUUUAUCUCGUAAAAAGGAAAAACAUUCAAUAAAUAAAACAACGGAUUUGUUAUUCAUAUUUUAUUGACACCAGAGAGCCGAACAGUUUCGCGUGUCUCCUUAUUGUUAACCGGCCUACAUUCGCACAAGAGAUGCUAAAAGUAAAAGGAUAGUCAAAAUACAAAAAUUUGGUUUAAUUUUUGUAAGGUUUCAGUUUAUAAGAAACCGCGUUUACGUAUUAUUCGGAUUCCAGGCUUUGGGUUCAACAGGUUCAUAUUUUUUAAUUGUAUACAAAAUUACUAUCGUAGUUUUUGUUCACAUAAGAAGUGACUAAUGAGUAAUGGCCAAUAUAACCUAAAAUGAUUUAAAGGUCAUUUAUAUUGAUAUUAGAUAAAUAUUUAAUAUAGAUAUUUACGAAUACAUAGGUAUUCUUAAAAAAAAACAUAAAAAAAAAAUUAAUUUUAGUAAAUUUAAAAAAAAAAAAAUACAAUUGAAAUUUGAUAAUAUCAUUAAUAAUUACACAUUAUAAUAAAUUAUAGAUUAUUAUUUAUUGUUAAGUUUAUUAAUAUUAUAGUUAUUAUUUAGCCAGUAAAAUAAACUAAAUUAAACGAACACGGCGUCUAUUUAGACGUGCAUUCAAACCAAGUUAUUUAUAUAUUAUAUUCAAUCCUCUAUCAUAACAUUUAUUUCAUUUUAUCAUUAGUUGAUAUAGUAAGUCUAAAUUUUUCCAGGGCGGGGGGAGGGUAAACAUUUUCUCCGCGGGGUUAUACCCCUUUCCCCGAUCACUCUCUGAAAUAAACACUGAUUAGCUGCACUAAAACAUUGAAUUUAAGUAGUCACCAUAAAACAUAAUACUAUCUUCACAAUUCAACAAGGUGAACCAAAGUAUCAUUGGUAUUUAAUUUCAAAAUGUUUAAAAUUUACCGGUUUAACCUGUUCUAGGUCUUGUUCAAAAUAGAUUGUUUGGGUGAUAUUAUUUAAAGUAGCCGUUUUGAUGGUUAUCGCGGAACACCGGAAACAUAAUAUUUUAAUUAUAAAUUUGUUUCCGAUAUUAAUAAGUUCCUGCAUGCAAAAACACAUCUACGAUAACUCUCAUCGUGCUAUGCCGCGUUCUCUCACUUCUCAGAAGUAUAAUUUCCAUACGAAUUUUGAUAUUGUAAAUUUGUUGUAAAGUUCUUCAAUAGUUUUUCUUCAGGUGAUAUGUCAAACAUAUGUAUUCAAUUUUUGUUUGCAUUCAACGUCAAAAUGUAUGAUGAAAAUUUAGCACAAACUGUGUCUUGUUUGGAUUUUAAUUUAAAAAUGUUUUUCGUUGUGAUCGUCGCAUAACGAAAUCCACACUCGGUAUAGUGUUAUUAUAUUUAUACGAGUGUGUUUAUUGUGAAGUUUGGGCAAUUCUCCUGUUACAAGCGUUUUACCACCGAAACGAUGCAUUUUAUAUGAAAUAAUACUAUGUACACUGUUAUUAUAUUACACCACGUCAAUUAUUAUUGUCGUCGAACUUUCGAUGUGGGCGAAAAAUAGUAUCGCAUAUGUGCCGCUACGCUGUUUAAUAAUUCGUUCGACGACGUUGUCGUUUUUCGUGCACGGACACGCACUUUCGAUUUAUAUGCGCCACCGCCGCUGCUCGACACAUCCCACUCGGACGUUUUAUACCCUUGUCGGCGGUGGCAGGGGCGGAUGAUUACUCGCACAGGUUCGGUUAAAGCAGUAAUACUCCCCCUUCCCCUUUUUUUUUUGAUACACUUCGAGAGAUUUUCAGGAUAUUUCUUUUCGUCCGACAACCCGGCGUUCCCCCGACCGCGACUCGAUCUCACGAAAUCCACGAAAAACUAUUAUAUUUAUACUUCUAGGGCCGUCCCUCAAAUAUAGUAUAAUAAUAUAUGGUGCUUUAGUUACGGUCCGAGUUCAAAAAGUGGUCAAUGUGCCGGAUGACGUGAAAAUAUUAGUACUGGAUAGACGGGCAUGAGUCGGUGAUAUGGUAUGACAAAGGGAUAAAUCCAUAGAAUAUUCCUAUACUAUAUACUAUAGGUUUUUAGAUUCUGAGCGAAGUGAGUAAUGUAUUCCUUUUACUACGAUGAUUAUUAUUUUUUUUUUUUUUUUUUUUUUCGUUUUUUUAAUUAUUGAGCAAAUCCGGAAAUUAAGAUAGAAAGAACGGGGAAAUUUACGAAAACAAUACUUUUAUUAUUUUCAUUUUAAUUAUUUUUAUUUGUAAUUUUAAAAUUUGAGCCAUUUUUAAACUAUUUAUAAAAAAAUUUACGAGUUUAUUACGUGAUUUUAAUAUAGGAGGUAUUCUAUGGAUAACAUUGCUAGACUAAUUAAUAAUGAUUGAUGAAAAUGUUUGAAAAUUCAACAGGAGAUUCAUUAUAGGUCUUAAUUUAUUUAGAAAAAAAUAACUGAGUGUGAUGUAGUAUUAGUGUGCCCAACUUUGCUCUGAAUCGUUUUUCAUUAGCAAAGGUUUAUUGUUGCUUACAGAUAUGAACUAAAUAACUUCAGUAUGUAUCCUACUUUUUCAACUUCUCAACUACAACAGUGGUACACCAGUCCCCAGUAUCAGAUAUUUUUUAUAAUAAAACUAUAUGAACAGUAUAUCUACACAGAUUAUUGUGUACAAUAAUUAACGUCGAUCAAGUUCUUUCGACAAAAACUUUUUAAUAAUAUAAAAAAAAAUGUAUAUAGCAUAUACUAACAAAUUUUAAAUUAUUAGAAUUUUCUAAAUUAAUAUUUUAACUACAAAUUACCUACGCAAUUUUAUUUUCAACAUUUGCGUUCCUAAUACAGUCAUAUUGUAAGCAAAGUCGGCGUUACAAUUUGCGAGGCCAUGUACAAAUUUAUUUUUAAUAGACUUUUGAUUUUCAGUUUAGUCUAUACUACUUCUUUCAUCUAAUACUUUUAAUAAUACCCUAUACUUGGACACGGGCAAAAAUACCGUUUGAUAAGACAAUGCACGUGUACAUGUAUUUCUCAAAACCAUCGUUACAUUUGUAAAUAUAUUAUUUUUUUAGUUUUAUGCCCAUUAUUAUGCUAUUUUUUUAUGGGUCCACAAGUGCGAGGUCUCUGAAACUGUAAGACCUUAAAUGUAAGCUGCGCUUGCCUUACCCUAACGUUGUUCCUGAUUGUCAGAUUUAUUUAAUUUCUUAUUAGUUACGAAUAAUAAUAUAAAAUAAGGUAAGUAAAGAAUAUUCGACCGGCUUGGGUCGAGUGUUUUUAAUAUUUUGUUUUUUAAUAAACUUAUAAUACUGUAUAUAUUAAAAUCUAAAAAAUAAAUAAAGUUGAAAACUUUCACGGUCGAAUAAUUAAGAUUUUCGCGUGGUUAACAUUUUAGAAGGUAGCAAAACUCAACCGUUUAUCAAAGCGUAUACUACGUUAAAACUACAAUUAAUUAAAAUAUUUAUUAAAAAAAAAAAAAAAAUGUCCGAUGCCUACUUCCGUAAUUAUUAUUAAUAGCUAUUAUCUUAAACUUUAUAACAUCAGGAAUUUUUUUAAAAAUUAUAUCCGUUUAUUUUUAAUAGGUCAAUGGAAACACAUCGGAACUAUUAGUCGAUCAGUCAAAAACCGGAUUAACUUGGCUAUAUUAUAAUUACUUAUAUUAGCACUAAUUUUACCAUCGUGUGUUUAAGUAUACAAAAGUUGUAUGCUAACGCAAUAGGUAGGUGUUGAUGGUAUUAAAUGACCCAUAGACUUUUUUUUUUUAAAUAACAGUUAUUUAUCUUAAACAAUUACUGUCGUUCAUAGGAAAUGGGAAUGGGGAAGUGAUUUAAUUUCACAAUUUUUUGAUGUUUCCAGGAAAAUGUAUAAAUGUAUUAGUAAAUUAAGACUAAAAAUCUUGCUCGAUGUAUCAAGUGCAGCACAUUUACUGAAAGGAAAUUUUAUCUACAUGGUUAUUUUCGUACUUUUCCAAUUGGUUUUUAUAAUAUCUAGAAAAAAUUGGAAAAUAGAUACAAUAUUAAAGAAAUGUUUUUUAAAGAUACUAUUUAAUGCAUAUGUAAUUAUUUUAGCAUAAUAUGACCUAUAUAUUGUUGUCAAAACAACACUAUCAACUGAACUCCGCUUAGAAUCGUUUUUUCGUUAGCAGUGGUUAAUCUUUGCUUACAGAUAUACUUAAAAAAACCUAUAACAGUGACUGCAUCCAUUUCUAUUAUUCUAACAUAGCUUUUUUCCUAUAUUUUUAAUGCGCCGUUUUAUUAUAUUCUAUUAAUAUCUAGGUAAUAUUAAUAUUAUAUAUGAAUUCGCUUUGGUUUCACUGCUAUAUGAUCUAUCGUCACAUUUUUAUUACUCUCUUUUUCUAAGUUUGUCCUGGUAAGAAAUUAAGAGAUAUAUUUUUUAUAUUAAUAAGUGUAUAAUUAUUUUUAUUAUCUGUGUCCGUGUCCACUUUUCUGGUUAGUAUAAAUUAUGUACAAUUUUAAAAGCCUUCAAACUCUUCAAAUCUAUCUUAAAAAAAAUUAAGAUUUUUUCUUUUUUUUUCGAAAUAUUUUAUCCAAAAGUUUUUCUUGAAUGUUUGAAAACCUUAUGAAAAAUUUUAACCAACUUCAUUCUCGGUAAAAGUGCAAAGUUUUUAACUUGCAUUUCCAAUAACGUCUCGAAACCGAUUUUUAAAAUUUUAAUCGUAUUUGAAUUUUGGACUUUUUAUAUUUAACUGGCAAUAUUUGUCUAUGUUAGCAUUUCAAAUAACGAAAUAAUGCGUUUUCAAAAUUUUUUUUAUAAAAUUUCAUAUUCUCUCGAUUUCGCCAAAAUUUGAUGUAUCAUCGGUAGUUUUAGUCAAACUUUUGGGGAAAAUCUAUUGAGAUAUCUUGGCAAAUUUUUUAAUAAAUCAUAUUAUCGCCACAAUGAAAAUCCAUAUAUUUUAAAGUAAUACAGUGUGAAAGUGUCGCAGAAUUUUUACCGAAAAAUUGGACAUGGGCAUAAAAUAAAAUAAACAUUAUUAUAAUACAAACAAAUAAUUUUGUCAUUCCACUCAGAAAAUAUAAAAUAAAAGUACAAUCGUAUUUGUAUAUUCUCGUUCGUCGGUUAGUAGUGGUCAUAUUAUUAUAUUCAUUAAUGAUAUACUCACAGGCAUCGUACAAUAGCGUAGUAUAAAUUAUUGUAAUUGAGUUACAUAUCAAUGAAAUUCACGUUUCGCCAGUUCUAACAACCCAGAAUUUCCAGUAGACAGGUCAGUUAGAGCAAUGGUUCCCAACCUGCGAUCUAUGUGAAUGUAUCUAAAAAUUGAGAAAAAAAGUAUUUUUAUGUAUAACUACAGUGGUUGCCAGAGUUUAUUAGGUUUGUCCAUUUAUUAUAUAUAAUUGUGUAACUUGUGUUAUUAUUAUUAUUCGUUAAAUACAGGUACGUUAAGUUAAUAAGUAAAAUAAAAACAAAAAAAAAUGAUCAGCAAAUCAAGGUGGUCCGUAAGAUAUUGAAAGUUUUUUAAACAGUCCAUGGUAACAAACAAAAUUAAGAAUCACUGUGUUAAAGGAAUUACAAAAACCAAUUUUUUUCCUUUGCUUUGAAAAAUCGGUGGUAUGCUACGGUCGAACAUUUAUAUAAAUUAAAUUAUGGUAUUUUAUGAAUGGCCAACCCAUUUUGACCGUCAUAUAAAUGCUGUUUUUUGUGUAAUAAAAACCGCGUUUUUAGUUUUUUGCAUCGUUCACGGUUAUUCGAAAAAAAAUGUUAUUUUAUAAUUGUCUAAUUUCAUUGUGUAGCAAAAACAUAAAAGUUGGAAAAAUUAAAAAAGAACGGCCUCUUAAAAUGUAUGCAUGAAGCGCAGUCCCUCUUGUUCUUCCAUAACAUGGCUUUAUACUUCACUACUUUUUAAACAAAUUCCGAAGAAUGUAAUAUUUUCCAAGAUAAUGAGUACUGUAUAGAGAACUGAUUACCACAAAUAUACUUGGAACAGGAAAUGAUAAUAAAAAUUCACCCUCGAGAACAUUAAAAAUAUACUAAACGUUAUAAUAAAUACACGACACAUUACGGGUAGUACUACUACUCAUAUUUUUACAUUUUGUGUACCUACGCAUUUUUUCCUUUUGCGUAUAUGAGAAAACGGUAUUAUCAUUUGAAACGGACCUCAGUUUAAGACUGACAAACGAUCGCCUGCGGCCAUCUGUUUUCGAGAAUGAUGAUAUUGAGUAGGUUAAGGUACUUUUUUUUUAAGUAACCGUCCUAAAGGGACACAAUAUCAAAGGCAUAUUCGAAACCACAGUUUUUUUUUGUUUUUCUCCUCUCUUUCUCUCUCUCUAUCGAAGCAAGUCUAUCUAGACGAUUAUCCACGAGGUAUCCACGGACGCCGCAGUAUUCGAGGCCUGAUAAGUGUAUACUAUAAAAGGGAGCCUAAUUCAUUUUAAAUUCGGUUCAUGUAUGGAGCAUACAAUAGUGAAUAAGUUAAGUCGAGACACCGAGUGAAUACUCUCAGAAUCCAUCACUUUUCUCGUGUUAACACAUUAUAUAAUCGCAAAGAGCAACAGAUACUAUUUUAUAUAUUUCAAACGUGAAUACCUUUAAUUUCGCCUUUUUUUUUUUUACUGUAUUUCCAUUUUUGUUUUUUUUUUUGAGGAAGAGGAGGUAUUAUGUGAUCAAAAGGGAUUUUUUAAACCAUUAAAGUCCUGAUUAAUUAUUUUAAUAUCCUCACGCAUUCGCUGUUGUUGAAGUCAUCAUUCAUCGGUUUACACAAAUGUAGUUUUCGCCGUCUUCUAUACACAAUCGGAUGUUUUGUUUUGUUUUUUUUUUAAUUCUUGUCCUCAGUUAGCUUUUAAAAUUGAAAGUUUUUUUUAUUUUACGUUUUUCCUUCUCGAAAUUGUUUGUAUACAACAAUUCGGUCGGUCGUCACGCCGCCUGUUGGCAAAUAAAAUACAAAUUUCAUCGCCAUCUCCGUCAUCCUACUGUUUCACGACGAUUGGUUUAAAAUACAGGGAACGAGUGGUAGAGAUGUGAAACAAUAUUGUGCACAAUGGCUCCCCUUAUAGUUUAAGUAACUUUUUUUUUAGAGUGCUCAGUGUUUACCCUUCCAACAAAAACACCAAAAGUAUACCGAAUCGUUCAAUUAGCUGGAAAUAAUAUAAUUGCAAGGUCUUACGGAAAGGAAAUCAAUAAUCUGAUGAGGUUUUUUUUUUGACACAACAUGAAAUUUUAAUAUGACAUUAAAGUUAUGGUGUAGCAUAUAUAAAAUAAUAAAAAAAAAUAAAAGACCUAAUAACUAUUGAUAACGAACAACAAUUCGGAGAGAGGUUCAGUUUUACAUAUUUUAAAAGGUCGUAAUAUUUACGAUUUUCGUCGAAAUUUGAUUUUAAACCCAUAUAUAUAUAAAUAUAAAUAUUACAUUAAGCUAUUAUUUUUUUGGACCGCUAAAUACGACUUACCUUUUAUCAAAUUGUUCCAUUUUUUACGAAUAAUUCGUGUUUACUCAAUUAUUAAAAAAAACUGUACAGAAAAACAAAAAACGACUUUCUUGGGUACCCAACUAGAUUAAAAAUUCAACAAAAAAGGUCUCUUGUCGUUUUUCUAUUGAAGCAAUAUGUUUUUUUAGAAAACAUAAGUCGUUAAAAUUUAAAACAAUGAAAUCGUAACGCCUUAAAUUUGUCAGUUUUUAUUUUACAUUUUUUUUUUUUUUUUUGGUCUUUCCCAAUUAUUAAUAAAACUACAAAGAAAAUCUUAAAAAAAAUUACUUAUUCAUAAACUAAAUUAAAAAUAAAAUAAAAUAGGUCUCUUGUUGUUUAUCUAUUGGAGCAAUAUUCGUGGUAGAAAACAUAAACCGUACAGAUUAAAAAUAAUGAAAUCGUGCCAGAUUUAACAUAAAAGUAUAUGAUGAUUUUGUUUUGGUACAUUUAUCUGAUACCGGGCGCUGAUUUCGCUAGGUAUGACACUGAAUACACAAACCUAAUUUGAUUAUGAAGCUACUUCAUAAUAUAGGAUACCCAAUAACGCCACUACGGUUUAUUACCUAUGUUCUUAAGGGCAAACGAAAAUUAGUAUAUAGUUUACUAAAUUGUGUCAUAACUUUAUAUUAAUGUUAAAAUGUUAAACUCGUACUAUAACAAUUCUAAUCAUACCUUUUAGUUUUAUGCAAAGACGUAGACUAUAAAUAAUGAUGACUGUGUCCUGUAUUAUAGCAAGGUAUAUGAUAAUACAACAAAGUUGAAUUUUGCUAGCAAAUUAUGGGACAAUUGUCAUAAAGUCAAUAAAAUAAAUAACUAAAUAUAUUUAUUACUUUAAGUAAAUAACUAAGUAAAAUCCACUAAACGGAUUUAUUUUUCUUGAACAUUGUAGAAAUAAUUGUGUUUUUUUUUCUUUAUGAGAUAGUCAAGUAAAAGUGGUUGAAGAAUUCGUCUGAAUUAUUUAGUCUUGCGAAUUACAUAUUAUAUCAACCCCUCCCUCCUAUUUUUUAAUCCAUUUUAUGGUAUUUUAACAAUUGUUUUUUUAGAUUCUUUUACUUUGAUGUUUUUGUUAUAUGUCUGUAAAAAUCACUUGUACCAGAAAUUUUGGUUCAAUUAAAAACUUUAUAGAGAAUUUCUCGUAGUAUUUAUUUUUAUUUUUUUUGUGGUUUUCCUAAUAGAUAUAACAAAUUAUCAAUUUUUUGUAUAAUUUCUUGUCAACGAUGAAAAAUAUACAAGUGGUUGAAUCAUUUUUUACGUUAGAAAUGGUUUAUCAUUAGUACAUUUCAUACAGUUGUAAACUGAAUUACACUUUAUAUCUUUCCGACCGACUUUUCCCCUAAAAUAGUGGCACACCCAUCGGCAAUACAGCUUUUUUAUUAUUAUUCAUAUUAUUUAUAAACGAGGUUAAGUAAUUUGAGCAUCGUUUUACGCCGUUUAAAAUGGAAAUUCUACCUGCAUAUAUAAUUUAUGUUAUACAAUUACACAUUAUAUAUUUUCAUUAACAUUAUUAUAAAAUUAUAAUCAUAAUUUCAGUGAUAUUAUUGAAAUUUCGCGAAGAAUUUAAUGAUCUCAUAUACAGUACGGGUAAUGCGAUAACUAUACUUUACUGACGGUGGUUUAAAAUAUAUCGGAAUGAUAUUAUGCCUUGAAUUGACCCGAAUAGGUUGAACGAAAUUAAAGACUCUUGGGGAUUUAUAAAUAGAAUGCAAACAUAAUAAUUACUAUUUGAUAUGGUAUCAAAUAUAAUGAGAAGAGUUUUUGGAACGGAAAACGAACGUUUUACACAGCUGCAUAGCAUGUUGCGGAACACAUAUUUUAUACGAGAAUUGCGUCGCAUAAAGACCACGACUAAAGACUUUAGGAUUAAAUUUAUACCUAUUCAAGAAGUAUACUGCCAUUGAUAGAAACCUGAUACCGUUUUCAAAAUAAUAUAUAUAUAAAUUAUAAGCUUAAAAAGGAACAAGCGAUUGUAUAAACGCUAUACGGGACUAAAAUCGUUGUUAAUGUGCAGCAGUGAAUCGUUGACCUACAGUAUACGCGUUUAUAAAGCCAAACAAAUUCGUAUUAUCUAAAACCCGUGAUUAACAGAACAAUAUUAAAUUAGUUUAAUGUAGGCACUCUCCUAACGACAACCGUUAUUAUUUCUGAAAUGUUGUUUUCCAGCAGUUCCCUAGACUAAAUUCUAAAUCUGAUUAAAUCGAUUUUACCGUGUAUUAUAAUCAUUGUAUACAACUACUACCUAUUAUAUACAUCGUCCAUAGAUACGAGUUAAUUGAAUAUAACCAUCAGGACAUCGUAUUGUUAACUAAAUAUCAACCGAUCGUAAAUUUUCCGAAUAGCUGUAUACUUUUUGAUAACUGGGAAACCGUGAAGUAAAUAUAUUCUCGGUUUCACGAAAAUUAAAUAUCCUAUUCGGUCUCGAAAUUAAGAUUUUCAUUGUCAAUAAUUAUUAUAAUAUUAUAAUAUGGGUAAAUAGUUAACACGUGCAAUUAUAUUUUAAUUACUUGUGUCGUAAAAUUACGACACUUGUUUAUGGUAUAAGGGUAAGAUUUUUUAAAAUGUAAUCUAUAUUAUAUGACGGACAAAAAAGGCAAAAUAAAAAUUGAAUUUACUGAUUCAUGGCGGUAAAAUAAUUUUACUUUAUAAUAAUAUAGAUAUUGGGCAGAUUAUCAAAAAAAAAAUUACGUGCACUUUAAAAGUUAUAAAAAUAACGCAAAUAAAAGCCAAUAAAUAUAAAUAUGUAUCGACCGAAAUGUACACUUUAAUAUUUUUUUUUUUUUAUUAUUUAAUUCAAGUCACAAAAACGUUCCAAGUACAAAAUAUUUUAAUGGAAAUGGAAAUCACCUUCUUUAAGCGAAUUCUUGUGUUGAAGGCAGAUAGCAUACACAUAAAAUAUAGCUUAGAUAACAAUAAUACAACAAUAGAAUACAAUAAAGACAAACGUAAUAUACAUAAAUUAAUUUAAAAUAAAAAAAAAUAUGACAAAAUAAAUAUAUACUUAUUAAUACACUAUAUUAAUUUAAAUGAGUAAUACAAAGAUAGAUAAAUGAAAAAAAUAAAAGAAUAAGUAAGAUAACUUGAUAAAAAUAUAAUAUAGUUAGAAAAAAUCAAUUGAAAAAGGAGUCUGCAUUUCCCCAAUAUGAUAAAUAUCAAAGUAUAAAACAUUAUAUUUAUGUUUGCGGUUAAUAUAUGUAUGUUACAGAAAAUUUUAUUUAAAAGAAACACUUAAGAUGUUAUUUUGUGAUUUUCCAAGGAGUUUUUGAAACAAUUGGGAAAAACCCGAAAGAAAAUUAUUGGUAAACCGGCAAAUAUUUACGGCCCGCCGCGGCGUUAACGUUUUUAUUGUGUUAAAUUUAAGUUUUCUACCAGAAAUAUUACUCCAAUCGAAAAAUGUUAGGGACUCGAUUUUAUUCCUUUAUGUAGCCAUUAAUAAAGAGAGUCAAUUUUUGAUAUCCAAAAGUAGUUUUUAUAAUAAUUGGGAAAAACCAAAAGAUACGAAAAAUAUAAAAUUACGGCAUAACGAUAUUUUAAAAUUUGACGGCCUAUAUUUUCUAUCAUAAAUAUUUCUCCAAUAGAAAAAGAAUAAAAGAUUCUUUUGUUGAAUUUUUAAUCUAGUUUGUACCGAGAAAAUAGUUUUGUAAUUUUUUUUGUUUUGUUAAUUGAGCAAUAACGAAAAAUGUGUAGAAAUAAUGGGACAAUUUACGAAAAUAUUUUUUUAUUAUUUUGAAUUUUGUUUUUGUAAUGUAAUUUAAUUUAAAAUAUUCGUAGAGACUUGAAAUUUUAACAAAAAACUUAUAUUUUUUUUUUCUUGAAGUACUAAAAUUUUCAAAACGUUUGUGCCAUUUUUCUUUUUUAAGCUAUUAUAGACAUUUUAAUUUGGCGAGUUUGUUACGCAAUUUUGAAUUGGUAGAUACUCUGUGGGUAAAAUUUUUAGUCCAAAUAGAAAUGUUAAAAAUUUAUCCGGAGUUUCAUUAUAAGUCGUAUUUUGUAGUAAAAAAAAAAAAUGAAAAUUAAGGUUAAUGUAGAAUAUUUUUUUUUAAGCAUUUUAAAAUCAAAUUUUGUUGAAGUCCUUAAAUAUUACGGCCUUAAAAAACAUGUAUAACUUCGCACCAAAUCGUUUUUUUAUUAGCAAUGGUUUAUCGUUGAUUACAGGUGUAAUAAAUAACUUUAUGUAUCCUACCUUCCCAACUACACACCUACAGCAGUGGCCGCACCCGUUCCCUGCAGUAUUUCAAUAUAAUACUAUUAGGAAAUAGGAAUAAGCUAAAUAGUAUGUAAUUAUUAUUACGAAUAUAAAAUAAAAUUAUUUAAUCUUUUCCCGUUGAUGCUGUUCUUGGGUAUUGUUAUAAUUUCUAUUUUUUUUUUCUAAAUUCCGUUCAAAAACACGUGUAUUAUUGCGAGUUUUUAAGGGAAAAAAAAAGAAAAUAUUCUUUGUAUUUGCGGAUCGUAACUAAGUAAAACAUGUGAUAGUAUUAACAUUACGUCAUAUGAUGGACGCGAAUCAUUAAUGUAGUUUUUUUUUUUUUUAAUGUACACACAUUUUUUGUGGAGAAAUUUAUAAUUAACUCGAAAGAUCUUAGAGAUAAUAUUAUACCGGUACUGCGACGUUGAGACCAUAGCAGCUGCAGUCUUUUAAUACAGGGAAGUUGGUCAACCGCACAAAUAGAAAUAAUUGUAUUAUAUUAUUAUGUACAUUGUACAAUAUUAUUCUGUUGACAAUCAUUCGCAGUGAUAUUAGCUGUAUUUAUAAUAUAUAUAUUUAUUAGAACCCCAUGAGCUUAUCAGCUUAUUACUAUCAUUUUACACGUAUAUGUUAUACAAUAUAUACGUACAAUAAAAUUACAAUUGGUUUAAUGCACAGUGAUAGUAAAAUCGCGUAAUACAAAUCACAAAUGUGACGGUGCAUAUUACAAAAAUUAAAAUAAUUUAUAAUUUGUUGUUAUUGGUCUGUAAUAUAAUAAAUUUAAUCUAUUAACCCAAUAAGUCGAUUUUAAAUGAUUAUUUCUCCACUAUUUGUGCAAAUCGCGAGUUUUUUAAUAUUAUAAUCUGUUUUAGACUUCUAGUUUUCGAAUCCAUUUGGUAAAUACCAAUUUUUUUUAAGUAUCAUUUAUUGUUUUUUUUUUUUAAUUAUAUGUCAAUAGUUUGAAUUUAGAAACGCCGAACAUUGUUAAUGGACGUUAUAGAUUCUGUGUAUAAUGUAGUUUUACAAUGUUGUAUUUUUUUUCUUAGAAAACAAUUUUACAGUUAGUAAAAAUGCUCCAAUUUUUUUUAUGUCUUAUUUGAAAAAUGCGGAUUAAUUUUCCUGAUGAUACUUUAUUAGAGACAUUUUUUAAACUCCUAAUGCUUUUUUUUGAAAGACAUUUUAAAUUGACAUUUUAAUGAAUGCUCCAAUUUUUCCAGGCAAUACCUCCAAAGAUGCGGAUUUUUUGCCCUGGGGUAUAAUGGAAAAAUUUAUUGACAUUUUAUGAAAUUCAAUCCCCUAGGUCCUUUUUUUUGUUGAUUCUGUACUGCCUUGUAUACAAUGUAAAAACACGACUAAUAAUACUCUGUUCAGAAUUGUGUUCUCGUUCUCAAUUAUUCAUCGUUGCAUGCAAUUGAUAAACUAAAUUUACUCGGUACGUUUUACCUUUAAUGCAACUACCCACCUACAAAUAUUACGAAACAUAUUUUUUUACUGUUAUCUUCUUUCUGCUUUUUAUGGUAAAUAGGAUUUUCAAAUGAAAUACUUUUGUGAACUUUCGAGACAUUUUACAUUUUUAAAUCACUAAAAAUACUAAAUGUUCGCAUAUAAUAACUUUGUAAAAUGUCUACGCUUAUUUGAAAUUACAUCUGUUAACAUUGCUAUAUUAUGCAAUUCUCAUUAAACUUGCGUACCUACCGAAUAAUCGGACAAUAAUAUAAUUUUUUCGGUACUACCACGACUUUAACAUCAAGUUCAUCCACAAAAGAAUUCCCUACCUCUUAUAAUAUAACAAUAUUCUAAGAAUAAAAUUUAAUUUCAGAUGACACCGCGUAUGUCAUUAUAUUUGAGAUGUCUUUCAUAUAAUAAUUUUCGUUCAAAUGUGUUACAUAUUGUACUUGCAUAAGUAUUAUAGAAAUUCAACGAAUAUUUUAAGAAAUUAAUUUUAAAAACCAUAAAUUAGUUUCGAGUUCUUUGAAUAUAAAAAAUAAAGUACAUACUAAGACAAGGCGACAUUUUUAUAUUUUUACGCGGAUUAAAUAAUAAUAUAAUAAACUUUAAAAAGGUAAUUCUAUUUGAGUUUUAAGAAUUGUUUUAAAAAUUUAACUGUUAAUUCAAUAAAGUUUUAUUGGCAUCUUUUUUAUUUUUUUUUUAAAACAUGAAUUUAGAAAUAAAAUGUAUUAAUAAUGUAGGUACCAAAUGGUAUUUAAACUAUCUCCACUGCAUGGAAAAACAUAGAUUUCUGGAUAUUUUUUUGGGCAUUGAAGACUAUGUGAAGCCAAAUCAACCCUAUACUUCAAUUUUAGAAGUUUCCUCUUUUCCUUUCUACCCUUCGUUUUUUAUUCCCGUAAAUUCAUUGAUUUUCCAAACUUCUCCUUCUCCCUCUUUUUCCUUUCCAUUUUUUCUUCCUUUCCUCGUCGAUUUUUUUACUUUCUCUUCCUUCUUUAUUCCUCCUUCGCUUCUCAAUUAAAUUAAGAAGUGUUAUUCGUCCACUUAUUAUUAUAUGAAGUCUAAAAAAAUAAAUAUAAUUUAAUUUUCUUUAUUAUUUCUGGAGAUAUUGCAAUGGUUAUAUCUUCAUAGGAUACCCUGUAUGUUUAAUUUAAUUAUGGAAAUUAUUUAAAAAAAAAAAUGAUAUGCAAUACUAACAUACAUAAAACAAAUUAAAUGAAAGCGAUUUGCGUAUCUUAUCAUAUGUAACACGCUGUGUAGAUACGUUUAUUCAAGAGCGAUCUCUAGAGAAUAGAAUAAUAUUAUGUGAAGGGAAAAAAAGAUACCACGAAACGAAGGUUAAAGAUUAAAAAAACUGAAAUACCCUACACUAGCCGCACAGAAUAACGAUGCGAAAAUAAUAACAAAUGGGAAUUUCGUAAAAAACGAACACUGAUGUAGUAAAUUUGUAUUUGCUCUGUUCUGUUACUAUACUCGUAUUAUGAUAAUAAAUAACCUCUGCUGUACCCCACACGAUGUCUGCCCGUUUUGGUUUCCGGUCCACGUGAUUUGCCAUUAAUUAUUGCAGCCGUGUUAAAAAUAUGUUCGCAAAUCAACUUUCGGAUCUUUCGGUGUGUAUAAUUAAAUCUGCAAAAAUGGAAAAAUGAAAAAGUUUUGAAUUCACAAAAGCAGGUAAUCUGCUGACUUUUGAAAAAUAUAAGUAAAAGCACGUAGUAAUAUAUACGUAUCGAAUAAUCUAAUGAUAUUCAAUACGAAUCUCGUAUAUUAUUAAAUAAUAGAAUUUAUAUAGUUGUAUAAGAUAAUUGUGUUUUUUAUAUAAUUAUUGUAAAAUUAAUGAACUAUUUAUGUGUACGUUGUAUUUUGUACGUUAUUUAAAUUAUUAAUAUUUCAUUAGAGUAUUCGAUAAAUUUAAAUUUGGUUUUAAAUAAAAAAAACAAAAUUAAAUACAGUGAAAAAUGCUAAUUUAAAUUAAAUAUUAAUACUAUAAAAAUCAUAUAUUAAGUAUUCAAUAAGCUUUGAGUAGUACAUGGUCCUAUUAAAUGCGAAUAAUGAAAAUAUGUAAAUGUCUUUAUUUUAUUAAUUUAUUGCAACGACUAAGCAGUCUUAUAAAAUAAUAACAUAUACAAAAAUCUGUCCUAGGAUAACGGAGACUGGUCCAGUUACUCUUAUAGGUAAUUCAUGUUUUAUCUGUAAGUAACAAUAAACCAUUGCAACUAUAAAAAAAUGAUUCUGAGCAGAGUCCAGUUGAUAGAGAUGUUUCGGCAACAAUAAGUAUGUCAUAUUAUGGUAAAAUGAUUAAAUAGGCAUUAUAUAACUUCUUCAAUGAUAUUUGUUUAAUGUUGUAUCGAUUUUCCCUUGUUCUUUCACGGUUUUUCCUAUUUGUUGUGAAAACUUCUGGGAAAAUCAAAAACUGACCUACAUAAAGUACUUUUUUACUCAGAUUUUCUUUUUGAAAAAGUGCUAUCAUUGUAAAUCGGAUCAAAAUUGUUGGUAGAAUAGUUGUCAGUGGAAAAAAAAGAGACCGUAAUAUUUAAGUAAUAUAUUUCGUACAUUUUCCCGUGUUUCUUCCGUUUUUUUUUCGGUUUUUCAAAUUUGUUGAAAAAACUCAUAAGAAAAUCAAUUAUUUACAUUCUUAAAAUACCUUUCUAGUUCGAUUUCCUUCCAGAAAAUGUGCUACGCUUAAAAAUCAGAGCAAGAUUUCUGGUAGAAAAGUUGUCCACAUAUAAAAAAAUUAUAAUAAUAAACAUUUUUGUAAAACUAUACUGUUCUUCGCCACUCAGAAUCACUAUUAAUAUUAAUUAUGCCAGUCACAGUGUCUUUUGCUUAUUGUAUAGUCUAGAUAAUACAUUUAUGUUUAUUGAUAUUAUAGUUUUUUAAUUUCAGAAAAAUACCGUUUGGAAUCUAGAAAUUGUGUAGGUAUUAACGGACAAAAAUCCAUAUCUUUUAAAGUGCAAUGUGAAUAAUUUGGAGCAUUUUUACUAAACGGAAGUUUUGUCCGCAGAAAAAAAAACAAUAAAAGGACCUCGUAACCGUUACUGUUUUCGCUAUUAUUUUGGUUUCAAAUUUAUUUUUAAAUCAGAUAAUAUAUCACAUGGUGUUGGAUUUGGAAACCGUUGCAUUAAAGUAUUAGUCAAACAUUUAAGCAUUUUGAAAUUCGUUUGAAAUCAAAUAAAACGAUAAAUAAUCGAUCACUGCGAAUAAAAUAUUACAAACAUACCUUUAAUUAUUUAUGUGAGGUUAGGUUGUUUAACACUUUUCGUUUUUAGAAAUAAUACAACAAAUUAUUUCUUUAGGAUAAAAAUAAGAAAUAUUUUUCGAUACAUAUAAUAAUAUUGUGUAUACAUUUUACAUUUUAUACCUAUAAUAUUAAAAUUAUUUUUUAAAUAUUUGAUUGGUAGCUAUUCGUAUAGAUCAUUUAAAUGAUACUCUGGAAUUAAUUGUCAACAUUUCUUGGAAUUAGUUAUUUUUAAAUAUAUACUUUAUAAAUAUAUACUAUAUUGCCGUCUAAAAAGGUUUUUCCGUAGAGUCAGUAUAUAACUUACUAAAUGCUAACAUGGGAAAAUAAUUACACACUAUAGACCAUCGAUUGCGAAAUUUAGAUUGAAACUAGAACUUAAAACCUUUAAAGAAGAGAAUAGUAUUUUCGACAAGAAUUGAUGUUUUUAAAAAAUAUUGUCAAAAAGAAAUUAAAAAAACUACGCCCGUAAUUUAUUUUUUUCGACAAUAUUUUUGGAAAACAGCAACAUCUUGCGACAAUAUUCUCCACUUCAACUUUUAUUUAGAAUUAAUUUUGUAUUUAUUAGGUAUAAUCUUGACCUACGUGAUGUAUUAUAUGUUCUAUGAAUCAAAAUUUUGUGAUAUUAAAUGCGAGUACGACACCCUCUUAAUUACUAAUUAUCAUUAGUAAAUCGUGUUUUUAAUUGUUAUAAUUAAUACUUUUGACUACCUAUUGUAUCUUUUGCAUAAUUUCAUAAUUUUUUUAUUUCUGAACCAAUCUGUCCUCAAAUUAUAUCUACACCAAAUAUUGUAGACGAUAAUGAAUAUAUUUGAUAAUAUUUCUUUGGCGGUCGCAGUUGCGGAAUCAGAAGUGGACAAUAGGGUUAUUUCUCCACUCAAACAACAUAGUAUAUAAUGAUUUUUUUUUCUCGUAUUGUGGUAAAAUUUAUACCGAUUUUCAUUGUUGUAAAUGGGUUUGCCCCUCCCCUCUCAAAAUUAAGUACUGGAUCCGCCGCUGUGUAUCGGUGAUACAAAUUAUUCGGAAUAUUAUGUUUAAUGUAUUUGAUAAAAUGCCAAAAAAAAAAGAAAAAAAGAACACAGCCGUUAAUGUAUAUUAUUAUUAUUAUACAGUAUUAUGAAUUAUUACACGACCGACAAUAACUGGGCUAGGUAUACGCUAUAGAAAUUAAAUGAUAAAUCGAUAAUGUAGCGACGGGGCAUUUGUCAGAUUAUAUUUUAGCCGUCCCGCGAUUGGAGUUGCACUACAGGUUUCGGUGUCAUCGUAUAAUUAUUGUAAUAUUUAUAUUAUAAUUACGCCGUAACAAUGAUAUUUGAGUUUCUAAAAAUUGUUAUUGUGCUUUUUUGAAAACGAAAAGAAAAUGUCUUUCCAAGUAUAGAAACAUAAAAUUUAGGAAGAAUUUGAGAACAUACAAAAAAAACCGGAUGCUGAUAGUAGAUAAAUCAUUUAUUAGGUGUGAAUUUGAGAAGGUGGGAUAAGUAAAGUUAUACUACACUACUCUCUCUUACGCAAAUUAAAAAGGAGAAUAUCUCGAAUAUAAUAAAUUAAAAAUGUGUGUUUACGAAAACUUUACCUAUUCAUGAUAUUUUUUAUAUAGGUAACUAUUUAAAAAUCAAAAUUGGGUAAUGGUUUUAUCCACAAAUAUUUGAGAGACAAAUAAUAAUGGUACCUAAUGGACAAUUUCAGAAUUACUUAUUUUCUAAAUGAUCAAAAAAUAAAUAUUCUGAAAAUGUAAUCACUUGUUAGAUAAUGAGUGUCUUAUUGAUGAUUGGUCAUCUUGUAUGUAGCUAAUAAUAGAAAUAACAAUAUUUAAUGUUGUAUGGACAUAGGUAGGUUAAUAUUAUAUUUUUUUUAUUCAUUUAUUAUGUAGAUUACUACACACUAUUAAGUAGUUAAUAUUCUAUAUAAGAUAAAUGUCCCCGUACUAUUACUAUAUAAUAAUAUUAUUACUAUAUUAUACUUAAUAUUAUUAAGUCGUGUAGUGUUGUUCACUUAUAAUCGUAAAUUCGCUAUACAGAGCGUAACAGAAUUUUUUAACGGAUCAAAUAAAUUUUUUCUUUUGAAUAUUUUUAAGUUUGUUUAAUAAUUAAUCUCUAUUAGAGAUAUUGGCUAUAAUUUGUAUAACUGAACUUAACACCUUAAUAAAAAUCCCAAUUUUUUUACCUUUUUUUUUAUAAUCCAAGAUAGUUAUCAAUAGUCAAAUAUUCAAGAAUUUCUGUUUAGUUCCACAAUUUUAUCCACAGAUUACCUACCGAAUACAUAUUACGUAAAACACUAUCAAAAUUAAAAUGUCUAUAAAUAGCUCAAAAAAGACUCAAAUGUUUUGAAAGUCUUAUGCAAAACGUCAAUGCAAAAUAUACGUUUCCUAUCCAGAUUUAAGUCUCCAAAAUUAUAUAGAAUUAAAUUACAACAAAAAAACAUAAUUGAAAAUUAUGAAAUCAUUAUUUUCGUAAGUAGUUCAGUUUUUCCUUGGUUUUUCCUGAUUUUCCUUAAUUAUUUUAAAAACUGCUUGUAAUAUCAAAACAAUAGCUUUCUUAUAGUACAAACAAGGUAAAAUUCCUUUUAAAAAAAUGUGUUACACUUGUCACGUCGCGGUAGGAUUUCUGGUAUAAUUUUUGUAAACGUCUAGUAUAAAAAUAAAAAAAUAAUUAUCAUUGUAAAACCAAUACAUUCUUCGCUCCGCCUUAAAUAAAAUAUAUUUAAAAAUGAUUGACUCAACUUUAAUAAUAUUUGUGUUUUUGAUACAACAUUUUUUAAAAAUCGGGUGUACUGUAAAAUGGCUAUCUCAAUUUUUUGCCUUGCUAAGACAGUUUAAAAUUGUUUUAUUUUAAAUUUCUAAACAUUAAAAUUUAACUUAAAAAUUGUAUACACAAAGAUGAUUUAAAAAAUAAAAUAAAAGUAAUUAAAAAAAAAAGAAUCUAAAAAUAUUCAAUAAAAAUAAGUUUUAUUAUUUGUGAAAUUCGAGUCCUGUUACAUUCUGUAUUUCGUUUUCCCCCUCUUUCUUUCAAACCACGGAAACUUUUUGAAAUUUAUUUAUAAUUUAUAAUUACUAUAUAAACGAAAUUAUUAUAGUUAUUGUCAACAUUUUAUAUUGUAUUAAACCGUUACGUGUGUUCUAUAAGUUUACAAUAAUAGGACCUUUGUUUUAUUUUUAACGAGCUAUAUUAAUUGAACAUUGUUCAAGUUAAAUGAGGUUAUCAAAAAAAAAAAAAAAAAAAAAAAAAAAAAAAAAAAUAAAAAAUAAAUUUUAACUCGUAUUCUUUUCCCAAACAAGUUAGAAUAAGGAUGAUUCGCCUAUACCUACAGCUUUUUUAUUUUCUAUUAAAUCAUAAUAUUUAUUUGCACGUGCACCGAGUUAAGAUGGAAUUUUAACUGAAUAUAAUGAACAUAUAUAAACAUAAAAUUUACAAUUUUACUUAAUAAAUACGAAAAUAUACAAUUAACGAUUUUUUAAAUUUUUUUUUGUCCUUCUAUAAUAUGUAUUGUGUAAACGUAUAAAUUAUUCAAAGAUUAUAAAUUUAAUUUAAGACAAAACCCUGAAUAGUAAACUUAUUUAAUUUUAUAGAAUCGAAUAUUGUUGAAAAUAUUAUGAAGUAAUAAUGUUAUUUACACAGUACUUCUCCUAAUUUAAGUUCCUGACAAUCUUUUUAAUUGUUUUAAAAUGUGUAUAAAUAUUUUUAGUUAUAUUAGUUACCCGGUAUAUUGGUAUAUCAUAUCAAUAGUUUUGUAUUUAAGAUAAAAAAAAAAAAAGAAGAAGAAUUAUUAAUUUAUAAAACAAAAUCUUUGUACUUUAAAAUAUUCAAACCAUGAUUACUGUGAUGUUUGUUUUUUUUUUUUGUGUCUGUGUGCAUCUUUUCUACCAUAAAAUAUCUUGCUCCAAUCAAAACAUGACAAAAACCUUUUUGCUGGAUUUUGGCUCUAGUUGGAUUAUUCGGGAAAUAAUUAUUUGAAAUUAUCAUUGAUAUUUGAGAUAAUGAUAAAAAUCUGGUACUUUAAAUUAAAAUAGAUUAAAAGAUAAAAAAAAAAAAACGAUGUUAUUGGCAACUGUUUUCAUUUAUUUUUUGUUAUUAUUAAAUUUGUAUUAUUUCAAUUUUUAAAUAUUAUUUAAACAAUCGUUGUAAAAAUGCACGGUUUCGAAAAAUCAAUUGAACAGGAGAUUCACUAUAAAUUAUACUUUAUGGUCAACAAGAAAAAGUUGAGGUUAUUAUUCAAUCCGAAUUAAUUAAUCCAAAAUCAAAUUUGUACUACGUAGGUCAUCGAUGGUUUACGAUGUAAAAAAAUCGCAAAAGAAAUUAAUUAUCUGUGAUACGGAGGUCGGAUGUGGAUAUUUCGCUAUUCAAAAUAAUCAUAAUCCUUCACGAGAGUUUUCAAGCAGAAUUUGUAUGAUACACCUACAACUUCUAACUAAUAGGUUUAAUCCCUGGUCUAACAGUCCAAACUGCAGGAAUUUGAUACAUCGUGGAUCGCGAUUAGACUUAUAGCGGGAUUUUGAUGUGCGUUUUGUCAUUGGUGCGAAUGAAACAUUAACAAAAAAAAAAAACCUUACAAACCAUGAGAGAGGAGAGAAUGUAAAGCGAAAUAUCAUGAUAUUUCAACGUAAACCCACGUCAUCGCAGUCGCUUUUGUGCAUAAAUCAAAAACAGUACACGAAUGACCGGGCGGAAGUGAAAAAAAAAAAUUAUCCGCCGGAAAAUAAUACGAGCCUUUACCCAAAAGGCAUAAAAAUACCAGUUUUCGGUGUUUGGUCAUUCUUACACCUGUUUGUAAAUAUGUUUGUGUGUCGAACGAUCGUCAUAUGAUUCGUUAUACUAAAUAUUAUAUACAAGGUGACAUAGAAAUCAUGUAGGGAUUAGUGGACCAAUAGAAAUAUUUUGCAUUUUAAAAACAAAUAAAACAGCAAACAUGAUACAAAAAAAAACAUUGCAUUUCUCUAUCAUCGGAUUUUGAUUGAAAUCUUACCACCAUGGCGUAAAUCCAGUCUAAAAACAGUGUGCAAAUACAAUGCACAUUAUUGUGAAUCAACAAAUCAAAGAUUCGUCAGAAUCAAGGAACUUAAUCUUUAAAAUGGUACCUCGUUUUUUAUUUCGGUAAAGUAUGAAGGAAGCAAAAAGGGUUUUACCAAAACACAUAAAACAAGAUUGUGUUCAAAUGUGUGUGUACUUUAAAGAACUUGUUAUAAACUAUAAAGAAAAGACAAUUUUAUUUGAAACAGAACGCUAGAGAAAUAUAUGGGUACUCAAAUCUGAUUCAAAGUAAUACAAAUUUUAAGUACGAGUAUACGUGUAGCCGUGUGAGAUUAAAAGUGGUUUAUUAAUUUAAAAAUGUUACAUAUAAUAACAACUGCCCCGGACUGAAAGAGCUUUUUAAUGGUAAUAAAUAAAUUAAAACGUGCUUAAAAUCUUCACAAAUUGUGGUGUUAUAAGAAAAACUUUAAACCAUAUCAGAAAUAACUACUACCUAUACUAUAGUAUUCCUAAGGGAUGUUAGACGUUUUAUUGAAAAAUUAUAUUUUUUUAUUAUGUGAUGAUAAACAUGGAUCUCGUUAAAAUCAUUUCUUCUGGAAAACGAUAUGAUAUAAAAUAUUGGUCAUCGAAUGUCACUUUGUCGAAAAGAAAAAAAAUGUUGUUUUUGCCACAUAAUUGAAAAUUAUAAUUUUUUUUUUCUUUCUAGAAAAUAGUAAUUUUGUAGUAUAGUUACAUAAUAUGACACGUCAGCUUACAAAAAAGGUAAGCUAUCGUCAUUUUAAGUGAUAGUUUUUUGAAAUCUCUCCUUUGAAAUAAUAUGUAUAAGACUUUGAUAACUAUGAGGGCGGAGAUAGCAUACAAAUUGCAAAAAAUGGUUACACAAAUUCAUACAAAUUGUUUCUUUUAAUUGUUCAGUGUAAUAUAUGUACAUGAAUACUUAAUUAUUUACAUAGGUGGAAGCUUAAGACAUUAUGUCGCCAGCCUCCCUUCAGUAUUUCGAUUUAACCCGGAUACUGGUUUCGAACAAAUUCUAAAAACUGUCAAACAAAUUCGUACAAAUGACUUACAAAAUAUUUAAAUGAGAAUUUUCGAAAAUUUCAUUGGUGAGGGAGGUUGGGAACAUGUGCGUCUUUAAUUGUAAUAUGUACAAAGGUGUUCAUGGGCCACAACCUGCUGUUAAAACGUGCGUACUAUUUAAAUAGCAACAGUCCCUCCUGUACCCUCUCCAAUUACGGGUAUAUUUGUGAAUUAUUUUACAUAUUUAUAUGUACUAUCCUGAUUGUCUUUUUAUUAGGCUAAAUUUGAAAACAAAAAUCCUCUUUUUCUGCUUUUUACUCCAAAUUUGUCCAUGUGGACGCCAUAUCCUUCAAUAACUUAACCUUAAUUAAAGAGAUUAUAAGUUUUAAUGGACAUAACUAUUUAAUAACUACGGGCCUUGUAUAUUCUUAAUUAUCGAAAUAUUGUAAUUAAUAAUAAAAUUUCAAUAGAUUAAUAUAUAUGAAAAAAAAAAAACAACCAAUUGUGUUUUAUUCAAUAUACACGACGUGAACUAUCAACGUCGAUUAUUAUUUUCAUAUCAAAUAUAUUGAAGUCAACAAUAAUAAAUUUCGUAAUAAGAAAUGAUAUAUAAUUUUAUUUGAAUUAUAUUUUAAAUAGUUUUAGUGAUAUACCUACCUAUAAAUUAAAUAUUUUAUUAGAUAACUAUAAAGUUUUAUAUUUUAUACGAAACUACUGUCACAUUAUGUAUUUAAUAAUUAUUUUUUCAUUUUUCUUUUCUUUAUUUAACUUGAAUUUUAGCAUUUUGACGUUUUCAAAAGUACUUGAUAAAAUACAUUUCAUCGAUAAAUACAACUUAAUAUUUUAAAGCAUUAUGAAUUUUAAAAUCGUUUCAUUGUAAAUAUAAAGAACCCUCACCGCUAUAAAUAGAUAGUUACGUAUAAAAUCUGUACCAAAUUGACAUUUUUAUAGUAUUUAAAUAAAAUAUUGAAAUAUUUGUUCAGUAUUCGAAAUUCGAAUAUGCAAUUUAAAUACCGCAACGUAUUUUAAUUAUUUUUCGUGAGUAAAUAUACUUGAAUUCGAAUGACUUAUUUUAAAUCUAUAAAAUAUAUUAAAUCAACUUCUAUUUCUAUUAGCUAUUUAUUUAAACCUAAAAUUUUGUUCUAAUAUUUAUUAAACUUUGCACACUUGAUAUUCAUAACAUAUUGAAGUUCACUGUCUGUUUUUUAUCUCGAAAUUCAACCCAUAAAUAUCACCUAAUACAUACAAUUUUUUUGUAUUUUUGGAACGUCCACCAUGUUUUUAUAAAAUAAUAAAAUCGUAAAGUGUACGUUUUCCUACCUUUUUUCCGUUAUGAGCUUUUAUUUAAAAAAUGGCGUCAAAAAUCAAAAAAAGACAUGUUAAAAUAUAAUAGAAACAACUAGAGCUUUCAGAAAAAUUGCUACACGCACUAAUUAGAGUAAUUUUAUUAGUAAAAAACCUGUUCACAAACUAGAAAAAAUUAAAAAUAUUUUAGUAAAAUUAAUAGUACGCUACGAUCGGAAUCUAAAAUGACGGACAUACAUCGUACGUGGGUGCAGCCACUUUUGUAAAUGGAAAUUUGGGAAAGUAAGAUACAGAUAGGAGUUCAGUUGAUAGUGUUGCUUUAUUCUAUAUAAUAUGGUAUAUAUCAUAUUAUGGUAAAAUGAUAACAACAAUGUGUGUUUCCGUGACAAUAAUGAUUGUUUAAAAAAGAUUAAAAUAAUAAAAACUUAAUAAUAACAAAAAAAUAAAUAAAAACGGUUGACAACCUAUGAUAACCUUAUUUUUAAUUUUUCAAUAUUUUGUAACUGAAAGAACUAAGUUCUCGUCAUUAUCUCGAAUAUUGAUGAGAAUUUCAAAAAAUGACCUCUUUAAAGUAUCACCCAGAGAAUAUUUACUUUCAGAAAAACUGUAAUUGAUAAUCGAAGUAAGCGUUCUGAUGGAAAAAGUGUUCAUAUAAAAAAAAAUAUAAACAUCAUUGUAAAACCAAUACAUUCCUCACUUCACUCAGAAACUAAAAAACUCGAAUAUUAACAAAUUUACAUACAAGUAAAUUUGUUAAAAAUUUAGAUUAUUUGAAAAAUAAAUACUUUCUAUUAGAUUAAAACUGUAUCUGUAUUUAUACUCAAAUAUUUUCUUAGUGAAUAUUGAAAUACUCACUCAAACACGCGUAUUCUAAAUACAUUUUAAAUUAUUAUGUGUAUUUUCAUCCGAAAUAAGUUCUUUUGAAAAGUGUCUUUUAAAAGUCUGUUGCCUAUAGAAUAUAUCUAAUAUUUACAACUUUAACUAAUAAUUUUUAAUAUUUUUUGGCCACGCCAAUAUUUUGUUACAAAUUUCCCGUUUAAUUUAUAAUAUUGUCGUGACUCACGUGGCUUUAUGUACAUAAUACUCAAUAGUCACUGCGUAUUAAUUAAUUUUAACCCCAAGUGGUCUACGCGUGUAAAGUAUAUCCAUCAUGUUCAAAAUAUAAUAUUGUACUUGCGAACGAACAAUAUAUGCUAUAUUAUUACAAUGAAAGUACGUUGAGUUUUACUAGAAAAAAAAAAUAAGAAAGAAUUUCCACCGGUAAAUAACCGAACGAAAAUAUAUAAAGGAUUUUUGAUUCCAUUUUAAAAUAAAAAUCGAAACUAAAUGUUUUUAAAAAUAGCUAAUGGAUGGUAGGUAUAUGUACUUAUAGACGUUUCUUCGGAACUUUAUUUGUUUUCGCUCCGAUAAAUCGUUAAAUAUUAUUAAAACAGUCGGAAACUUAUGCGACGUUAUUGAAAAUGUUAAAACAAGUAUUCGGUAACACUAUGGCUAAUAAACUAUUCAAUAUAACUAUUCAACAUAUUCAUGUUAUUGGCAUUUCAAUUUAAUCGGAACAUACUUGAAAAAACAACAUAGAAAUCACGGUGUAGGGACAUAGUUGCAUUAUACCUACCUAUGUAUAUACAAUUUUAAGCAGCCGUAUGUUUCAUAUUAAGCAUUGAGACUUCAUUUCAAAAAAGAAACAACUAAUCAAAUAUUGUCAUAUUCGAUCUUUCUCAGUGAAAUUGACUUGAAGUCACCUUUGGUAUUAGAUUACAUUCGCAUUGUAUAUUUAAUUUUUUCAGGUAUUAUUGCAUUCAAUAUAGAUUCCUAAAUAUAGAUCCUAUACAUGAAUUUUUCCCUUUAAAUGUAGCAAAAGGUACAUUUUCGAAAUAAAAAAAAAAAAAAAAAUUAUAAUAAUAAUAAUAAAUGGAGUCACCUAGUUAUGAUGGCACCGAGGUCUUAAAUCCGCGUCAUUGUAGAUUUAAUUAAAACAAACUGCACAAUAACGUCACUUAAUAAAAUAAAAUAUAUAAACAUAUACUAUGUGCCACUAUAUAAAAUAAUAUAUAUAUAUAUAUAUUAUAUAUUUGGAGAUAAUAACUUAAUUAAUAAUGAGGUAUUUUUAUUUUAUGCUAUCAAGAUUUAAAAAUGACAUAAAUUUCAAUUAAUCCAACUUCUAGAAAUAUUUAUUUGAAAUAUGUUACAACAGCUGCGCACGGUAACAUUAAUAAUUAUUAACGUAUUGCAUAAGUAUUUUAUUAGCGUUUCAUUAAUCGGUUUUAUGUAAUACAAUAUAUUUGUUUUUUAAACGGUAUGCUAAUAGCAUUCGGACGAGUUUGAAAUAUUUAAAUAGGGAUUUAAAAUAAAGCCACUCGGUUCUAAUCUAUCAACGUCAAAUUCUCGUUUACCCGAGUCUGGAAGUAAAGAUCUAAUAAAAACAAAAACGCUAUUUUCAUUUUUAGAAGAUUUUUUUUUUUUUCGGAAGUAAUCAUUCACCUUUAGCAAUUAACGGCAAGUUAGCGCAAAUCUAUUGUUAAAAUGAAAUUAAAUAACUUUUACGAUAACCACGCAUGUAAAUUGUAUACAUUUAAAUUUGUUUAAACUUUGUCUCUAUAGAAACAGUGAUAACAUACCGUACGACACUGAUUAUCUCCAAAAGUGUUAACUUUUCCGGAAUUUGUUUUUUUGAAAAUUUAUAAAAUAUAAGCAUCUAUAAAAUGUUACGUUAUUUUCGGCCAUGGAUAUUUUUGAGGGUGAGACCGCUGCCCACUUGAUUUUCAAAUAGCAACCUAUAUUAAAAAUCGCAUUAAUUGAUAAAGUUUUAGUUUAAAUAAAUGUUGAUAUUGAAACUGUUAAUUCCCGACAACUAUGCCACUUUAAAGUUUGCCAAUUACCAUUUUGUGGACAUAAGAGCACUAUUUAAACACCAUGUGCGUUUCCGUUACACAAAUGAUAUCCCACUACUUUAUUGCUGCCAAAUACCUCUAACUCAAAAGUGGUCUACAUUAGCCCAUCAACGGGUUGAUGGAAAUAAAUUAUUUUAAUACCAAAAUUUAUUUAUGCUGUAAUUUUAUUUAAUUUAUUGGAUUUUCAAUAUAGCUAAAAAUCAAAAGUGGCAGUAGUUUCACCUUCAAAAUUAAAGAUGCAAAAAAAAAAUUAGUCAUGUAACAUUUUAGAGCAGCUAGUUUCUUAAAUUUGUAUAAAAAACAAAUUCUAAAUUAAGUAAUCAAUUCAUGAAAUGAUGUAUCGUAUCAAAUCGAUUUGUAUGUAUUUCAUGUAUUACAUAUUUCUGAUAAGUGGAUCACUAUAGAUAUAAAUUUGUAUUUGAUUUUUGAAAAUGGGGUUUUCACGACCAAAAGCUAAAAAUUAAAUUAAAAAAAUCACGUUAACCAAUUUCUACUAUAAUAAUAUCACAACGAAUCGUGACGCACGUGUAUACAUCAUUACGGUUCAUAUAUAUUAUCUGUUGAUAAAACGUACCGUUUACAAGAUUUUCGGAUUCAAUUGAAAUCACUUUCGAAUUACUAAAUUUUAACUUGCGAGCACUUAGGGAAAAAACCGCGAAACUCGUAAACACAUUACUCAUCCCUUUUAACGUUUUCUCUAAUAGCAUCUCUGCAAUCACAUUCGGUUUUAGGGUUUUGCGAGCCAUUCAGCGUGGAGAUUCACUGUGUUGCAGCUCAUUAUUAUCUUUAUGGUACACUGAUGACGGUUUUUAAUCUAACCCGAGAAAAUAAUAUUUUGAAUUUCCUCGAAACUCUCAGUGGCUCUCGAUUCAACCACUUAUGAUAACAUAACAAUAAUUCAAACACAUUUAAAACAUUAUUAUGUUCCAAACGAUUUCGUAUACCCGUCGAAAAUAUGUUUGUUGUCUCAGCGCGAAAUUAGGAUUGUAAUUAUUGUAACGUUAUGGAUGUAAUAAUAUCAAACCACAGUAAAAUAAAACUGUUCAAAUAACUUUUGAGAAAUUUUAAUCUUACGCAAAUAAACGAGUGUACUAUAUGGAAUAUUCAAAACGCGAAAAUAACAAUCAAACUUCAAAAUCUGUACCUACGUUGAAUCGUCUACUAAAUAAUUUUGUUUUUAGUAUUAAAUACUUAAUCCGGCUUUACGAAAAUGUGAUUAACAAUCCAUCAAUUGAUAAUUAUACAAUGACCAAUCCAGAUUAAUGGUUAUUACAAAAUUCGAUUUAUUUAUAAACUCCUGCGAAAUUCGGACGAUCAUUCAUCUAACCAUUUUCUGACGUCCAAAACAUUUUUUAAGUGGUUUUUGUUAACAUUUAUUAGUUAUAGAUAUUGUUAAUUUUUUUAGAUUUUACUUACUUUUUUCCUCUACUGAUUCAUCCAGGAUCUCAUAUUGAAUCAUAAUUUGGGUUUUUAUACUCGAAUAACAGAUUAAAGAUCCGUAAUUCAGAAUCAAUUUGUAAAACUUGCUUAAACAGAUUUUGUGUAAUCCGUUAAUAUUUGAUUUUUAUUUUAUUCAGAUCGCAGAUGGAUCACAAAAGUAGAAGUUUGCUUCUGCUUAAUUUCAGCAUUGUAGGUACAUUUUUAUUUUGACUUACAAAUAUUUAUGUUGUAUUUAUUAAGGGACAGGUGAGUUAUAUUUAUUAACCAUGUUUAAUACUAUUUAUUUAUAAUUAAUAAUUUAGCUAAUAUUUUUCAAAAGUUCAAGGAUGGUAACCAAUUCUAAAUUCUAAAUUUUUACAAAUAAUUUAAAUAAAUUUAUCAUAUUAGAUGUUCAAAAUAUUAUUUUAACUUUAAAAUUUUAAUUAAAUUAAAAAUAUAUUCAAAGAAAUUAGAAUCAUAAAUAUAUGAUAUAUUAAAUUUGUUUGACUAUUUUAUUUUGUUAUUUAUUUUAGUUAUAGUUUAAAAAUAGUCAAAAACAAUACAUUUAUAUGACCUUUUCACUUAUGAGUGAUUUACAAAAACCAGAUAUAGAAAAAAUAUCGCGUACUUGUACAGUUAAAUAAUUUACUGGUAUCCCGUUUAUUUGUUACGGUAUACUUUAGGUGUCGUGUUAAGAGGCUGGGUACUGUUUGAAAUUAUUGCAUUCUACAUACACUAUACGUGCUAUACAUUACAGUGACCAAAUGUAAUUACUGCUGUUUUAUUGUAUAUACGUAGACGUUAUCAUACACAAAAUUAUUUUUUAAUAGAUGUAUUUUUCGUCAAAGAUUUAUUAUUCUGUUGUACAUAUACGCGAACAACUUGACGGCAAUUCAUAACACUGUUUAUGUAUAUAUGUUUCAUUGAAAUACCGCUAGUAAAUGGGUCAGCACCAAAGAACGUUACUUAUUAUAGCGCGAGUCGAGUAGAAAACCAUUGAAAGAACUUCACAAUAUUCGCUUUAUAACUCACAAAAAAAAAAAAAUACAAUUUAUUUUCUUUUUUUUUUUUUGGAUAAGACUUACAAACAUUACACACACGCGUUUAGUUAAAAAAUGUCGGUUAUAAAUAUUAGGUUAGGUUUUUUCCACGGAUACUAAAAUACAAUGGAUACUAUAUUCCCUAUUGUUUUUUAUUAAGUACUACAAAUUAAAAUAUUGUAAAUAAUGGGCAUCAUGAAAUAUUUUUGUAUACGAGCUAAUAAUGUUCAAGUCUAUGAUCUGAAAAAUGACAAUUAUUUUGUUUGUUUACGUUGGAAAAUUAAUCCUGUGAAAAUGACACAAAAUUUAAAAUCGAUUGAUAUUUCAAUGCCACUCCUGUGCAAUAAAUAAAAAACUAAUACUGUAAAAAUGGUUGGGCCAAUCUAAUAGGUUGUAAGUGAAAGCCAUUUGAACCCGGGGUUUUCACUGUUUAAAUAUUAUUUUGAAAUUAAUUAACCACAGUAUUAUUUUAUAAAAGUCAUAAAUUUGAAGGUACCUUUUUAAAAGUCCAGAAAAACGUAUUCAAAAUAUCCCAUAGUGAACCCUUUCCAUUAUAAUAAUGGAAUAAAGAUGAGCUUAAAUCUCACCAUAUCGUUAACAUAAUUAUGUUAGAAAGUUUGAACAUUAUACUAGAUUAUUAAUAAACAAUUUGUUUUGAAAAAAACCACUAAUAUUAAUACUAUAUUUCUAUAUAAAUUAUAUUAUUCUAUAUAUUUUAAAUAACAGGAUGCACUUUAAAUAACGAUAUAAAUCAUGAAAUAAAUUGAAACUCACAAAAAAAUUAAUAAUAAUAAUACUUUUUAUUAUCAUUAUAAAUUUGCAGAUAUUAUAAUGUGGUUAUACUUAUAACAAUACGUAUAAUAACAGCGAAAAGAUUGCUUGCCUCGUCUUAGUAUAAAGAAUUAUUUUUUUAUUUUUUAAAUUUUUAUUUAAUAGUAUUUUUUUAUCUCCAGUUAUUCAUUGUGUAUAUAUCAGAUUAGAACUUUACCCUGAAGUUUUCGCGAACAAAAAAAAAAAAAACAAUUUGUAACAAUUAAGUUAAAAAUAAAAAAAAGGCUUAAGGAAAAUUGAUCACCCCGUAUAUAGGGAUAUAGAGAAAGAUUAGGUAAUGCGUAUCGAAAUCGUUCACGUGCCACCGACUGUUGUACAAUUAUGGGUUACGUAAUAUUCUAUAUCCUCUAAGUUAUCUUUUACUGAAUUCAUAUAUAAAUAGAGAGAGAUUAUAGAUAUUAUAGAUAUUUGAACUACAAAUAAAGAAGUCGGGAAAAUAAUAAUAAUAUAUUUGGUAGUAUAAUAUAUGUAAAAUAAGAUAAUUAAAUGUAUACAUAAUAUCGAACAUAAACGAUCAUGGGCCAAGAUGGCUAACAACAAAUUUUGAGAUGUCAUAAUUUGUAUGGUUUACAUCAAAAUUCGAACUAAAAACUUUUGAAUUUUGACUUAAAUCCACUCAAAAUAGUAUUUUGUUUGCAAUGAUUUGCAAUUUUCGCAUUCAUGCCGGCUUUAAACCUAAUUAUUUAUAUCUAUAUGCAACAAUUAAUCGUUGCUACCGAAAAACCUUUCUGAGUGGAGCUCGGAUAUACGUUUAAAAAGCUGUAAUAUUUAAGAUUUUCGUUAAAAAUAAAGAAUACUACGUCAAACUAAACUUUUUCUUGCUGACCACCCUAAAUAAAACUUAUAAUUAAUCUCCUGUUCAAUUUAUUUUUCGAAAUCAUACAAAAACAAUUAUUAAAAAAUAUUAUAAUAUUAAUAUUGUAAAAACUUAAUAAUAAUAAUAAAUAAAUAAAAACCAUUGUCUAUGACAACUUUAUUUUUAAUCUUUUUUAACCUUGAGAAUCAAGUUUUUCUCAUUAUUUUAAAUAAUAUAAUAAUUUCAAAAAAUAAACUUUUUAAUGUAUAAACUAGAGCCAAAAUGAAACAAAAAAGUUUAUUGUCAUGUUGUGAUUUGAGUAAGAUUUUUUGGAGAACAGUUAUUUUUAAUCAAAAAAAGACACACAGUUAAACCUAUAGGUCGCUUCACUCAGAAUCUAUAAACAUUAAUAGUGUUUUAAUAGUUUAAAGGUAGUUUGUGUUACCUAUUCAAUUCAAUUACGGCAUAAAAUACAGUUUCUAUCGUAGUAAUAAUAAUAACAACAAAUAAUGAUUUCAAGAUUUGAACGAUUUAAAAAAAUAACAAAAUCGAAUUAAUUAAUACAAUUAUUAUUUUCAUAUAAUAAAUAUUUUUUAAUAUCUUCUCAAAUAUUUUUUUUUAUGAAAAUCAAUAAAUAUCCUUAGAAAUAACUUACACUGUAUUUUUUUUUUUAUUAUUACUAUUAUUAUUAUUUUUUUUUAAUAACGCUAGAUAUCGUUGGAUUUAUUUAAAAAAAAAGACGAAGAGAAUGAAGCAAAAAUAGAAUUCAGCCUUUAAUUAAAAUCAUGCCUUUUUAAUCUGUACUUUCUUUACAUAUUUUAUUACAUUUUUUUUUCUUAUUAAAAAUGUCUUCGUUAUAAUAAUAAUAUUUUGUGUGCAAUACAAAGUAUUAUACGUUGUUGGUAGUUUUUUUUAUAUAAAUAUUAAAUUUUGUUUAUUUUAAAUUAGUUUAAAAUUAAAUGUAUAAGAAUAAAAAAUAUGUAGGACCAAGUUGCCUAGGUGAUCUAUCAAAAUAUUUUAUUCGAUUUAAUAUUAUAAAUAUAAUCUAAUUCAAAUACGUGAUUAUAAUCGAAUUGCAUAACUCAAUAAAUUUAUGAAAUAUUUCAUAUAUCAAUAUUUGAGUUUAAAAAUAAAAUUAACUUAAAUGUCUUAUAAAAAAUUUACAACAUUAUUGUUAUUAUAAUAUUAUUGAAUUUCCCCACCCCUUCUAUGUACAACUAGUUAUAUACUCUAUGUUAAAUUUUCAAGCAUCUCUACUCGACCAAAAAUUGUAUCCAUACAACAAAAAUAACGGAAUAAAAACUAAAACAAGUUUCAAACACAAAUAAGUAUUCGGUGAAAAUUUCAGCUUUAGAAUUAAAAAUUAACUAUCCAAAGAGUUCUACAUGAGUGACGUACCAUUAAAACGCAUAUAGGUAUUUUGUAUUAUAAUUUAUUUUUGCAAAUUAAUACGUAACUACUCGUUAUUUUGCGCUUCAACGAUUCAUUCGUGUAGUUUAGUAUUUAUUCGUUCGUUAUUUGUACAGAAAUAUGUAUCUAAAACCACUCGUAGCACUCAUACCACUCAUACCUAUGCACCAAUAUACUACGUAUUUUACCUCUAGAAAUAAUACAAUCGUCGAUUUUGCUUAUCAUGGAGUAGGUAUAUUAUUCUGAUAAUAAUAUUAAACAUGAAUAACCGAAUAAAUGAAUGAAUAACUUAUUCUCCGAUUGUUGUGGUAUUUAAAACAUGUUAUAAAAAAAAAAGCUGAUACUGUGGACGGGUGCGAAAAAUGUUGUAGGUGAGAAGUUGGAAAGGUAGGAUAUGUAAGGUUAUUUCAUUUAUAUCUGUAAGCAACGAUAAACCAUAAACUUGAUGAAAGAUAAUUCUAAACGCAGUUCGGUUAUAAAAUUAUUUUUGCUACUUUCUUUUAAAUUUGAUUUCAAAAUGCUUAUUAAAAAAAAAAAAAUCCAAUGAUUUUGAAAAUUUUGCCACUUUACGUAAGUCCAAUAUAGGCAUUAUUACCAAGUUCUAAGUCUCUGCGUGCAUUUAUGACCGAAUUACAGCAAAAAAACUCCUAGAAAUUAAAAUUUCUUAAAAGCUCAAAAGUUUUGACAAUGAUACCGUAAGAAAGUAAAUCAAAAAGGCAACAGAAAAGGUAUCUUUAAAUUUUCGGAUUAAAUCAUUUUUUCUGGUAGAAAACGUCAUCCGUGUUUUUAUAAAAUAAAAAAAUCAUGUAAUUGUCCGUUUUCUAAUGUAUUUUUCCACUUAAGUGCUUUUAUUUAAAAAAUUACCUCUUUAAUGUACAGUCCAAAAAACUUAAGCCUUUAGAAUAAUUGCUACACAUAAAAAUCGGAGCAAGUUAGGAAACUUGCUAACGUUUUUUUCUUACUAGAACAGACUAGAAAAAUAAAAAACAUCUUAAUAAAACCAAUAGCUCCAUCGCGACGCUCGAAAUCUAAAAUUAAAGUCUCGUCAAAACCAUUAUAUAUAAUAUUAAUUUUAAUGUUCUACUCGUUUUGCGUAUACUCCGGCGGAAUUGGUAAAGUUACAUAAUUUUUUCUUUUUUUUUUCAAUUCUGAGUAAAGUGGAGAAUUUAGAGGGGAUAUUUAAUUUAUAUCUGUACGCAACGAUUAAUCUUUACUAUCGAAAAACGAUACUGAGCGGAAUUCGAUUACACAUGUUUUAAAAGAUCUUAAUAUUUACAUAUAUUAACAUAUUAUGUUUCAUACAUUUUCUCGUUUUCCCUACAUUUCUUUCUCGGUUUUUCUCAUUUAUUCUGAAAACUUCUAGGAAAAUCAAAAAAUUACCACCCCAGUCAGAUUUUCUUUAAAAAAAAUUGCUAUCAUUGUAAUAUGGAGAAAAAUUAAUUACAGGAAAAUAAAAAUAAAUAAACGUCAUGGUAUUGCCAUAACCUUUUUCGCUCUACUCAGAAUAUCAAAUUCAAAAUUUAAAAAAUACACAUCAUAAUAAAACCAAUAGAUCCCUAUAGUUACAAUAUAAAUCAAAAAUGCUAAUAAAUCCAGUAAAUCCAAAUAUAUUUUGGGAAUGGUUCUGAAAUUUCUUGAAAUGUCUUAGAUUUUUAUUCAGUUGAAUAGUAACACAUGCGAUAGAUACUAUACAUUUCAUUUUAGUCUUUAUUAUGCAGCCUUAUUGAUAGUUAUUCGCACAUGAUGGAGAAAUUCAAUUUCGCCCAACUGACGUAAUCUAUCCCAGCAUAACAUCGGCAGAUUUUUUAAAAAUUUUCGUAGUUUAUCAGUAUGGUCGCAUUGUAUAGCUCGGCAUAUUUUAUAUGGUGUAUGUUAUCGUUUGGGAGACUCCGAGAACAUUUGACAACAUUGCAUAGAAAAUCGUUCGGUUUGUACGUACCUAGGUAUACAAAGUAGUAUUUUUUUUAUCGAUUGACACCGUCAUCGUUCGCAAUCGUUUGACGUAUUCAAGUUCAUUAAUUUAAUAUAUCUAUAAUAUUUUUGUGAACUCUUUAUUUUUUUUCUGCACAUAAACGACAUUUAAAUAAUAAAUGUGUAUAGUAAACGUGCACCGUUUGCAUGUAUCUUUUUGAAUGCAUUUAUCAUGCUUCUGUGUUUCUAGAUUCUGAGCGCAGCGUAAUAGUUUUACUAUAAUACAAUUUUACAUCUUUUCUAAAAGAAAAUAUUGUCUAGAAGGUGUAGUGUUUUAUACGCGUUUUAAGUUUAAAUUUUGACGAAAAUCGUAAAAAUCAUGUAAUUUUAAAAUAUGUAUGUUUAAGUAUUUAACCGAAAUUUUCUCAGAACCGUUUUUUGGGACUCCUACAAUACACAAAUUUCUCAAUUUUUUAGUAUAAUAUUCUUUCAUAAAUUUAUACAUUAUAUUAUAGUUAUAGUAUAUGUAGGUAUACAAAAUACAAUAUAUAUUAUACAUACUUUUAUUAUUAUUAUGAAAAUACGAUAUUGUUUGUGGUUUUUCUUAUCAUCACACGACCAUCAUAUUAUACUACCUAAGCAUCUAACUCAGGUAGUUACUGUAAGUUUUAAGUUCCGAUAAAUAUUUCUCGCACUAGUCCCUGGAAUGGCAGCUGCUGGUAUAAACCACGUACGUAGUUUUUGUACUCGUGGUAGUAUUUUGAUGAGCCCCGAAGUGUCGCAACGUAGGCGAAAUGCAUUCACAAAGUACGAGUAUAAGUGUAUAUACCUACAUUGAAAUGCGUUUACUAGUCUUGAACUAUACGAGAGUUGAAUGACACGCUAUAUAACGAAUUGACUUUCUGACGAGACGUUUCGUCUCAGGGGCCUCCUGCGGACUCUAGAUGAGGGAGAGGAAGUAAACGAGGCUAGAUAUGACAGUUGAUGAAUCUCGGCAAAGUAGCGAUUUCGAUUUCUACUAAAUAAUAUAUAGUACGAAACCUUAGGAUAUUAUUGCUAGUUGAUGGAUAAAUCAAUAUUGUUGGAACGCCCGAAAUAUCCGAAAACUAAACGAAUGGUGCGAUUAGAAAACUAUUAUAAAGUGCUUUUAAAUGGGAAAAUUUAAAUUGUUAACCAACUUUUACAUGAAUCAAACUAAGUACUAAAAAAAAGGCGUUUUUCAUUGAAAUGUUCUAUUAAUAUGUAUUUACUCAUGGUUCUUGAUGACGUCAGCAGUUGUAAUGUUUGCAAUUUUUUUAAUUUUACAUUUUUGUAAAAAAAAAAUUGAAUUUUUUCUAAAUAAAAUCCCAAUCUAAACCCCCUCCUAAAAUAAUUCCUAAUAUUUUCCCCCGAAUUUAAUAUUUUUCAAACAAAAUUCGUAAAAAAUAUAUGUCAACUUCUACGGGCGGUGACUCAAUGUAGUAGCGGCUUCAGAGCUUCGGCCUAAUGCGUGCUAGGAAUAAUAAUGUUAUGAUACCAGUGCAAACUUCCGAAAAUAGUCACUAUUCUCUAUUAUUAUAAUAUUCCAUUGGAAAUGAAACUAUUUUGAAAUAUAGUAUUGAAAAAUUGAACUGUUUGGAAGUAUGGAAUUGGAAAAUAAUGUAUUAAGAAAAUAAAACUUUGGGGAAAAUGGCAUUGAAAGCAAGAACUUUUAGGGAGAUUAGGGAGAGGACAAAUUACGAAAUAUGCCGUCCUAAAGACGACGGCACGAGUUACAGAGUUAAAUGAUGGCGUUCAGUAAAAGUGUAUAUCCAGAAAAACGAUGGUCUGACAGAGUUUUUGUGUUUAAUUUUUUUUAACGACGUCUGCCACACGUCUACAUGACUACAGCGUAUCUAUAACGAUUUUUGGUAUGAAUAGAGACCCCGAGAAAAAAAGGGCUCCACUCUUGACCUCACUAAGGACCACUAGGUCAUCCAACUGUGAAAACCAUCUGCUUUGGUAUAAGAAUUUUGUCCACACGCGGUUCCCUUUUUUUUGGCAAUUACAAACCGCUGGACCGUUGCCAUCGCAAAGGGUGGCUGCAAUAUAUUUUACCACGGUAAGCACGUCCUGUUUUUCUAUUUUCACUCGAGUGGAUUAAGUUAAUUGUACAUAUAUGUAGUCCAGAUGGGUUCUCGAUACAUAAUAUACAGUGAGCAAUAUUCAAUAUUUCUUAUAUGAUACCAUUAAAAGUAUAUAUUUUUCAGCGUUUUCAGCAUUUUUUUUUUUUUUUUUUUUUUUGUGAAAUAUUAAUUGUUUAAAUGAAAUAAUUAUGAAAAUAAAUUGUUUAAUAACGUAUAUUAAAAAAAAAAAAAAAUACGAAACGACCGUUUUUGUAAAAAACAAAAUAAUAACUUUUUAUGAUAAAUAGUGAGUAAUAAUGAUGAUAAUAUGACCAUUAAUCAUUUGGCAUAUCACAAACUAUGAAAGACUAUGGAUAAUAUUCAUCUCCCUUGACCACACCCAUUUAUCAUAUUAGUAUUAUAAUUUUUACAAUCAUUUCAAAUCUUAAAAUGAAAUAGUUUUGUAUUGCAUCAGUGUAUACAUUUUUUAUGGCCAUUUUCGACUUUCGUCGUGAUACUUGUAUGUAUUAUAGUUAGGAUUAUAGAGAUAAUUUAAGUGGGUGGCAUGUGUAUUGUGUAUAGCGGGUAUAGUUAGGUACCAAUAUUAUUGGGUGUAUUAAAAGGAUGAGUUACUGGCAUAAUAAUAAUAGAUAGUAAAUAUCGAUCACCCAUUAAACAAGUGUAUUAAAUGUAUAUACCACCGCUACCAGGCGUUACAUGAUGUGUUCUAAAAAUUGAAAUAAUUAUUAUCUAUAUAAAAUUAUAUUUAAACUAAGAUUAAACUAAUUAUUCGAGAAAUCUAUUUACUACGUGUAGCAGAAUUACAUUAUUAUCUUAUACAGAAAAUGUCGUAUUUCUUUAGUAAUACUUUGUUUCUAAUAAUAAAACAUUUACUAUAGCGUUUAGGUUAAAAUUGGAGUUUAAUCAUAAAUUAUAACACUUACAGAGGAAAAUAUUUUCAAGGGCUUUGAGUAGGGUUUUCAAAGAAAAUUAGCACACAAGUUACUGCCAAAUUAUUUUUCGCAAUUUUUUAAAUAACUGUAACUUUUUUAUUAAGACAAUACAAUAUUUAUGAUUUAAGUAACGUAAUUUGGUUAUAUCGUGCGUUAGUAAGACGGUGACAGUACAUGCGGGUGUGACAUCAUUUUAACGAAUAAAUAAUUACGGAUGUACUUAUCCUCAUAUUUAUAAUUUACCUAUUCGUUGUAAUAAUUAAGAUUGCAAUACAACUAUGUGUCACAGAUCACACAGUUUCUUAAAUUAUAAAUGCACAUUAUCGUGUUGCAAAUGGUUAACUUUUAUUAGAUUAGUACAAUUGACGUUCAAUAUAACAUUACCAGUUGAUCUGUGUAAUCAUUUAGUAUCAUUUAUGUUUGAGUUUAUUUAAGCCAGUGUGCAGAUUUAUUUGUAAAAAUGAUUAUUUAAAUGUCAAUAAUAAAAUCGAAUCUUGAUUAAAACGUUUGAUUUCAAUAAAAUUUGCAUGUAAACAAAUUUUCGGCAUAAAGAUUUGUAGCACUUAAGCCAUUUUAAACAUUUCUAUAUUCAUUAUAACUUAUGAUUUAUGACCAAUAGACAAAUAAUUGAAAAUAAACAUGAUCCGUGUAUAAAAUGUAUAAAAUCAUCUACACAAAUUAAAUUUGUUUGCUUAAAAAAUGCGUAAGUAAAGUAAAAAAUUGAAAUAAAAUAAUGAUAUGAUUCGAUGAAUUUUAAAGAUGAAGUUUUAUUUGUAUUUUGAGAGUUUUCUACCAGGAAGGAGUAAGUGGAUAACAUGGGAUUAUUAUUAUAUUAUAAUAUACAAUUUUCGAGCCGUAAAAAUCAUUGAUUUGGACAUUUAAAAGUGUAUUUGAUAAUGUGUACGUUAUGCGAGAUUUUAUUUGACGUGCAUUACAUGAUGAUGCUAUUUUGCGAUUGUUCUGUAUGCGAGUACGAGCUGUCGUAUUUUUUUUAAACAAAAACUUCAUAAAUAAAAUCAGAAGACGUAUGCAGGCAGGUACUCGCGACGUUUGCGUUGACAACACGCGAUAACGCACGUACAAGGUUAGUAGAACUUAUAUACACGAAGGAGUCGUUUCGAGAACAUAUUGUUUUUGUCGUUGGUCGAUAUGCCUAUUACGCGUGGUCCUCGAAAUAAUCAAUAUAAUAUUAAUCUACGUACUAGUCGUAAAUUCCACGAUUAUGCAGAACUCUCGCAUUAAUAUUAAAAAAUAAUUUGAAUUUGCUAUUUUAAUUGCUUGUAGAGAAUCUAAAUGCGCAGUCCGAAAUAAAAUUACACUUUUAGGUACGCUCGUAAAACCAAACACCAGUAUUUUAUAGACUACCGAAUUACAUUAAGUUGACCUAUAGGUUCAUGCGGGCAUUCAAUAUUUUAUUUGUUACCGUAAUAAUAGUUGACUGUUUAUUAAAAUAUAUAUCUACUAUCUAGGUAUUACUAUUUUAUACUUCUAUUUUUUGCAAUUAAUAAUAUUUUUCAAAAUAAACUUACAUUUUUCGUUUCUGAGUAUGUCAAAGAAGCUAUUAAUUUAACAAGAGUGAGUUUUUCUUGGUAAACACUUUUAUGGUGUUAUUAAAAAUCCAAUGAUUUUUUCACAAUUUCAAAGAUACGGAUUUUUUAUCAGCUGUACUUUAUUUGAAAAAUGUAUCAGGAUUUUCAGCAGUUCAUAUCCUAGGUCAAUUUGUUUGUUGUAGUUUGAUAUUUCCGCUCAGAAUAACUUUUUGUUUGUAUUGAUCUAUAUAUAUAUAUAUAUAUACGGGGUAUCCAAAUAACUCUGUCAAUAUUCAUUUCUUUUUUUUUAAUAUGGUUUUUUGUCAUACAAAUGCAGAGAAAAAUUUGAUUUUAAUUUUUAUUCCUUAAAUCUUAAUUAAAAAUCAAAAAUAACUUUUUAUAUUUUCACUUUUUAAAAUUUUCAAAAUAUCCGAUUUGUAAAAUAUAUUUUUUUGAAAAUUGAAAUGUAUCAUAGAUCCAUAUCCGAUCAAUAGUCAAUUAGUAAUAGCCAUUUUAAUAUCUAGAGAAAGGUGAAAAACGAGACUGCGAGUUAUGUAACAGCGAAUCAUAGUCGUAAUAGAAGAUAAGAAAUAUUGAAAUAUUGAAAUUUAAACGGCUAUUAAUAAGAAAUAUUGAUAAAAUAUGAAUGUAUAAUACAUUUUAAUUUGUACAAAAACAAAUUUUACGUAAUUGCUAUUUUAAAAAUUCAAGUUUUUUUUUUUUUUCAAUGAUUAAGGGAUAAAAUUAAAAAUUGUAAAUUUCUCUAAAUUUGUCUGCAUUUGACAAAAUACCGGAUUGAAAAAAAAAAAUUAAAGUUAUUAGAAUUCGGAUAACACUGUAGGACAACCUGAACAUAAUAUAAUGUAUCCUACUUUAACCACCAACAACAGUGAACAUUAACUAAUUUUUUUUAAAUACAAUUUGAAAAAACACACAUUUUGCUAACAUUACUCAAGCAAAUUUAAUUUAAUUAUUGUUUUAUUAUUUCCAUUAGAAGAAUGCAAAAACGUAUUUUUUUUUUCAAAAGUUUCAAAGCUUUUAAACAAUAUUAAAUUCUUGUUAUCGUCGAAAACUAUUCAUAUGUUGUUCGUUAAUUUGAUAAAAUUUGGUAUGUGCAGGUAUGUGGUUUUCGAAGGUAUUUCGCGAAUAGAAUUUAAGGUAGGUAUUCGAAAUUAAUAUCGCGAUAAUUUGUAUUAAAUUAAAAUAUUUGGAAUACUUGAAUUUUUAAUUUUUUUUUACAAAGUUUAAUGUAAUUUUUUUGUAUAAAACUUAAUAAUUUAGAAGAGAUGAUUGGAUACAUAAAAAAUCAACUAUAUAUACUUAAGAACGAUCCACGUCAUGAUUAUUAUACUAUUGUAAUAGUCGGUGUGGCACCGAUUGACUAUAUCAAAAUAAUAAUAAUCAAUGAUUUUAUAGCGUGCAUACAAUGAUAAUAUAAUAGUGAUAGCAAAUGUUACGAAAUAGCUGUGAAUUUCGAUAGUUGUAUAGCUGCUUUCAACUCAUGUUAGUCUACUCGUAAUAUUUGUUUUUACUAUAGUUCAAUUGUUGUAAUCGCCCGAUAAUAGUUCAUGAUAUCGUAUAGAUCAGAUUUCAUACGUGCGUGAUAGAAAUUAAUCCCUCUUGAUUAGAAUACAAUUAUUAUUAUUAUAAUUUUUUUUGCUGUUUUAAUAAUACUAUUUGAUGAAUUCAUUAAAUAAUUUGUUUUUUUUCUCAGUUGGAUGUUCUCACUGUGUGCGAAGCCAUUAAAGUGCAAUCGAAUAGUUAUUUAUAUUUUCUCUAUUUUUUUAAAAAAUAUUUAUUACUGCUGUAGAAUUUUUUUUCCUGAUAUAGCAUUAUAGCUAUUUACAAUACAUUGUUAAUCAUGCACAGAUCAUUAGUCUUGAAUUUCUAUUAACUAUAUUACUCGUGUCAGUAACAAAAUUCUUUACGUUGUCCUUUCUGUAAUAAUUUAUUAAUAAAACAAUAUACUAUUCUUGGGCUUUACUGUUGAUUACUCUUUUCUCCUGACAUAUAUACCUUCUUUUCUUAACUCCUAUACUCCUAUUAUUUGUCUCCUUAGACUUAUCCCCGAUACCUUUAACUAAUGAAAAUUGUUCAAAUUUGCAGAGUUUAUUCUCGGUAGAGUUCAAAAAUAGAGUACAAGAUAUUUUUAUAUAACCGUAACCUAGCGUUGUCGAAUAUUUUCCCUUCUGCCGUAGAAUAUUCCAUAAACGCGAUAUAAUAUUAAUUUAGAUUUUUAAACUUAGGUUUUUGAUUUUUGUACGCGUUUAUCAAUCAAUAAUAAAAUCCGUAUGACUAAAAUUCUUGAAAUUCUGAUCUCCGAUCAAAGGAAUGUAUGAGGAAUAGAUGUAUUGGUUUAACUAUGAUGUGUGUGUUUUUUGUGUCUGGAACAACUUUUUUACCAGGAAUAUUAAUAAAAUGUUUAGUGUAGCAUUUUUUCUGAAAAAAUUGUGUGUCUAGUUCAUAUAUGUGAAUCAUCAUGAGUUGUACAUAUAUAGUUAUGAAACAAAAACGGGUGAGCGUAAUUAUUGAUUUUUUUUUUUUUUCAUUCGCUCUAAAAGUUAAAAUUUUAAUGGGAAUCGUAAAAAUUACGUAAUUUCAAAACUUAUGGUACCAUUCAUAAUCGCUCAUAAUCGUUGUUAAUUGCUUACAAAUAUAAAUUUAAUAACUCGACGUAUUCUACAUACCCAUUAUCAGUAACAGAUAUUUAUUAAUUUUAUUUAUUAAUCAAACAAAUUUAUAUAAUUCGAAUACUAAUCGUAAUUUGAAAUGUAUUUAAUUUUAAUAUAACAAAUAUGUUUUGUUUUCGUUACAGGGAAAUGAUUUAAAAGUAAAAUGUCGGAAAAUGGCAAUAUUACGGAUCCCAACUAUGGUGACACCCCGUAUCCUGAAUAUGGGCCCGGUUGGGGGGACACACCCUCGUCGAACCAAGUGCUGGGCGUUGAGGAGACCGAAGUAACUUCCACCAUACCGUCAAACAUGAUACCGACUGGAACCGGAGGUAAGUGAAUAAUAUGCUAGUACCACAAAUAAUCUAUAAAGCAAUGAACUGAUAUAAAAAUAAAUGUAUACGUUCCAAUAUUAUUAGAAAAAAAGAGGCAAACAGAGAUGUUAUAUAGAAAAAAAAUACAAAGUUGUAUUAUGUGUAAAUUAAAUAGGUAUCAUCAACUGUAUCUGUGGUCCCGUGAGUCACUGCGUGCCAAUAGGUAAAGCCUUGAAGAAAAUAUUUCAAUUGCGGAAUACGUAAGAUACCUUUCGUUUUUAUCUGCCUUAACUAAAAUAGUUAUAACAUCAUAAAUUGCCUUGUAGUUUGUUUAAUGAUUGUGCAAAACCACAAAAAAAAAAAAUGUAGAAACAAUGGGAUAAAUAACGAAAAUAGUUAUUUUCAGUUUUGUUUUUUUGUUAUGAUUCAGUUAAAAAUAUUAAAUAUGGAUUGCGUCUCACUCUCUAUAACCUAUUUAUAAAAUUUCAUUCAGCCACAUUGGUUUCAUCAUAAAAGUCUAAUUUUUUUGGGGCUUUUUUGAGUGCAGUGCAAGAACAAAUUUUAUAUAGGAUAAUAAUGAAUUACCAUUAAGGUAGGUAAGCACUCGACUAUUCGUGUACCGUUUAUAGUUUUAUAGUUAAUAGUUUUUUGACAAAGUAUUAUUUCAAAUUAUAAUAAAUUAAACGUUUUAUUUUCACAUAAUGUUAUUAAUAUAAUACUAAGGCACUGUUCGUGCUGUUAUCGAAUUCCAACCAAUUUAUAAUACCUAUUUAAAAUAUAAAAACAUAUUUAAAACAAUCAUAUUAAUUACCUAUUAAAUUGCGAUGCCGUUCUUGGUUUGAAUAAGAAAAUACGAUUGUCAAGACAAUAAAUCAAAAUAUAUAACCCAAUAGCAGAACUUCCUAAAUUAAUAUAAAUUAAUCAUUAAUAUAGUAUAGAAACAAAUUGAAAAGCUAAAAAAAAAACCAAUGUUUUAACUCAACGGAGUAUUCAAGUAUGUAUCUAAUACUCUCUUUUUUAUUUUUUAUGAAAAUCUUUAAAAUGGUAAAAAAUGUAUCAUUGAUUAAUGACUAUAAAAUGAUAGAACAUAGGUAAACGAUAAAAUCAUAACAGACAUUAGUUAUACACAAAAUUCACAAUUGAAUUAAUUAGUAUUAUUCUACAAGAUUGAAACAGUGAAAGACGAAAUUGAAACAACAUCAUAUUAUAUAAUUACACUUUAGUGUACUACCUACUGAAUAGUGGUAGAAAUACUAAUUAAUAAUGUAAAUGUCGGUUUGUUUGUUAUUUAAAUUAUCAUUGUUGAUUUUAAUAUUAUGUUCAGUGAGUCAUAGUGCCUAAUUGUUUUAAGUCAGUAAAACACAUAUUUGAUUAAAUCAUGUGACCCGGUAAAUAAUGGUUCAUAUUUUACACUAUAUGAGUAUGUUGUUUCUCCAAUUGUUUAAUAACAAUUACCUAACCGAUCAAACAAAAACUUCUGCAGAUAUUUUCUUAUUUUAUUUUUAUAAAAUCGUAUAUAUUAUAAUAUCAAUUUGUAUAAUUUUGUUCUCAAACCAAUUUUUUAAUGAGAUAAUUCAAUAUCUUAAGUUAAAUUAUGAAGUUCUACGUACGAUUUGACUUGUAUAAAUUCAAUCAAUGAGCUGCGAAUCUCUGUCACAAGAUUUUAAUUUUACCCUGUCUAUUUUGUAUACAGGAUAUCCCACAAAGAUACACCCAUUAAAAUAUCUUCGAAGAUAAUAAAACAGCGUGCAGACAAUUACCAAUAAUAAUAAUAAUAAAUAGUUAAUUAGUAAAUACUAUGACAGCUUGAUUCAUAUUAAUAGGCAAUUUUAUUUUAUUCUAAAUAAAUAUUAUAACUACAUACAACAUGAGCGGCGUGGAAGAGAACUAGAGAAAAGUUAUGGCGUGAAGAAACACGGAAAUUAGUAUCCGCGAGUAAGAAAGAUGAAUCAAUUUGAUUUGAUAGAACUUUAGAGAUGAAAAAAAGAUUAGUCAGCUGCCUCCAUCGGCGAGGCUAAAAAUAUCUAACAAAAAUAGGAGAGAGGAAUAAUCAUGCGAGAGGGGGGCAAAAAAUAUCAAACCCGAACACAAUCAUCUAGAGGAACCUUUUCUGGACACGCUCAAUUAUGUUACCAAUUACAGACGAAUUUGGGUCCCAGAUAAUUGAACCAUAUUCGAGGGUAGGAUAUAUGAGAACACAGAAGAGGGAUUUGAGAGGAGCAAGAAGACGAAAAUCACGGAAUUGGAAUAAUAAUUAAUAUAACAUAAUUAUUAUUAUUAUUAUUGGUUGUACAUAAAUUUUUUUUUUCUGAACUUUGAAAGAUAAUAAAAAAACACAAAUUUAAUGAAAUGCAAAAGUUGAAACGUCAAAAUUUUCAGAAUUUUAAGUAUUUCAGUAUAAUUAUUUAAUAUUUUUCAAAUUUUUUUACAAAUUCAAAUAUAAUUAUUUGUAGUCCUUAUCCCUGUUAGCAAUAUAAGAACAUAAUUUAACUAUCUUUUUAUAACCGAAGAUAUUACAAUGAGUAUAUCUUAAAUCAUCCUAUAUUAGAAAUGACUAUAACAAUAAUAAAUAAUAUAAUUAAAGGAAAAUAAAACGGAAAAAAAUACUAUUCAUUAUCGUUAUUCAUUAGCUAUGUUCUAUAUAGUCUAUAUACUCUUCCUUCUAACUUCCUUCCUAAAACUUUGUUUAGUAUCCAAACCGUGUCAAAAAAAUAAUUCCAAGUUCAAUAACAUUUAAAUUAAAUUUCAUCAGAAUGUACAUAUUUUUAUUCGUGGUGUAUACGAGAUUAUACAAAAUGAUUUUAUAAAAUAUCCCAAGUAAUAUUUAAAGCGGUCUAAAGGCGUACAAAAAAUACCCAUCACUAAAACCACACAUUUUACUCGUACCUACUCACUUACCAUAAAGUGUGGGUAUACAGAAUUUAUAUUAAAUUUCCUAUACACUAUCUUAUAUAUGUAUAUCGACGAAUUUUAUAUGUUGCUCUACAUAUAAGUAGUAUGUGUUAGGUGUAUGUAUUUGGUUCUAUUUAUGUAAAUUCCAAGUGUUUCGUUCGGCGUUUAUUUCUUCGCUCGUUUAAUCAUAUGUAAAUACAUAUACCGUAUAUAACAGUGACGAUGGCACCCAUCCGCCAGAAAUAAUGGCUCAAAUUCAAAAUGUUAUUCUCCUUUGAUUGUGUACUGCGCGUCUCCUUAACCCACGUACACCUACUGCAUUUGCCAGUAGCUCCGGGUAAUAAUAUAAAUAUAAUAUAUUGCAUCGUCGUGAUUUAUACACCCUCGAUUGAGUCCCGUGUAUUGUGUAUAUAAUAAUAGAGUUAUAUUAUAUUUUUCGUUACGAUAAAAAAUCCGCGAAGUUUUGACUUUAUCUACGAAAAAUGUAUUAUAGUUUUAUUUUGAGAGCCUAGACAUUAAGUGAAUGGCCAGAAGAUUAGAUACCUAUACCAUCAAUUUAACGUCCAAACACGCAGGUACUAUUAUAUACAUUAGUAUUUUAAAUAAUUUAAAUUUUUUUAUACGUAGUACCUAUUCAAUAAAUUGUCUAUAUUUUUUACAUUGUAACUUCUUAUGUUAUUUAUAUAAUAUUUUUAAUUUAAAACUGGAACAUGAAUAUGUAUAAUGAAUAAUAUUUGGACGACAAAUAGCGUCCGUAAAACAGUUGCUAACCAAUUGAAAUCGUUCAGCAAAUUGGCCACUUUCUUAUAAUCUACGCUCUCUAGUUAUAUUAAUUUGUAAAACGUAUUUUAUCGACGGUAAAAAAACGCAAUAAACUACUAUCGAAUAAUAAUAUUGUUUCGGAGAAAUUCACAUUAUCAAACAUCGCAAUUCUUUCAAUUCAAUAUUCAAUAUUUUUAUGAUGAACAAUGUUGUGGAUGUACGAAAUAGUUUAUUACAUUUUUGUGUACUUUAUACUGAAUAAAUAUUUUAUUUUCACGUAUAGCGAUUAUUUUGUUUGUUGAUUCAAAUUCAAACCAAAAACUCCUCGUGUCGUACAAAUGAUACGCGAUUGAAUCCACACACAAAAUCCAAACUUUAUGGCACGUUUAGUUUUAUGACACGAGGAAACUAGAUUAUGAUGUAUAAAUCUAAAACGUAAUGUAAAUAUUUAAUUCAACGAUUGAAAAUGUGCACUUGAACCUAACACGAAAUAAUAUCGUGAGUAAUACGAGUAAUAAAACCUAAAUUCGAUUUUAGAAAAAAAAUUAUCGAACUUUUUCAAAAAAUCUGGAUUUUUUUUAAGGAUAUUCCGUGAAACUGGUCACUCGUAUGACGCGACGAUAUCAUAAUCGUGGACAACUACGGUGAACAGGAAAUUACCUGACGGAAAGUAGUGUAUAAAUUUCCGGCGAGUCGAGUGAUGAGUUUAAUUUUCACGCGGAAGUCUUGUAUAAAAUAGCUGCAAGCAUAUGAUAUACAUCUGAGUGUAUAGAACACCUACGUUGACACGUUGUAGCUCGAAUGUCAAAGUAGCACGAAUUUUGGCGAUUUAACGGUGGAAAAGUAUACGUGCAACAAAGUAUCGAUACCUAACGCGAAGUAAACUCGAAAAAUGUGUAAUUUAUAUAAGGCAAGUUGGUACACCUAUAUCUUCAGCGAUAUUCAGUCUCCCAGAAAAGCGGAUAAGAUAAUAUUAUUAAUUUAUAUUGGCUUCAUAUAACGAUACGCUAUAACAUGUUUUCUUUACGUUAUCGAAAAACCGUUACUGUUUGAGUAAGUAAUAAUAUAUAUCGCACACUCAUAAUUCGAUCAUCAUUUAGUCUCGAUUAAUAUGCUAUAUAGAUUUUCGAUAUCGAGAAAUACCUAAUGGGAGGAGGGGAUAUUAUCAAUAUAAAACACAAAAUAUUUUGUUCGAUUUUAGAUAAUUUCACAGACAUUUAACGUUAUAUAAUCAUUUACGGCGGAAUACAUUUAUAUUUAUACAAUAUUUUUCACUAGGUUUUCUCACAGACUUUUGCCCGCAGCCAUAUUAAAUACCGGACGUGUCUAUAAGGUGUCAAUCGAUAACGGAAUACGCGCUUUAUAGGCGUACACUAUUUCAUGAAACUUUAAGAGCUAUUUUACUACUUCUACGGGCCGGGCCACUGAAAAACCACUUCAUUAAUGAAUCAAUAACUUCUAUACUCACCGGUGCAGAAUCUAUAAAAUAGAUUACGUACCCCAUCUCGUAUACUCUACACUUUCGUUAGUCGUCCCGCGCUUAUUUAUAGUACGUAUAUGUAACCACAUGAUAAUAAUAAUAAUAAUAAUAAGAUAUACGAACCCUUAUAUUAUUAUUAUAUAACCUUAUAUUAGUAUAAAAUGGAGACCAGCCGUCCCGCGAUAAAAUGCGUUAUUGUAUUCGUGCAUCCAAAGUUCUCGACGUUGGUGUACUUACGUCUUACCGCACUAUAAAAUAACCUGAAGGAAAUCAAAAAAACAUAACAAACCGCGCAUAAUAAUAUUAUAAUAACACGCCAAAUUAUUUAACCUUUAGAUACUUGCUGUGAUUUAUGAUGCAAUAUAGGUAUUCUAUAUCAGCGGUUCUUUAACCUUUGUAUUUAAGCUACUCAAAAUAUAUACCCGAUUUUUCAAGAGACAUAUUUUUUUCAAAUCAUGUUAAAAUUUACCCGUGGGAGUUCCUUAUAACCACCUCUGCUCCCUACCUGUAUACAGGUAAUUAUAUUUCGUGCUGUCAUGUUUUCGGAUACAAGUAAAAGAAUAGGUCAUUAACUUUUUUGUAGGCAUUCCGGCUUUUUCGAAACAUCCAUUUUUUAACUUUUAAAAUUUUAGAGAGAUCCAAUCAAAAUCAUUUGCGACAUAAAUGUUAAGAAACGCUGGUAAAUAAUAUUGGUCUUUAACUAGUUUCACGUUUUAAAUUUUUUUCGACAUAGUUAUUGUAAAUUAAGAAAAUUCGGCUUGUAAUUUAUAAUAUAACCACUAUAAAUUAUCAUUGUGCUUAACGUAAAUUAAAUGUGCUGUUCUACGAAUUCUAUACGUAGGAAAAUAUGAAAUAGGUAUACAAUAUUCAAUGAUAUUGGUUUCGAUAUUGAAUUAAUUUGCAUUAAUCAAUUCUUACGACUUAAAACCACGUAAAUAACCGAAAACUAGUAUCAAAAUCGUGGUUAUAGAAAAAGGUAUAGACAUUGCGGGAGUACGGAGAGAGCAUUUUCUUUAUAAGAGACCUAGCGUCGUCUUAGUGGAUAGGUUUGGAAGUGCAAUUAUAAAUUAGUUCCAAAAUCACCAGCUAAGAUAGUCGUGGUCAUAAAGAAAAAAAUUUACUCCACCCCCAGGUUCUGCAUAUAUAUUUUUGUAGUUUUUCCUCCAUACCCUCCUCUCUUCUGUUUAUUUCCAGUUUUAGUCCGGUUAAAAUUAAAAUACCUUGCACAUCAAUAGAUUUUUUUUAUACAUGACAAUACAAUUUAUCGUUUCAGGACCAAUCGUAAUACGAACUGAAGAGGCUUUCAUCGUCAUAUGCGUCAUGAUACUGUGGGUGGCGGCCAUCGCGUUGUUCUUCAACCGCUGGGGAAAAAUCCGCAUGCUCGAACCGUACCAACCCAAAUUUCACGAAGAAGAACACCGGCCAAGCUGUCCAAUGGUCGAGUUGGCCGGUGCCUCUGGGAUCGGUCAUAGUAUUACUGGAGGGGUAAGUGAAAAUAUUAGUUUAAUUGUUUUGUCCUAAAAGUAAAAGAAUAGUCAAAUUUAAUUUUAUACCUAAAUUAAAAUUUUCAAAUUACACUUGGGUUAAAAAUAAAACCGUUAAUGAUUAAACUAUGUAUGAAUUAAAAACGUGUAAUGUUUGAACAGUACUUAAGUCAAAAAAUAUUAUUUUCUAAAAUAAUUUGACAAGCUAAAAAUCAUAUAUCAAUUAUUUACAUAUUUAAAAAAACUAAUUUUUACCAUACCAUUGAUUAAAUUAAAUUAAGUUAAUGAGAAGGAAAAUUUCUAUUUUUAAAACUUUGAGCUAAAUUGUUUUGAGAACUUUUUUGGCCUAAUAAGUGCAAUUUCAAUAGUUACUUGUUUAUGAUCAAAGUGAAGUUGUAAAAUUAUCUUAUAAAGCUCAAAUUCAAUUUGACCGUACACAAAAAUAUCAGCAUUUCUUUAAAAAUAAUCGACCACGAGGCUUCAAGUUUUAGUCCCAAUGAACCUCUUCACGCGUGACCAAAAAAAAAAAAAAAAAAAAUUGGAAUCAUGAAUCGAUAAAGUAAAAUGAAACAAUUGUAUGUUUUCUUGAAAAAAGAGUUUGUUUUAUUUACAUAAUAUACUGAUUGCAUUCAUUUUUUUUUAUUUUUUGAUAAAAGAGCCGCACUUCGAAUGUCUUUUUCUUAUCUGCCGUAUUUCUACCAAACUCAGGAAACAUUUCGAAUUUGUAUAAUAAUAAUAUGACUAAUAUACAAAUUGAAAAUUCAAUUUUUGAAACUAAACUAUUAUUUCUGCGCGUGGAACCACCAACUUCCCAAUGUCACGCAAUCCGUAUUAUACAUAUUUUCAAUUUGUUCGAGUUUUAAUAUUAACAUUAUCAUGAUGAUAUUUUGUGCAAAUUUGCACGUAUAGAUAUAGUAUUGUCUUUUUAAAAAAAAAAAAGAAAAGAAAGAGAAAACAACGUUUGUUCUCUAUAUAUAAUUUACAUAAAAAUAUAUAAUACACGACAUGUAUUGUGUGAAUUCGAAAUCGAUAUCACUCGUAAAAUAAGUUUCGUGCCAUUAUUCAUAUAAUACACGCAUAUUGUUUAUUAAUAUCAGUUGAUUCACGUAUAAAUUCGACCAGAUUCGCAAGACCAUGAUAGAAAAAAAGUUUCGCAUCCCCAAAAAAAUACGAUUUUAUGCGUGAACGUUAUGUGUUAGCCACCAACAAAAUAUCUCGUUUAUCAAACGAAAAAAAAAAUAAAUAAUGUUUAGCCUUUCGACGCUUUCAAAUACCGGAGUCUCGUUAAAAAUUGACUUCCGUUGUAUUUGAUCGGGAGGAAGAGUGGGAUGAUGUAAGUUUUACUUGAUAAAAUAUUACCUCAAAUAUCUCUAACGAUAAUUAUCACCUCCAAUAAUAUUUCUCUCCCUACUCUCUUUUCACUUAAAGUCGUAUCUUGUCACUGAAAAUUUGUAUCUCCACUAUUAUCUGUUCAUAGUGAAUCUUUUAAUAUCGACAUACUGGGUGCAAUCAGGUUGUCUCGUACUUGCUUCGAUAAAUUUCAUCCUGGGUUAACCUCAAGAUCAUUUACCCGUUCUUCAAAUAUGUUUGACAGAAACAAAUAGUGAUCUUGUGAUGAAAAUGUACAGGAUGUUUGGGAUAAUUAUCCAUAGUAUAAUUUUACCUGGUGAUUAAAUAUCAAGGGGGCCGAUUUUCGUUGUUAUACGGAUUAAACAAAAAAAAAAAAAAUGAAUAGCACGAUGGAUAGACCACUAUUUUAGGUGAAAAUUAGAAAGUUAGAGAAAAAAAUUAUUGUAUAUCUGUAUGCAACGAUUAACUUUUUCUGAAAAAAAAGGUUCUGAGCAAAGUUCUGUUGGUAGUGUUACUUUGUCAACGAUACAUAAGUCAUAUAACGGUGAAAUUAUUUCACAUGAGUUAUAUAUUUUCCUUAAUAACUUUUUUUAAUAUUGUACCUAUUUUCCCGUUUUUCCAACCUUUUUUUACCUUGUUUUUUCCCGGUUUUUCCCAUUUAUAAGGAAAACAGGAUGGAUAUUUCACAUGAAAAAAAAGAUGAUACCACGUAAUCAAUCAAAAAAAAAUGAUUACUAAUACUUUUCGUAUAUUUCCCGUUUUUCCACAUUAUUUUCCCCAUUUAUUAUGAAAUUAUAAAAUAAACUCGCUAAAUUACUGCCCCAGUCAGCUUUCCUUUCAGAAAACGUAUUUUAAAUUAAAGUUUAAAAAUUUCUAAAAUUUCUAGUAGACAAAUUUUUAACAGAUAAAAAAUAAAAUAAAUAAACAUCGUUAUAAAGCCAAUAUAUUCCUCGCUCCACUUAGAAUCUAAAAAAAAGGUUCAAAUGUAGUUUAAUAUACAGCCCUUCUUACAAUAAAGAAAAACAAUUUAAUUUUCCAUUUCUUGGAAUUUUAAAAUAUUAUGUCAAAAGGAACUUCUUUAAUGGCUAAGUUUUUCAUUUUUAAGAUCGUUUUUGAUGGUAUAUUUAAUAUUUUAGAACAUUUUAAUCUCGGGCUUUUAAAAUAGCAUACUCAAAAAAAAAAAAAAAAAAAAAUGAAAUGUGCACAGUACCUAAUCGGAGAAUUAUAUUUUUCAAAACCACGACAUAAAUAUAAUUUUAAAAUAUAUUUAUAUGUUUUUAAUGCUGUUUACCUAUAUGUAUUAUAUUACGUGAUGGUCGGGUCAAUUGCCAACUAUUCGUUUGCAUUUUUUAUGACAUGACGUUAUGUUAGUUUUUUUUUCAACAAAGCCGUUUAAGAGUUGUAAAAGAAUGAAAGACAAAAAAAAGAACUACCUCUAAUAUGGUGAGAUAUUUCCGGGGCAUAAUAUUAUAUUGAAUAUAUAGGUACUGAGCUUUUGAAUUAUUAAAACCAAACGUCACGUAAUAGACAAAACGAAAAUCAUACAUUUUUAAUUUCCCAUAAAAUAUUUAUCGUGUCCAUUGUUUGAGAAAAAUAUAAUGUGUAAGUUUUGAAAAUAUAUUGAUCAUAUUUCGUUAUUAAAAAAAGGUAAAUAGGCCAUAAACGUACUUCCGUGAACCCAUACGGCAGUAACCACAAAACGGAUCCUAACUGUUUUUGGGAAAGCUACUAUAUUAAUCGACUGAUCAAGGAAUAUGACAUCCUUGCGCAUCGCAAUUUUCUGACGUUAUUCACUCUUGAUUUCUAUGCAUUAACCUAAAUGACUACGAGUUGUCGAGUACAGGUGAGAUGGGCCGUUCUAUAAUUUCACUACGCCACGAUAUCUAGCGACAACAGAGUUGCCAAGCACAGAAUCAAUCAAGCACGUACACGUAUAUUGUUAUGUAUUUAUACAUCGUCCGGAGAGUACUAAAAAACCUUAUAUAACCUUGUAAAACCGUGUUUAUUCUUAAACACACAAAAAUAGUAUACUAACCUAUAAUAUAUAUUUAUAUUACUGAAAAUUUACUGGACUCGUUCUUCAGCGGUCUUUCACUCAAAGUCUAGGAGACCAGUGAUUUAUUGAAUCAUAUUGUUUUCAUAAUAUUUUCCAUCGAUAAUUUCACUAAAAUAGAUAUUUCACUAAACGCUACCCUUGCAUUCAACGAAAGAGUCAAAUGUUUGGCGGAUAUACUAUAGAAGCUAUUAUAAUACAUUAUGUAGGCAUAGGCUAUAUCGGCUAAAGAGAUUCGUGAUCAGUUGACCCAUUAUAACAAAAUAAAUAAUUAUAAACGAAUAUUUGAAGGGGAAAGAUUCUUAUCGCUAAUUUAAAAUUUAAAAUAAACAAAUUUGAAAUUAAAACGAUUAUAAAAUAAACUGAUAUUGAUGAUGGGUGUGCCACUGUUGUAGGUGGAAAAUUAUGAAUGAAUUAUACACAAGUUAUUUAGAUUCUAUCUGUAAGCAACGAAAAAUCAUUGCGAACGAAAAACAGUUUUGAGCAAAGUUCGUUCAUACAUGAUUUUUAAAGCUGUAAUAUUUACUAUUUUUUUUCUCAAAUUUUGCUUAGAUUUUCUUCUAAUCUUUAUCUAAAGAUGAAUACAGUCAAUCGAUUUAUACUAUUUAGAUACUAAAUUUGGUUAUAUAGACAGUAAUGUUUACAUUUUAUAAUAAUAUCAUAAGUUCAUAAUUUUGUAGACAAUUAAAUUUUAUAUUAAAAAUUAUUAAUUUAACCGGAUAUUUAUUUUACCUAUGUUAUCUAAAGAUAAAUAGGUAAAGGAUAAUCGCUCAAAUAAUUGAUUAUAUAAAGAUAAUAAAUACGUAAAAAAAUUAAAUUGUCUUGAUAAUUUUAAAAAUAACCGAUAACUCGUCAUUUAGAUGAAAAUAUGAAAUACGUUCAUUAUCUAUCAUAAAACUAAGUGCUAAAGUGCACUAGAUAUUAUGGUACACAUCUAGAUUCCAAAAAAGUUAUGCAAUCGAUGUCAAAACUUGAUAAUUACCUAAUGAAUAAACCGUAUAUUUAUAAUAAGGAAACAUUUUAACUAUUGUUUCCGUUUCAAAACGAUUUAUCAAGAUUACAAAUUAUUUAUCUAGAUAAACGCAUCAAGGCAAUCAAUUAAUUUUCUAAAUUUAUCAAGAUGAUCGAUCGUUAUAUAAUUAUUCAUAAAAAUGAUCAAUUAUUUAUAUAGAUCAAUUUAUUAUAAUGGCUUUUCAUUUACUUAGAUAAAACACAACACUAUAAAUGUUUUUUUUUUAAAUUUUAGUUUGCGCAAUGGAAUAUUGUUUCUUUAUGUCGCGAAAACUUUUUUUAAUAAGAAAAAAAAAUCGUAUUUUCAUACGAUUCAACAAAGCUUUGCAAAAGUAACUAAUGAUUUUAAAUAUAUAAGUCUAAGACAUUUUUGCUCUCUUAUAUAUUGUAUAAGUGACGAGUGAUCUGAUGGUUUUUUGAAAGAUAGUAAAAAUGCGGUUAUAAAAUUAUAUUAAAAUAGACUUUAGUAAGUACACCUAAUGCUACUGCAGUGGAAGUUUUGCAACAUUCGGAUACAUAAUGUAUCAAAUAAAAACUAAAAAUAUUUUAUAAAAUGUUUUCAAACUUUUUCGAUACUUAUCUGUACACAUCAGAGUUUUAAACAGUUUUUUGUUUAUAUAAAUACAUUUUUUUAUUUCAAUAGAAUAAAUUAUAUUUUCAAAAAACAAAAGUAUUACCAAUUAUUUAUUGACAACAGAUAACUAGUUGAUUUUUAAAAUGUUAAAUUAUAUAAUUGUGCAGCUUUUGAAUAAUAAGUCUGUGACAAUUUAAUAGGCACUUAACUUUAUGAAAGUAUAAUCGUAAAGAUAAAAAAGAAAAAUAAUAUUUUGUGUACAAUUAAUGUUUGUUUUACGAUAUAAAAAUUUAAAGAAAAAAAAAAAUACCAAUUUUGUUUAAUGGUAAAACACUUUCAAAAAACGGGUGGAUACUUUUAUCGUUAUUAUUAUAUUUUAAGGAAAAAAAUGAUAUUUGCAAUAAUAAUAAAAAAGAUGAAUUCGUAAAAUGAAAUGUAUGUGAGCCGAUAAAAACGGUCUUUAUUUAUUAUUAUUACUAUUAUUUAAAAAAAGAUUAAAUUUCUUCUACAUCAUUACUGUGUAGCGGUUAUGUGCGGUUUUUGUUUCGACAACCGAGCGCGUUCAAAACAAAAACGAUAGCCUUAUAGUCAAAAAGCACAUCAGCCGUUGUAAUGGAUGGACCAAAGAGGUUAAUGGCAAUAAGAACGAGUGUCGUUUGAUGGAUGUUCUACUCUUUUCACGACGGCUAUUAUUGGUCUUCAGUGCCGAAGAAUCAUGCACCCCAAAUGAUUAAACUUUUUGGUUGGUAAAUAUAGAAGGCAAGUGUAUAUAAGAGGACGAUGAUUUGUAUAACCGUUCAUGUACGGUCCGCAGUGCUUCGCAAACUUUUUAAGUUCGCAUCUUGUUCGCAAAAAAUAUAUAUAUAUAAUUCCACGACCCCUUAAAAACCCUAACUUUCAUCAUAAUUGAGAAACAUCUUUGAUGUACUCUUUAAGUUAUGUAUAAAAGUAAGAGUUUAAAAUUAAAAAUUUAACAAGAAAGGUUUCUUGUUAUUUUUUAAUGUAAACAUAUUUCUAGUAAAAACACAAGUUAUACACAUUUAAAAUAAAGAAAUCGUGACAACACAUUUUUCAGUUUUCAUUUUCGUCUUUUUUGGUACUCCCAGUUUUUAUGAAAACUAACGAACUCUUAGAUGUACUACCAAGAUGAAACUUUCUUCCAGAUAAGGUACUUCACUUAAAAAUCUGAGCAAGAUUUCUGGUAGAAAAGUUGUUCGCAUGUAAAAACUAUAAAAUUAAAAAAAAAUCAUCACUGUAAAACCAUUAAAUUUCUCGCUCGCUCAGAAUCUAAAAUGUGUCUAAUGUAAAAAAAAAAUAUUAUUAUUAUAUACAAUAUUAAUGUGACUUCUGAACGUGCAAUAACGAUUACGAUGAAAACAACUAAUUAAUACUUAAAAUAGUAAACAAACCUGACUGGUUAACUAUCCGGUUAAGUUACUAUAAAAUAGCGAAACGUCAAUUCCAUGUUUCAUUCCGAUCGUAUUUUUAAAUAAUAGUCAGUAGUGCUCGAAUUAAGCAGGGAGUGGACGGAUCCCAACAAUUUUUCAGAAAUGAUCUGAACCGAUUCCAUGUAAUUUACCUAAAUUACAGAGAAAAUGCGAGAAAAACCUGUAAUACAUAUUUUAGGGAUUUUUAGUCUUAAAUAAUUUCUAAAAUAUUUUAGAUUUGAAUGAAUCAUUAUUAUAACUAUUUGAAAUUUUGUUUGCAGCUUGGAAUACAUUUCAAUACUCGUAUAAUUUUUUUCUGUGAUCAACUUUUCCACUAGCAUUUUUGCUCAAAUUUAUAAUGAUAACGAAUUUUUCUAAAAGGAAAUUUGCCUAGAAAGUUACUUUAAAGAGGUUAUUUUUCUAUUUUAUCAAGACUUAUUUUCCCAGCAAAUGUGAAAAAUUGAGACAGUCGGUACAACAUUAAACAAAUAUUAUUAAAGAAAAUAUAUAAAGCUUUUUAAAUAUUUUACUAUAAUAUGACAUCAGUGUAUCCCGUACUUGAAUAGAGCACCGCACUUAAUGCAUGGAACACACUAAGGUUUAAAUAGUAAAAUAAUGUGUGAAAUCGUAUACAAUAAUUGAAUAGCGAAAAUAUAUUAUCAUGAGAUUUUGUUGAGAAAAUCCGUGGUAAGUACCAAUAAUUGUUAUUAUAGCGACAAGCGAAUUUCUUUUGAUAUGGUGAUUAUUUAGUAAUGGUUUUCAUAGAGCCGACGAACACUGUUAAAGGCUGCUAAGUUAACGACGACGCUUUUGCAAGAGUGCUUAUUUAUGCUAUUUGUAUGGUUCAUUUGAGAAAUAAUGCUCGUUUGUCGUGCUAUAUAUAUUUCGGAAAUCGAUUUUGUAUGCAAUUCAGAGUAUCUUGUGCGUAUAGAUGUUAAAGUCGAACAACAUUCAGGUAGAUUACAGGGUAAUCGAUCCAUCAAGAGUCAGUGGUUUUUCUAAACAUGUUAAGUGGUUUUGUGAUUUUUCUAUAAUUAUGGAAUCAUUUAAGCUUAAUUUUAAUACUAUUUCCAAUAUUUUUUUAUUUCUCAUACAUUAAAUAAAUUUCCGUUUAAAUACAAAUUUAAAUAGAAAAUAUAUUUUCGAACAUUUUCAUAUAACUUUAAUAUCGGAAAUAUGAGUUAUGACAACUACAAAUUUAUACCGGAGAAGUAAAGAAGGAUAAUAAAAUUCAUAUCAAUUGUUAUAUGAUAAAAUUAUGAAAACGUUCCCCUAUUAUUCCUCCUGUCUAAAUGUCAAACAGUUGUAACUUAUAAACGGUUAAUCCGAUUUAAGUGUUACGCAUUCUGUGUUAUUGAGUGUUAUAGAUUUUGAGUGGAGCGAAGAAGUUUAUAGUUUUACAAUGUUUUUUUUUAAUAAAUAGGAAAAAACAGGAAAACGUACAAAAUGUAUAGAUAUUAGUUAAAACAUAUUACGGCAUUUUUUUUCUCCAGUGAACAACUUUUCUACUAGCAAUUUAACUCCGAUUUACAAUGAUAGCACUUUUUCAGAAAGGAUAUCGGACUGAGAAAGUACUUUUAGGAGGCCAUUUUUUAAUAUAUCUAAGAUUUUUCCCAAUAAAUGAGAAAAAUUAAAAAAACAUGGGAAAACCGGGAAAUAUGUAGGAAAAACGGUACAAUAUUUAACAAAUAUUAUUAAAGAUAAUAUAUAAUGCAUAUGCGAUUAUUUUUACCGUAAUGUGACAUAUAUAUUGUUAACAAAGUAACACUAUCAACUGAAUUCCGCUCAGAAUCGUUUUUUCGUUCGAAAUGAGUUAUCGUUAUACGUUGAUAUAUAUUCAGUCUUCCCUCUACUACCUUCCCAACUUCUCAAUAACAAUAAUGGCUGCAUCCGUCCUUAUUAUUCUAGAACUGCUUUUUUUAUACAUAUAUUCUAACACAAAUCUAUAUUUAAAAGAUGGUGAGUGAUUGCUAUUUUAGAAUCAAACGUUUUGUCUACAUUUAAGGUAUAAGGGGUAAAGCAAUGUUAAAAAAAAAAAUGUUAAAAUAAAGCCUAAACGGUUCCAUUAGUAUUGAAAAAUAAAUCACACUUUCACUAAAAAUCUUCCGAAAAAAUCGCUGUAUCUCGUAAUAAAUGGUCUACUCUGUAUACGGCAUAGGUGCUCUCGCGGUAUCUCGUGAAAUGAUUGAGAUUGCCAAAUAAAUAUAAUUACGUAUAUAGUCGUAUUAUUAGUACACCGUAAACAACACUCUAGUGAUGCGUAUAUUAUGGUGCGGUGCUCUUGAACCGGGUCCAAAUACGCGAUUUACCGACAAGACCGAAUUUAAUGAGCGUUCUCUAGUAAAUCGAUUUAGAUAUUGUUAAUUAUGAUUAAUUAUUAGAACGUAUAGUUUACGGUGAUAGUUGUAAUAUAUACGCAGCCACGUCUACUCAUACAGUGUGUCUGCGAUUGAUAAUAUACAAUAAAUACCUACCGAUGACGAUAAAGUGAUAACCGAACGAAUGUAGAUUUUUAUUCGAUUACAUUACGAAAUACAAUUAACAUAUGUAAGAUCAGGAUUUAUAUGCAUUUCCUUAUUUUUUGAAAUAUUUAAUAUUCGGUUAGAUUUCAUGAUAUCGCAGCGGAGACUAAAAUCGUGACAAAUGUUGACUUGAUUUUUGAUGAUUUUGAUUUAUUUUUUUUUCCUUCACAUACCUACAUUUUUAUUUUAAACACAUGAUACGCUUUUUGUUUAUGUAAACAAGUUUUCGACCUGAAUAAUUUACCGAUAAUCAACGUCAAGAAUGGUUUCUGGUAGCAAAUUUUAUCUAGUUAGUACAUUGAGGAUAUAUUUUUAUAUUUGAUAUUAUGUAUAUAUAUAUUGUUAAAGAAUACUCGAAAAAAUAAAUCAAAAAGACGGUAAUAUAAGUAUAUGGUACAUAAGUGUAUAACGAUUUUAUCAAAAUUGAUUUUAUAUUUGUUUUCUGUAAUGAAGUAAUAAAUUUCAGUUCUUUUAAUUAGUAAAGCCCUGAAAUUUCUACCAAAUAUCAAUGGCUGCUUAGACGUGGUAAUAUUUUCGAAAUAUUCUGAUAUAUAUUGACUGGAUUGAUACUUUACGGAGGUCAUUUUUUGAUUUUCCUAAGAGUUUUCUCAAUCAAUAGAAAAAACGUGGGAACCAAGAAAUACGUGAGAAAACUUGAAAAUAGCUAUAAUAAUAAACAAAUAUUACUAAAAAAAAUAUAAUAUAAGAAUAUAUAAUGCAUAUGUGAUUAUUUUAAAAUAAUAUGGCAUAUAUAUUGUUGACAAAUCAACACUAUCAACCAAACUCCACUUAGAAUCGUUUUCUGUCAUCAAUGGUUAUUAAGUUACACAUCAAUCGUAAAAAGCACAAUCUUUAUGAAAUGAGGAUAUCAAUCAAAUCUGGUACAUAUUUAAUACUUUUAAGACUUAUUAGUUUAAAAUGCAAUAUAUAUAUUUAUAUAUAUAUAUAUAUAUAUAUAUAUAUAUAUAUAUAUAUAAAUGUUUAUCUAGAUAAAAGAUCCUUAAUCUUUCAUAUUUAUCUGGAUAACUUCUUAUCUUAAUUGUAAUACACAAUUUACCUUCAUUUUGAUAAUACUAUUCUAGCAAAAAAUUAUUUCCUGUUUUAUCAAGGUAUUUCAAAAUGUGUUUUUAAUUUUCAUAAAAAAAACUGGCUUUUAAUAAUAAUUACAGUCAAUGUGUUAUUUUACACACUAUUAUAAGGUUUUAAAGUUCAUUUAGUGGAGAUUACCAGAUAUUCAUUUUUAUUACUUUCAUUUCCUAAUUUUAUUUUACUCGAACACUAAAAAUCUAUGUAUCUUAAUAACUUACGACCAUUCGAAGUUGUAUUGACACUGAUUGAAUUGAACACAACCUUUAUAACCACUAAUGUUCGUGAAAUUUAAAACGCGCAUAACAUCUUUGAAAAUAUUUCCUAACCUUAGAUUUUUUUUCUUUGAAAAAAUUUAUAAUAUUUAUUGUAAUUUAUUGUGCACAGUUAUUUUACUUAUUAAUAAUUAUUAAACUAAUAAAGUUUUGUAAUAUUUGUGAAAAUAAAAUUUAAGUGAAGGACAAUAAUGAAUCCGUUUAAUUAUUUGUGACAAUAGUUUAAAAACCAAGAAUGAAACUCGUAUUAUUUUUAAUCGUUUUUACAGGGCUAAAACAAUUUUAUUCACAUAAUACACUAAAUAUAAAAACCAAAAAAUUCGAAAUAAUAUUUAAACAAAUUAAAUAGCUCAAAUUUUUGGUUUUUAAGGUUACUUUUAACUAAAUUACCAAAAAUAAAAAUAAAACAAGCAAACUGUCAUUGAAUAUAUUUUGAAUUUUCCCGUUUUCCUAAGGGUUUCCUAAAAUAUUAAGAAAUCUAUUAUGAAUCAAAAAAAACCUCCCAAAAAAAAAAAUUGUUAGUAGAGUAUAGGAACAAGAUUUUUUAUUGGUUUUUUUGUUUAUUGACUGAAAAUAGAAAAUACAAACAUCAUAAUAAAACCAAUUAUUUUCUUUACUUUGCUUAAAAUACAAUUUCGUUACAAAUUAUCAACAUGAGAAAAACUCAAUUUUAUCAAAUAUUAUUUGUCGGGACUCGUAAAAAAAUAUACUUCUCGUAAUUAAAACUCAAUACACCUGCCAUUAUUAUUAAUAACCAAUAAUAAUCUAUAUGAAUGAUAUGAUUUUAUUUCCCUAUGAUUAUAGAUAAAAUCGUUGCCAAACGAGCCUUAAUACGAAUUUGUAAACCACAAAUAUAAUAUUAGUUCUUCCACGCAAUUAUUUGAUAUAUAUCUUACCUAUAAUAUAUUACACAUACUCCUGCUAGUGGAAUAUAAAUAAAUCACGUUCAUAAUAACUAUCACAAAUUCAAAUCGCAUCAUGAUGCCUAAUACUUGAUCGUUAAUAAAAUUCACGAUACCACGUAAAAGUUAAUUUUUCCUAUUGGUACACAUCCAAUUGUUUAAUUUAUUGGUGACGGUUUUUCGGCAGUCACUCUCCUUUCUUUAUAUUUACCCCUCACCUGAAAAUCGAAAAGACUCUUUUAUUUUAACAACACGAUAAUAUUAUGUAAAAUCAAUGGUAUGAAGCUUGCUAAUAUACUUGGAUAUUUCCGGAGCCACCUUAUAUCCUAUUCAUUAGAUACUGUUCAACAAACGUGUGUCUUAAUUUUUUGUUUUCGUACCAAAACUUAUCAAAUUCUCAGUAAAACAAACCUACUUUAUAUUACAGAAUACCCAAUGUAAUGUAAAUCUCAAUCUUUGUAACUAAAAUCAGUAGAAAUAGAAAAUCAUUACUUCAACAUUUUCUUUACAACGCGUUUAGUAAAGAAAUAUAUGUAUAUAUGUUAUGAAGGUACCCAUGAACAUAGUUGAGUCACUGUACUACUAACACCGUAGUUUGAAAUUUCAAAUUGUCAUCAACACAAUAUUAUAUAUUGUUUUUAUAGUAUAGUAUAGUAUAGUAUUAUAUAAUAUAAUAAAAUAUAGUAUUUUUGUAUUAAAAAAAACGUAACGGCCAUCCCGGAAAAUUAAAAUCGUGCACAGUGAAACGAUUGCGUACUCGAAACGAUUUCUUUGACAGAAAUUAAUCGACGGAAACGAUAACAGCGUAAUAAUAUUAUAUUGUCAUUUAAACUUCGUGACGCAUCGUAUUACGUUUUUACUCGUUCUAUUUAACCGUCCUCCGCUGUAAUAUCUUUAGAUUUCUUAACGGUUUUCUGUGCUUUAAAGUGUCCGUCUUGUUUAACAGCGGCUCGUCUGUACGCUGAUUCCACAAAACGCAAAAUAUUUUCUUUUACUCGUUUCCUCGCCACCGCUUAUUAUCAGUUUUUCCUUUUUUAUUUAUCGCGCGUCGUAAAACAAUUUAUAAUAAUCUGUCAAUAUAUAAAUUUGUAAGUUGGUAUAUUACCCAGAUAUUUUUGAAAUUGUAUUAUUUUAGUGACUAGUGUAUAAGUUAUUUGAAAUGACAUAAGAUAUACCGAACAAAUUUCGAAAAGGGGUUUGAACCUUCUAAAACUCCAUCAAGUACAGCCUUGGCUAUAGCUUAAUACAAUUUAACUUAACUAUGACUUUGUAAACUAAUAAUUCCAUUUUAGAAUUCACUAUUAAAUUACAACGCACAAGAACAAUUAUUUAAUGAACCGUACCGUCAAUAUCACACACCAUCAGAUAUCGAACAAACACUAAACAAAUAUUAUUUGUAUACGUUAUAGAUAUUUGUAGGUAAUAAAACCGUAUAUUGUUUUUAUUAACUAAUAUACCUACAUAAUAAGUUGUUGUAACCGAACUCGAAAGCCUAUCUAUAUGGCACUACUACAGAUAAACCUGUGUUUUAAUGUUUUAACAAUUACACGUGUUAAGAAAUAAAAAAAAAUUUGACAUUUUUCAAGAUUUAUAGAAUCGAUCUUCGUUGAUUUCGAUAAAACGUGAUGUAUGCCAUACGUAGAUACUCAUAAAAUAGUAUAGUCUGCAAACUUUAAAUAGAUGACAAUAAAAUAAUUUGUAUUUUAUACUGUUGGUGAUAUUUCACAGUAAAUUAUUUAAAAACAUUUCCGCAUAACAAUAUACGAUACCUAUAAUUAUAUAAGUCUCGCUGUUGAAACGCUGAGAAUAUUCGAAGAAUAAACGUGUAAGGGGGGAAAUGAAAUAAAAGCUAAGUGUAAAAGAAGAACCAUUGUGUUCUCUUCGAGCCUAUGUAGUUUGUGGAUUGUUGUUCGACUGUCAAUAUUAUGGUUUUAUUCGUUUUGAAAGAAGGCCAAAAUUGACUUCCGGUUCCCGUAAAUUCCAAUAAUCCGGUUCCGAUUUAGGGACCUUUUAAAUUCACCGCAGAGAAAAAAAUAAUGCGUAGUAUAGCCUCCGUUACCGGAUAUAGAAGCAUAAAAUACACUUCUGCACGACCACUCGAGUCGUUUGGAAAUAUACAGGGUUAUUCGGUCUUUGCGGAUCGGUGAUUUCGAAAAUGUUGACAAUCUCGGUGCAUUUGAUUAAGAGUUUUAAACACAUAGAAUCAGGCCAUAAAUAUUUUGUAUUGCCAAACGCUUCUGUAUAAUGUGAAUGCCAGAAAAUUCUAGAAGUCGAAUUUAAUCAAAACCUUCUUGUACCUACUCAUGGAUAAUCGAAGGUGGUUCGAGUUAAAAAUAUAUCACACACUCACAAACACACCCUGUGCAUUCUCCGAUCCGGAUUUAUUACGCGGAUAACUACUGUAAUAUAAAAACAGACGCAAUUAGUGCAGUAUUUUAGUACUACGUGUCGUACAUUUUCAAUCGAUUCUAAUCGCUUUAUUAUUCUUUAAAAACAAUAAUUUUUAACAUUUCGCAUACGUCGUUUUCGGGUCACCGAUAUCAUAAAGUUUGUUAUCAUAACAUUUUAAACAUACAAAUUUUAUAAUACAUAAAGUCGUCUUCGGUUUAAGGGACACACUCUACACAACGGCUGUACAACAAGUUCAUCGUAUACAAAUAUAAAACUCCCAUAAAAACAUUUCGGUUCCGUUCGAGCAUAUUGUAUAACGAUUCCCACGAGAUAUUUUAUACGCUUAGAAUAAAAUACACAUUCACUGUAAGUUAAUAAGAAAAAUCUACAUUGUAUGGUAUUGGUUUUGCAAAUAUAGUUUUUUUUUUUUUUUUAAUUUAUAAGAUGUUUGUGAACACUUUUUCGGUUAGUAAAAACCCACACCGAAACUUUCACUCUGUAUUUAAAAUUCUGCAAUUUCAUUUAUAUAUACAUAUGAAUAUGAUUUUACUAAAAACCUUAUUUUUUUUUUUUUUUUUUUUUAAUCUGAAAAUCGGGUAUUACAAAUCUACGAUGAAUUGCCGUCUUAAAUUGUUAUCUAGAAACUAGGAUUUAUACAUUAAAAAAUGUUUCAUCCGUCGACUCAUAAUCGAAUUUUAUAAUUUUUUUUCCAAUCUGAAACGUACGCAAUUACACAGACACUUUUCAUCGUUUUUCGUUCAAAGUAAUCUGUUCUAGAGAAUUAUAUAAAAUUAAAGAUUUAUAUUUUCGGUAUAAUUUUAGAAUCUGUGUGUACCAAAGAAGCCAUUAGUUUUACAAAAGUUAGUUUUUUUAUGGAAAAUAUUUUUGUUACUGUUUUCGUGGCAUAAUUUUAAAAAAUUUUUCAUCUGAUAAUUUGGUACUUUAGUUGUAUUUAUUGAAAUUGUCAACAGUUCACUCUCUAUUAGGUCCAUUUAUUGUUGUUAUCUAGAUUACCUUGACAACAAAUGAAAAAACAAGACUUUUACUACUCCGUUUAGAAUCGUUAUUGUCUCGUUUGUAGCCUACCUUGAGCAAUACAGACUUUUCUUUUCUAUAUAAUAUAAUCAUACACACAAUAUACGUAACUAUAUAUAUCUUCCAAAUAUUAUAUUAUCUUAUAUUAUUCCGCAUUUUGCUAAUAAAAUGUAAGGCAGCGUUCGAUAUUUCGCCAUUGUCUCCUGCAUUUGAGAAUUUAACAGUGUAAUCCAAACGGCUAUGUACGCCCUCCGGGUAGCCGUCGUUGCAUCGUCGUGAUACUCUUAUACAUAUAUAGUAGAACGUUCGGAUAUUGUUUUUCGAGAGAAGAUUAACACUGCACACCGCAGGCCACCCGCGGCCCUCUUGGGCUUUCCCUCUUUAUAUAUAAUCAACUCUGACGGUGGCGGUCACUGCACAGCUGAAAAAGCAGUGGCUUCAAAAAUUCGAAAUGAAUUAAAUUAAAUACUAUAGUAAAAUAAACAAUUUUGUUGAACAAUGAUUUGGCGUGCUGGUUGGUUUGUUUUUCACACACGGUAUUACCAAAAUUUUCGAUAAUUCAUACAAGAAGGAAAAAUUGUAUAUACAAACAAAACAAAAAAGAUGAAACAUUUUAAAUAGCUCCAUAAAUAACUCGACAUAAUUUAAAACUAUACUCCGUGUCUAGAAAAAAACCCAAUAAAAUUGUUUCAGUUUUCUUAAUGAAUUAUAAGAAGAAAAAAAAGAACUGAUACUGAGGACGGGUGCAGACAAUAUUGUAGGUGAGAAGUUGGGAAAGUAGGAAACAUAAGGUUAUUCCAUUUAUAUCUGUAAGCAACGAUAAACCAUUGUUUGAUGAAUGACGAUUUCAAACACAGUACGGUUAUAAAAUAAUUUUUGCUAUUUUCGUUUAAAUUUGAUUUUAAAAUGCUUAUUAAAAAAAUAAAAAGUCGUCCAAUGAUUUGGGACAUUUUUUAACGUCUACACUAUUCCAAUUUAAGUAUUAUUACCAAGUUCUAAGUCUCUGCGUGCAUUUAUAACCGAAUUACAGCAAACAAACUCCUAGAAAUUAAAAUUUUUUAAAAGCUCAAAAGUUUUGACAAUGAUACCGUAAGAAAUUAAAUCAAAAGGCAACAAAAAAAGUGUCGUGUGAUUUUUCGAUUAAAUUAUUUUUUCUAGUAAAAAACGACGUCUGUGUUUUUAUAAAAUAAUGAAAUCGUGAUAUUGUACGUUUUCCUACGUUUUUUCCCACUUAAGUUUUUUUAUUUUAAAAAUGGCGUCGAAAAUCAAAAAAUUAUGUUUUAAAGUACCGUUUUGACAACUUGAGUCUUCAGAAAAUUUACUACAUAAAAAAAUCAAAGCAAGUUUACUAAGAAUAAACGUGGUCACAGGCUAUAAAAAAAGAAAGAAAGAAAGAAAAGCAUUGUAAAACCAAUAGUUCACUCGUCAUGCUCGAAAUUCGAAACUAAUUUCAAUUUUAACAAACUGCCAAGUUAGUAUCCUGAAAUAUGAUUGCUGGCAUAGAAUAUAAAAAGAAGAAUUUUUUAAGGAAAUGCUGAAGAUUGGAAGCAAGUGGAAAAUGACGGAAGAGACCACAACCUUCGAGGAGGGGAUACAAAAGAUGAUUCCUAUGCGUAAAUGUACUAAACGAUCCAUCUUUUUAUCAUCAUACAAGCGAUACUAAAAAAUAUUGUAAUUUAUUCGAUAUGAAUUAUUUAAUUCUAGGCAAUUUAGCUAACGAGAAUUUUAUAAACGCUGCCGCAGUCGAUUUACAAUUCCAAUCAGUUAGGUCUACGAAAAAAUGUCUCGAACGUAAUAUUAUAAUCUGCGAAUGAAAUGUGUCCAAAUUAUUGACAGUAUAAGCAAUUCUCCCCAAAAUACCAUAUAUUCAUAAUGAUAAAUGUUUAAUUAUCGGAUCCGUUAAAAUUCUAAAAAAUUAAAAAUUCCGCGAAUAUUCAAAUAUGUAUCGUACAGCGUGAUUUAUUCAUCAUGAUCCCGAGAUCUCCUUAUUCGGUACUUACAUAGUUAAUACAUGUCAACUAUUAAUUUUCAAAUAACAACCAUCUUACCCUUUUCAACACGGAUUCGAAAAGAGAGUAGUUGUCUAAAUGUUGAAACAUACGUCUCGAACCAAUCUGGGAAAAAUAUCUGAUAUUUUUAUCUAAAUAAAAUAUAAUGAUAACCGUUGAAUAUUUAUCUUAGAUAGUUAUAAUAGAUGACGUUUAGUAGUCUAGAUAACAUAAAAAUAUAGUAUUAAAAUAAUUCAAAAAAGGUUUGAAGGGGAAAAAUUCAGAUUCAAAGUAUUAUUAUUUAAUACGUAGAUGAUAGAUGCUAAGUAUCUUAGAGGAUUUUAUCUGGGGUCCUAAUUUCGAAUUGUAGGUAAAAAAAAACUAAGACCAAAGUGUAGGUCAUCAACCGUAAUUUAGAUUAAUUAAUAAAGAUAAUUAAUGUUUGUAGCAUAAAAUAUGCUAAAAAUUAUGAUUUUUAAUCGGAAAAAAUGUGUUCAUCUUGUAUUGAAUUAAAUUAUAAUUUUACGCCAUAAACAUUUUCCUACGAUUUUCGAUAUUUGUAUCACUAAAAGGAAAAUCGAUACUUUAAAUAUAUCUAUAAAUAGGCAGAAAAUUUGAAAAACUUCUCGUUGAACUCACUCGAUCGCAUAGAUACAUAUUCAUUAUUCUAGGAGAUAAAUGAUUCAAUAAAACAUUAUCUUUGAUCUUCAUGUUUUAUUAGAAAAAAGAAAACUAUUUUGUUUUAACGUGCUCUGUGAACCAAAAUAUUUUAGUUUAUCUUCAGUAGUUUCUUAUAAAAAAUUCUACAUUACACUCAAUAUUUUUUUUUGACUACCAAGUACUACCCAUAGUGAACCUCUUUUUAAAUUUCGUAGCAUUUCUGUUUGAUCUAACAAUCUAACAAUUUAAUACACAGAGUACCAAAAAAUUAAAAGUGACUUUCGCGAUCAAUUUUUCUAGUAUACAAGUUUUUUAUGAAUAAGAUGUUUUUGUUUUUUUUUUUUUUGAAAUCACACAAUCGUUAACUAUGGAGAAAUAUUUAACUAUUCGUAAAAUAAAUAACCCCCCGAUCGUUUUCCAGGUUCAAUACCUGUGGUGAGUAUGAAAUAUGAUUAUAUGAAUAUGGUUAAUGGUGAUUUUUAAGAAAAACAACUUUUAUGUUUUAACUUAACUUAGAUAUUAUUUUCCUGAAAAUGUGCGACUAUUAUCUUUGUACCUGAAAAUCUUUUUAAUUUAAAAUUAAUUUUAACUCGGCUUCGUUAUUUUUUAUUUGGGGAAUAAAUUAACUUAAACUAGUUAAACAAAUUAGGUAAUUUAUAUGUCUGACUUUGAAUUUAUUCCCUUGGGAAAAAAAGAAAAUCACGAACUAUAACCUUCUCUUCUUUAGAGAUCUCUGUAAAUUAUAAUAUUGUUUUAAACUCGAAUAGUAAUAUAAUUGUAAUUACUAUCGGAAAACGAUUUACAAUUUUGAAUUCGCCCAAUUACACGGGUACCAACUUUUCGCCGGUUGCAAUAAAAUACAUUUUACUGCAGCUGGCUGUAGGUAUAUGGUGAAUAAUAUUAUUGUCUGCCGACGAAAUGUUAAAUUAUUUGAAUUUACCGCGCAAUAAUAGUGGGUAUACGUACAAAUCCCGCAAUAUUGAAAAAUAAUUUGGUUUUAUAACACGGUUACACAGUAUCUCAACCGUACCACGCUAUUUGAAUAUUUUAUUACAUUAACAUGCGGCAUUUAUGACAUUUAUUUAUCGCGUAUGAGUACAGUAAUAAUGAUUUCCAACAUUUUAUUUUAUAAUUCGAUUUGUAUAUGUUUUAUACAUAUACAUGCACACGACAUAUUAUUUGAUUCACCUCGAACCGCGAGCUUCACAUAAAAAUAUAUCAGAGAAUAACAAUAAAAUAUUUUUCACUGGUUUAUUCUAUUAAUGAUCUUCAUUCUUAUAGUUUUCCAGUCUACCGAUUAGUAUUGCCUUCUUACAAUUCUUCUCCAUUCCAUUCUUUUCAUCACCUUCACCUUCGCCCAAACUAUUUGGGUUUGAUAACUCUCGUGCUCAACGUCCACAUAAUCUGAUUAUUAAUCAGAAAACCGUUUUUCGUUAGCAAAUGUUAAUCAUUGCGUACUGAUGUACAUUCAAUUUCCCGUCUAUCUUCCCAACUUCUCACCUACAACAGUGGCCCACCCACGUAGAAAGUAUGUCCUUUUUAUGAGUGUAAUGUUUAUCUUCUUUGAUUCUAUUGAAUUUGUCUUUUUUUUUUCAACUGUAAAAUGCAGUGUUCACUAUUCUAUUUUAUUCCUUGAUUCUUAAAUUGAGCCAUUGAGGUGAUAUUGAAAUGUUUUUUUUUCUUUGCUACCCCCUACUUUUCAAAAUAAAAUAAAAUGUCUGACUAAAGGCAUAAUCAUCUUUUCACAUAUUAUACGUUUUACGAAAACGGGCCUCGAUUGAAAUUUGAUUCUUGGUAAAAAUAUUUAAUAUACAUACAGGGACAUAAUUUUACACCAUCUAGAUUAAGGCCCACCAACAAAAGUAAAAUACUGUAUAAAUGCUUCCCAUGAGCUUUAACCAAAUAAUUACUCAAUAAUCUAUUGAGUAUUAUGCUGUAAGAAUUUAAGAUUCUUACAUUUAAAUUUCUAUUGUAAACUAUAUUUUGAUUAGUUGUGGGCACAUCGAAGGUUGACGAUAAAAUAACAUUAAUAUUUUAAUAGCUAUUUUACCAGUGGCGUAUAUAGAAAUUAUUUUCACUAUAGACCAAUCUACCACCAACAAAGCUACUUUUGGGGGGAGGGGGGAUGGUGCCGUAUGGUUUUACUAUAACAUAUGUAAAUAAUUCAAAUAGAGGAAUUACAGUUUUAAAUGCUUAUUUAUUAUAACAUUAUAACACAAUAAAUUUAGCAUUUUGUACACAGUAGGUAGACUUAAAAUGUUUUCGAGAAAUCCACAUGGAAACAUUUAGAGGAUUCAUUAUUUAAAUAUUAUAUUAUUUUUCUUUUUUGUUUUGAAUACAAAUAUUAACAAAUCCUUCAAUAGUUAGACUUUAGAGGUAAGUAAGUUAUAAUGAUCAUCAACACAAGGCUUGACAAUCUAAAGUUUCCUUGUUGAUUUCUCAAAAACGUUGUAAGUUUUUUGAGUAUUUGUAACGAACAUACCUAUUCACCGAUAAACAUCUACAUAGCAUCACAUGUUACACAUAGUACUUCUGUUGGUUGAUUUACACACGUCGAGUGCGUGUGGUAUACGUUAACUAUGUACUAUCAGUACAUUUCCAAAUUUACUAAGUUACCUACAUCACGAAACUUCCUUGCUUCACCCUAAAGCAAUAUGCAUGAAAUUGUUCAAUUGAAUCUGAAAUUUCACUACGGACUCGGACCUAAGGCCACCUCUCCUAAAUACACCACUGCAAUGUAUCCGUGUUAUAUAAUGCAAAUGUAUUGAUAAUGAUAACAAUCCGAUAUGCAACGGCGAAAUAUUGUAAUUAAGUUUUUAAAAAUAUCGUUGAGUGCUGUAUACAGUGCUUUCAACCGCCAUAUAAAAAUGUGAAUAUCCUUAUGUACCACAACCGGUCGUAUAUAUUAUAUUAACGAUACGAGUCAAAAAAUUAAAGAUACGAGCGCUUAUGAAAAGAAUUCGCUUAUAUGAAAAAAAAUGACCUUAAUUUUUUUUGAAAAUAGCCUGAUAUAUUGUUUUUAAUUGAAUACUCAUGAAGAAUUAAGAAACAAUGAUAAUUUGAAUAUAUUGCCGUUUAAAGUUGUCAAACCUAACCCAACUUAACUUAAUAAAAUAUGUUAAACUUUUUAUUUCUUCCUUUAUGGUCGGGCAUACACCGCCUACGAAGUUUGCCCUUACAGCACGCUACAGCCUGUGCAUAUAGAUUUAAAUAUAAUUAUCUCAAAAUACAUCAAGUAUUAUCAAAUCCAGUAGAAUGCACCAUCUAAAUGACUAUAAUAAUGACUUUUAUUUACGAUUUUUAACUAUCUCCCUUAUUGCUCGUAUUUUGUAUUUUACUAAACGCCACCGUGUGUGUGCAGUUUCGUCCGAUUUAAAACGAAAUUAUAUAUUUUAAAUAUUUUAUGUAUGAAAAUCACGCGUACGACGAGUUUACGUGCGAUUCACUGUAAAAUUGCUUAACCGAUUUUGAUAAGAUAAUGCCCAACGGGUUUCAUUUGCUCCAACUUUAAUGAUAGUCUUCAUCUCGAUUAAUGACAUACAAGGGGAUGACAGGUUCUUAGGUAUUUUCGGUAUAAAAAUUAAAUUAUUUUUGUUGAAUUGUGGGUUACUUUAGUUGCACGGAUAGAAUGAAAAACAAUAAAUAAUAAACAGAAAUAAAAAUGUCAUAACAACUAUAACAACGUAAAAUAACGAGUCAAUCUGACGCCUGACGGUCUAUUAUUGGCUUGAACAGCCAACUUGACAACAUGGAUGAAAAAAAUAAUAAAUAACUAUGUUAACGCUGUACAGGGUGGGUAAGUGAAAACACAUACAACGUCAUCUUUGAAUCUUUGUACUUUUUGGUAAACAAUAUACUACCGUAUAGUGUACCACGUAAUAAUUUAUAAGUGUUAUUAUAGUGGAUGUGUGUGUAGUUCAAUCAUCCCUGUGCUGGGCGGGUAUCUAUGGUAACACCCACUUUCUACCUAUUUUUUUUUCGUUCUAUAUACUGAUACGUGCAAAGCAAAACGAGAAUAAUGGUAAAAAUAAUGAAAAAUUGGCACGGACAUCGCCGAGCGUGGGACUAGCUGUCCCACGUAUUAUUAUACGAAUUGCGUUAUCAUAAACACAAUAUUUAUAUCGCUCGGUUUGGUUGUUCAAUUUGAAACCAUUCAAAUUUCGACCUCUACUUGUAAAUUUUCAUUAUAUUUUGAUAACUUACAUACAUUUGAAUUUUAAUUACAAAUAUUUGCUGAAAAUAUAUACGAUACGACGUGUCACGGGUUAAAGUUGUUGAAAUAAAUCGUAUGAAAAAAGCGCGUGAAUAAAAUCAAAUAUUGUCCAUCAAUCGGGUCAGACGAUUUUCAGGUUUCGGGUUUGAUUGAUAAUCCCGGUAAAAAUUGUAAUCAUUUAAAUUUUAAUAUAGGUUUUUUACCGUUAUUAACUGGCAUUAAACACCUGUUUCAGUUCAAUCCCUAAUAAAAUUAUAAUAUGAUACAUUUUUCGUAAUUCAUUCUCUAAUACCAAUGUUUUAUUUUUAUCGUAAAACAACAAAAUCAUAUUUACUAAUGCAAUUAGUGAAGAGCGUGCAGUUCUCAAUUUCACUAAAGUUUGUUGAUCCUCUUAUUAUUUUACCAAAACGUCACAGAAUCAUUACUGGCCCACCAGUACUAUAAUUAUAGGGGGAUUGUAUUUUUUUUCUUCUUAAAAUUAAUUUAACUCAUAUUUUUCCGAACGACCAAGAUAAAUAAAUGUUUUGCUUUACAUUAUCAUGAUGAAACUAUAUCGUUAUAACUUAUAUUUUAUGGUUUCGAUUUUUUACUUAGGUUAUAAACCGAUAAUGUCGAAUUCUGAUGAUGAACGCACGGAUUUUAAUGUUGACCCCAAUUGUUUUCAUUUUAAUCUCAUUCUUGACCUCGUUAAAUCUCUCCAUGCUUCAUCAUUUCUUCGGUAUUGCUCUACAUCCCUUCAUGCCUCCUUUAUAGUCCUUUUGUUUUUUGAAAUUCCUCUUCUCUACCUUCCAUCAUGACAUACUGGUGACUUUCUCCUUCUCACAGCGCGCCCAUUGCCCGCUUACAAUCUCAAACUGUUAUCUCUUUUUUGUCCAUUAACAUCCGAUAAUAAUAAUAAUAAUAAUAAUGUUUUUUGAUUAUAGCACCGGACGUCGUUUUCCAAGUUCAACGUAAACAGCUGUUUGGAACCGUCGGCCAUAUUCCAGACGAUUCAGCCCACCCACCGAGCUCUGCAAAUCCGACCACGGCAAAAUUCCAUGUUUGCGGGUGGUGGGGCUCUGCCGGGUGCCUGCGGACCACCUGUGUCCAGCCACUGUACGCUAAUGGCCGGUCGGCCACGGAAGGCCAAGUCGGCGGCCGACAUUAAAUCGCUGGUUCAGCACGAGUGCAGUCCCGCCAGGACCAGUCGGUCCAUGUUGCCUAUGACGAUCGGAGCAGCCGCAGUCGCGGCGGUGGCCGAACGUCGCGUGUCGUGCGCGGCCCCAAUGACCAUGUCGUCGUUUGGAGGUUAUGGCGGCGGUGGAGGUGGAACCGGCAGUGGUUACGGUACUCUGAUGGUGGCUGCAGUCAAGGAACGCCGAUCGUGCAGCCUGUUUCCGUCGCCUGGUGCUGAGAAACGGUUGUUCACGACGUCCGCGUCUACCACCACGCCACCAGCCCCAUGCCUGUGUGACGUCCCAUUUGGUGGCCAAUCGUCGUCGUCACUGUGGACGUCGGCUAGACGAGACUUUCUCAUGACACCAUCCACGUCACUGGGUGGCGGCACAAGUUUCGGUAGUAGUGGCGUCGGUGGCGGACGGCGCACCUCGUGUGGCAUGGACCAUCUGUGUCCCACGUCCAUUACGCUAAAAGACCGUCGGCCGUCGUUCAACAACGUCAUCGCUCAGGUAACGGCCGAACGGCGGCCGUCGUCCAGCAUGCUCAGAAUCAGCAACGUCUAGUCUGCGGACAGUAGACAGUGGUGGACAGCGAUUCUGAUGAUCGAUUGUACUCACGGAUUUUGUUUGGUUUAUUUAAUUGUUACUGUUUCUGUUCUGAGACGCUCGGGAAGUUUCACUGACCAAGGUAUUUGUAACGGUGGACAUCGUACGUCGAUAAACCUAAACCGUUCAAUCCGUCCGCAGCGAAUUCGUAUACCUUUCAAACAUUUUAUUAACCUUAAUAAUAUUUUCACAGGUUGAACAGACGGUUCACACUACUUAAACGUUUCGAAUAAUCUCAUCAGAUAGGGCGAAACCGAAGUAUUGUCGCGUGUAGGAUUGUAUCUAGUUAACUAUUUUACUGAUACUCAUAUUAUGAC
Molecule: messenger RNA, 91504 nt
Organism: Cinara cedri
Lineage: Eukaryota; Metazoa; Arthropoda; Insecta; Hemiptera; Aphididae
Source: the annotation of a GenBank genome assembly